UCUAUCACCUAUUCAAUUUAAUUUAAAAUAUGCAUAUAUUUACACCUGGUAGCAUUACCAUUGGCUUUCAAUAUAGCCAUUUACCUAAUUCAGAUAGAAGCAAUGAUGAUGAUGCAUUUUACAAUCCCACCCCGGAACAUUUUUCCGUAUUGCUUUUCUGCAUAGAGACACAAGGGCAACUUGCACAGACAGGCACAGCUGACACAGCGUUGCCUGCACACACACCCACCCACACACCCUAUUUGAAUCUUUCCCAUAGGAAGCUCACUCUCUGCACCUGCAGCCAACAAAAUAACCAAAAUUCAUCCUGCAACUUGUAGGAUCCAUGCUGAAUGAUUUAUUUGCUAGAUGCCUGUUCACAUCACUUCCGGAUCCAUCUCCCAUUCUGCUGCAGACCCCCCUCCCUGCCCUUUAAUUCUGUGAAGUUGGAGGAGCAGGCGGUGUGCUCCAGUGAUCAGUGAGGAGGGUCUCAGCACAACCUUUAACUGAGUAUAGAGAAGACCCAGCAUGGUGUGAGGAGCAGUCAGUUCUAUUGUUCGCUCUUAACCUGCAGUGCCUUCUCCUCCCACCUCAUCACAGUCCUCCCCCUGCAGCUUUAUUUUCCCCCCUUUAUUUUUUAUUUUUUAUCUUUUAUUUCUCUGAAUUAACUAGUCCAUCCCUAGAGGCUCGGGAUGGCUGACAAGAAGCAACCUGGACGACAGAAUGAAGGGGAGGAGGUCCCAGCUUUCUUCAAGAACAUGGGCUCAGGGAGUCCCAAACCCAGGCAGAAAUUCUGUGGAAUGUUCUGCCCUGUGGAAGGAUCUUCUGAGAACAAAACCAUAGAUUUUGAUUCUCUGUCGCUAGGGAGAGGGUCUGGUAAAAUCAUUGCCCAGCAGAAGGACGUGGCUGGCACCCAACAGCCAGGUCCCAGAACUGGAGAGACACCAAAUGGAUUCGGGAGGAAGGUAGAAAUCAAGUGCCCACAAGGAAAGGAAGCCCUUCAGUAUCUCAAUGAUAAGGUGAGUUAGCACAUUGAAUAGGGGAGGUGACUGACAAGCCAUAUAGAAGUAGGGUGGGUAGAACUUUAACCCUUUACUUCACACCUUAGAUACUAUAGUGGGAUCGUCUUCCUCAGAGUGAACAAAGUUGAUAUGUCUCUAUUCUAGCAAUAGGAGCAUUGAAUGAACCUCUUUGUGUCUGCAAUCUUUAUUCUAACCAUGUCCUGUUGUACCUGUCAGAGGCUGAUGACACACUGUUCUUUAUUUCUUCUUCUACAUAUUGUGAGGAUAUGCAUGCUUGAGCAUAGGUGAAUCAGGUGCUAAAUAAUCUUUCUGGUCUAUUUUUGCUCACAAAAAAAAAAAAAAAAGAAGCAAAUUUAGAAUUAUGCCCAUGAUAAUAUAUUUGUCAAUGUAGCCCUUGACUACAUCUGGACAUUAGCUAUUUUCCCAAGGGCCCCACCCUAUACAUGGAGUUUAAAUACAGUGAACAUUUGACAGUUAUGUCCAUCUCCAUGUUAUAACUAGACAAUAAAGACACUGAUAUGUUGAGUUUUUCCAUAUAAAGACCAAAGGAUAUCCUCUCACUUGCACAUGAUUGACGUGCCAAUGACAAUGACAUAAAAUUAUGUUAUGUUACUAUAUAGCUAUAUAAGAAAUGUCUAUUACAUUAUUAUACUAAAUCUUAAUUUGAAUAAAGUUGUUUUUAAAUAGUCAACUCCAUGAUAAGCCCACAUUUGUAUAUGUUGGCAAAUUCUACAGUUAGAAUAGAAUGAAGUCAUAAAGUUUUGGUUGUGGGUGUUGGGUGGGGUGACAUAACUUCUUCUUGUGUAUAGUCCUCUAUAUUUUAUAAGACGAGAAUUACUUUUUAGUGUCAAGAAUUAAGUCGUUAUUAAGUCUAUUGAGUCAUUUUUAUUUGUUAAGAAGGGAUGUACUGAAUUCUGUGAAGACCUAAAAUGGCAGAAUUAUGAGAAUUCAAUUGUAUCUUAAGAGUAUUUCACAAGGUAUUUGUUAAGGUUACUGGUAUCAACUUACAAACUAAACUUAGUGUUUGCCUAUAUCAUUCCUAUUCAUUGGUGCGGUUGGAAAUACAGUGACACCUGUUGUGAGCAGAAGCUCUUGAAAGGAUCUGUCUUACCUUAGGCAAACCUUUUCCAAGUUCAUCUAUAUAAAAAAAAAUCACAGUCUACAUGACAGCACAGUUUACAACAGUGGAUCCAUUAAACUCAAACACAAAUCUAGUAAGUGUUGCUCUGUAUUUAUCUAGUUUAAUUUGUUCCUAGAAUUAGUAUUUCCAUGUAGGCCACAAUGUAUCCUCUUCUUCUCAGUUUGAUGAUGAGACUUGUUUGAAAUUCAAAAUAAAUUAAAAUGGAAUUCCACAUUUAAGGAAAAAGUAGCAAAUCUGAAAAAAAAUUCUCCAAGUCAGCUAAUCUUCCAGUUUGGCUAUGUUUGUCUAAAUGUUGAAUUCCUGACAAUUUGCACUUAAGUAAAUUAACCUGCUAACUGUUUGUAGUUUAUAGUGUAUGAGAAGGAAAACAUAAAACGUUUGGCUAUGGACCAGGAGCUCACACAGAAAUCUAAAAAUGUGUAUACAUACAGACAGGCCUGUUGCGACAAGGCAAGCAAACCAAGCAAUUGCUUGGGGCCCGGAGCUGACCAGGGACGUAUUAGCCACGAAGCAAACAAGGCAUUUGCCUUUGGCGGCACUUUCCAGGGGGCGGCAAAAAAAGCUGCCCCAAAUGCCCAGGGCAAAUGUCUUGUUAGCCCUGCGGUUAACUACCAAUCCGGUCAGGCGGGCGGCGCUGGCGAGGGAGCACUUUCUCCUGAGCACUCUGCUCAGCUCCCUUGCACGCCGCAGAGUGAUGCCGGGAGCCGGAAUAUGACGUCAUAUUCCAGCUCCUGGCAUCACUCUGCGGCGCGCGAGGGAGCUGAGCAAAGCACUCAGGGGAAAGUGCUCCCUCGCCAGCGCCGCCCGACCGCCCAGCAGCCCCACUAGACCCCAGGGAGAGGGAGAACCCCCCCCCCAGCAUUUCCAAAGGUAAGGGGAGAGGGUUAAAUUAAAAAAAAAUUAGUGUGUUAAUGUGAGUGAGUGUGUGUGUCUGAUAGUAUGUGGCUGUUAGUGUGUGUCUGUUGGUGAGUGAGUGUGUGUCUGUUAGUGAGUGAGUGUGUGUCUGUUAGUGUGUGUCUGUUAGUGAGUGUGUGUGUGUCUGUUAGUGUGAGUGUGUGUGUGUCUGUUAGGGUGUGUGUGUCUGUGAGUGUGUGUGUGUCUGUUAGUGUGCCUAAUGCCACCUACCUGAUUCCAACGCAGAUUCACCUUGGUGCUGGUUCAGGCUCCGCCUCUGCUCCUUCCCUUCCAACGUCAGCCGGUGGGGGAGACCUAAUGCGCAUGCAUGGCGAGUGCCAUGCUCACAUUAGGAUUUCUCCCAUGGAAAAGCAUUAUAUGGGUUUUUGGGUGAUGCUUUUCUAUGGGUUUUUGGGUGAUGCUGGAGAUCCUCAUGCAUAGAGUAAGGACGUCCAUCGUCAGGCGACCAAAAGUCGCCUAACAACCCGGAAUUCCCUUUAGUGGCUCUCUGGUAGACAGCCACUAGAGGUGGAGUUUACCCUCCAAGUCAAUUAUUGCAGUUCAUCAAAAACUGCAAUAAUUACCAUUGCACGGUUAAGGGACCUGGGACACUUCACCCAGACCACUGCAAUGAACUUAUUUGGUCUGGGUGCCUAUAAUGUCCCUUUAAGGUAUCUUGUACUAUGCCAUAAAUUUAUCUUUAAAUUAAAAAUGUACUUACCUGCAAAAUGCAUUAACUUUUUCGAUGUGACAGAAUGAGUGUGACAUAUGAGGUGCAUCCGAUAUUGAAAUGAAUAGGAGCUUCAAGGGACUGCCUUAGGCCUGCAGGUGUCCUGUACAAUAUGUAUGAGUGACGCCCCUCCCCAUUGUCAGUGUAAGUGUCAGUGUCAACUAAUCCAUUGCUUUCCAGAUAUAAUGGACUUGAAGUUAUGUUAGAAAAACAACUUGCUUUGGCCAAUGCUUUAAAUUCGCUGGAUACAUAAUGGGGGCCAUUGUCUGAUAUGAAUGUCUCUGGGAUCCCAUGUCUGGCAAAGGCAGCCUUUAACUUAUGUAUUACAGCAGCUGAUGACAUGCUGUGAAGUUUGUCAAGCUCUACAUAUCUGCUGUAGUAAUCAACAGUUUUGAGAUAAUCAAUAUUGUGCCAGGUGAAUAAGUCAGUAGCCACUUUUUGCCACGGUACUGUCUGAUGUCGCUAAUAAUGGGCUCUCUAAAGUUGGAGGUACAAUAUGUGAGGCAUAUAUCAAUGCCUUGGUUGCUGUUAUGUAUGCGUGACAGCAUGUCAGGACGAAGGCUUGAGGGAAUGACAAUGUUCUCACCUUUAAAGAUUAUGCCAUGUAGGUAUGAAAGUUCAUCUCGGUGAUUCUAGGAUUUCAAGAAAUUUUGGGGGGAUUUAUUUCUGUCAUCGGGCCAACAAUUUUGUAUAUUGUCCUUAAGUAUUUGAACCUGUGGGUUCCUUUCAGUCUGAGUCUUUGGAUGACUGACAGGAAGACUGCUGUAUACAGUGUACGCUUGUAUGUCCAUACCGUCACUGAGGCUUGAGUCUUAGUCAGAUAAUGACUUUCUGGACAGCGUGUCUACAGCUGGAAUGUCUUUGACUGGAUAGUGAGUGAUAGUGAAGUUAUACCUCUGGAGCUGUAGAAUCCUUCUUUGCAGUUGUAGAGGACUAAAUGUCAUGGGUUUGUGCAUUAUGGACUCUAAGGAUUAAUGAUCACUUUUCAUGAGGAUAUGGCGCCCAUUGAUAUAGUGAUGAAAACUCUUGAAGCCAAACAGUAUGGCAAAAAGUUAUUUCAAUUUGCAAGUAGUUAAUUUCAUUUUCAGUGAGUGAUUUUGAUGCAUACACAAUAGGUCUUCCAUCUUGCAGUAAUACCACUUCAAGUCCAUAUUUGGAAACAUCAAUUUGCAGUCUUUGUUCUUUCUAAGGAUUAAAAUAUCCUAACACUGGUACUGGCUCGCAUGUGAGCAGCUCUUUUAAUUGUGUUGAAAUCUUCGUCUAGUUGCGUGUCCCACACAAAUUUACUUGAUUUCUUUAGAAGUUGGUGCAAAGGUGGGGUGACAUCAGAAAGGUUCUGUACAAAUUUUGAGAGGUAGUUGACCAUGCCUUGUACUGUCUCAAGUUCACUUUAGUCUUUCGGUGACUUUAUGUCUCUCACCACAGGGAUUUUAGCAGGAGCAAGUUUUAUUCCAUCAGUUGUGAAGAGAUUCCUAAAGUAACAGACUUCUGUGGCACAAAUUAUGUUUUUUUUCUGGGUUAAGCCUGACACCUCUUUUUUCUGGAAAGCUGUAACACAGUGGCAAGGUUUUGAUCAUGCUCUGCUUUGGUUUUCCCGUAGGUGAAAAAGGAUGAUGUUUGAGCCUGUAUCGCCCGAACACUGUUUAAAAGUAGUGAGUUUGGAGGAUACUUCAGUGAGCUAAUAGCCCAAUAUCCAUAUCUAGCAUCUAAGACACUAAAGUACUGAGCACCUGCUAGCUUGGGUGUUAUAUAUUCGAGAAUAGGUAAAGGAUAAUGAGGUCAUUUGAUUUCCCUAUUGAGAUCCGUUAGAUCUAGACAUACCCAUAAUUUUCCUGUACGUGGCUUCUCAGCAAUAACCAUGAUGACGCUCUGACUUCAUAUGCUUUCGAGUUCUUCUUUUAGGCGCUGUGUAAUGUGAGAGGGCUGUGUCCCGGUGGGUGCACUAUUGAUGCUGCCUGUGAGUUUAAGUGUAUGGUACACUCUCCAGGGAAAAUCGAUUCCUUUGAAGAUGUCUGCAAAGUUCUCCAUCAUGGUACACCACUAGGAAUGCUUGCUACAGAUAGUAACAUUUUAAUGAGGCAAAAAUCUAUGCUGCUUUUUAGGUCUAUGACAGAAGGUGCUCUCUUGUUGAUGAUAUAGAAUGUCAGGAACAUUUGAGCGUCUUUAUGCUGGCAUUUCAGGUCACAUUUGCUUUUAACUGCCAAGCAUUCACUACCGUAGCCAUAUACAGUUGUAAUGAAAAUCAUUCAACCUCCAUUGAAAAUCUGGUAUAUUGUCAAAAUGUACAGACUUUUAGCUGUUUGCAAUGAACAAAUCAAACAAAAGCAAUUGAAAUAGCUCAAAACAAUGAAUGCUUCAAGUGGUUUCCCCUAAUUCAACUGAAAAUUUAACUUCUCCAGUCUCAAAAUUAUUUAACCCCCUGAACAGAAUCCCUCACAACAGAACAAAUAUGCAAAAAAGGCGUUGUCUCAAACACCCCUAAUGCAGCUAAUUAAGGGCUUCAUUAUUUGCACAAAGUGCACUGGAGCUGAACCACUUGAACUACCUGAACUGGCUAGGGGUUUUCUUGAAUGUCAUGUUUGACUGCAUGUUAGAAAUAUGAUGAUAAGUCAAAAGAAUGGCCCACAAAGUUAAGAGAAGAGAUCAUCACCCUUCACAAAAAAGGAACAGGAUACAAAAAGAUAGCAAUGCACUGAAUGUUUGAAGAGACACUGUUAGAAGCAUAGUUCACAAGUUCAAAGUUGAAGGAACAGUGGUUAUACUACCUGACUGGACAGAAAAAGGAAUCUAUCAAUGGCUGCAACCAGAUUUCUGAGAUUACUGGUUGUUAAAAUAGAAUGACUGCGAACUGAGGUUUCAGUGAGCAUGGUAAGACCAGUACUAAAUGCAGAACGUUUCCAUACCACUACUGACCCAAAAGCACAAGAAAAUAAAUCAGUAUGCCCAAAAUCAUAUAGAGAAGCCACAGAAGUCUGAGGAUUCUAUUCUGUGGAAUGAUGUAACAAAACUGGAACUUUUCGGCCCAAUGGAUCAGUAGGUGGUUACAGCACGCAAACCCAAGAAUAUUACUAAACUGGAGGCCACUGCUCAUGAGCAAUGUUCUAAGAUUCCUCAGGAACGCUGCCAGAAGCUGGCUAUGCACCUUGUUUGCAGCAGGUCAUAACAGCAAAGUACUCUACUUUGAGCUCUAUAAGUAGUAAAGAUGCUUGCUAUGAAGAGAUUGAAUAGUUUGGAGACUGGUUUGCUCAUUGCAAACAGCUGAAAGUCUGUAGUUUUGACAAUAUAGUUAUUUUCAAUGGGAAAUGAAUAAUUUUGAUUACAACUGUAUGUGGCGAGGUGCCGUCACACAGUGCAUUUGGUUUUCAGCUUAUUGUAUUUGCAUAGGGGAAUGUUAGCUGAGGAUCGAGUGUCUAUCUUAAAAUGAAUUUCAAUUGGUUUUGGCUUGUUCUGCACUGUGAUUGUUAUGGGUCACAGAUAGUGAUGUCCCGAACGGUUCGCCGAACGGUUCGCGAACGGUUUGCCGCGAACGGUUCGCCACGCACUCAUCAUUGAGUAAACUUUGACCCUGUACCUCACAGUCAGCAGACACAUUCCAGCCAAUCAGCAGCAGACCCUCCCUCCCAGACUCUCCCACCUCCUGGACGCUCACUAAGAAUGCAGCUUCACAAUGGAUGCUGUCCAGGAGGUGGGAGGGUCUGGGAGGGAGGGUCUGCUGCUGAUUGGCUGGAAUGUGUCUGCUGACUGUGAGGUACAGGGUCAAAGUUUACUCAAUGAUGAGUCCGUGGUGAACCGUUCGUGGCGAACCGUUCGGCGAACUGUUCGGGACAUCACUAGUCACAGAGUCUACGAACAUGUAAUGGACCAUUUUUCCGCAGAUGAAACGGCACACUUUGGCGAAGCUUUCCACAUGAAUUGCACAUUUUCCCCUUUCAGGACUUUGAUAGCAGGUGGAAUGGUGCUUAUUUCCCCAGUAGUCAGAGGCACGAGAUUGUAAAGCUUGUUCAUACUUGCUUGCGACGGAUGCUAUGUUGUCUCCAGUCUGCACCAUUGCUAGUAUGGCAUGAAACUUUGUGAAUGGUAUCACCACGUGGAGAAUCCUUGGAGAUCUACGUAGCUGUGUCUGGGCCAACUCAGGUCAUCUGGCAAUAUCAAUUACUUUUUCUAGUGUUAACAAAGACCCAACUUAUUUUUUUUUAACUUGGUUUUUAUUUGGUUUUGUAAACAAAGCAUACAACCAAUAUACACUGCUCAAAAAAAUAAAGGGAACACUUAAACAACACAAUAUAACUACAAGUCAAUCACACUUCUGUGAAAUCAAACUGUCCACUUAGGAAGCAACACUGAGUGACAAUCAAUUUCACAUGCUGUUGUGCAAAUGGGAUAGACAACAGGUGGAGGUUAUAGGCAAUUAGCAAGACACCCCCAAUAAAGGUGUGCUUCUGCAAAUGGUGACCACAGACCACUUCUCAGUUCCUAUGCUUCCUGGCUGAUGUUUUGGUCACUUUUGAAAGCUGGCAGUGCUUUCACCCUAGUGGUAGCAUGAGAUGGAGUCUACAACCCACACAAGUGGCUCAGGUAGUGCAGCUCAUCCAGGAUGGCACAUCAAUGCGAGCUGUGGCAAGAAGGUUUGCUGUGUCUGUCAGCUUAGUGUCCAGAGCAUGAAGGCGCUACCAGGAGACAGGCCAGUACAUCACGAAACAUGGAGGAGGCCAUAGGAGGGCAACAACCCAGCAGCAGGACCACUACCUCCGCCCAUGUGCAAGGAGGAACAGGAGGAGCACUGCCAGAGCCCUGCAAAAUGACCUCCAGCAGGCCACAAAUGUGCAUGUGACUGAACAAAUGGUCAGAAACAGACUCCAUGAGGGUGAUAUGAGGGCCCGACGUCCACAGGUGGGGGUUGUGCUUACAGCCCAACACCAUGCAGGACGUUUGCCAUUUGCCAGAGAACACCAAGAUUGGCAAAUUCGCCACUGGCGCCCUGUGCUCUUCACAGAUGAAGGCAGGUUCACACUGAGCACAUGUGACAGACGUGACAGAGUCUGGAGGGCGUUCUGCUGCCUGCAACAUCCUCCAGCAUGACCAGUUUGUCAGUUUGUCAGUAAUGGUGUGGGGUGGCAUUUCUUUGGGGGGCCACACAGCCCUCCAUGUGCUCACCAGAGGUAGCCUGACUGCCAUUAGGUACCGAGAUGAGAUCCUCAGACCCCUUGUGAGACCAUAUGCUGAUGCGGUUGGGCCUGGGUUCCUCCCAAUUCAAGACAAUGCUAGACCUCAUGUGGCUGGAGUGUGUCAGCAGUUCCUGCAAGACGAAGGCAUUGAUGCUAUGGACUGGCCCGCCCGUUCCCCAUACCUGAAUCCAAUUGAGCACAUCUGGGACAUCAUGUCUCACUCCAUCCACCAACAUCACGUUGCACCACAGACUGUCCAGGAGUUGGCAGAUGCUUUAGUCCAAGUCUGGGAGGAGAUCCCUCAGGAGACCAUCCGCCAACUCAUCAGGAGCGUGCACAGGCGUUGUAGGAAGGUCAUACAGGCACGUGGAGGACACACACUACUGAGCCUCAUUUUUACUUGUUUUAAGGACAUUACAUCAAAGUUGGAUCAGCCUGUAGUGUGUUUUUCCACUUUAAUUUUGAGUGUGACUCCAAAUACAGACCUCCGUGGGUUGAAAAAUGUGAUUUCCAUUUUUUCAUUUUUGUGUGAUUUUGUUGUCAGCACAUUCAACUAUGUAAAGAACAAAGUAUUUCAGAAGAAUAUUUAAUUCAUUCAGAUCUAGGAUGUGUUAUUUUUGUGUUCCCUUUAUUUUUUUGAGGAAUAAACAGGUAAAGACUAUUUCAAGACUGGAAGCAAUGCAACAAUUCAGUUCACCUUCCCAAAAGAUCUAGACUUGGCCAUAAUAGCAGUUCUCACUGCAAUGUCUCUUGUAGUUGCAAUAACAUCUCUGGAUGCUCCUGCCGGUGCAGCAGCUGAUUUUCUUACUCUAAAAGAGGACAGAAUAACUCGGGCAUCUGCUUCGCAUUGUAUACCAAUAAAGGCAACCAUUCUUUGGACAAAUGGCAAGGCUGCGCCUCCGCUGAUCUCUUCAGGAAUACCUUGUAGGCAUAUGUUCCGACGGCGGUGGUGGGAUUCCAGGGAGGACACCACCUUGUGCAGCAAUUUGACCUGUAAGCUAAGGCCCUCCAUUUGGUGUUUUGGGUUCUGUAGCUCACUGACUCAUGUCUUCUCCCUCUCCUCCACAGCAGACACUUUCUGGUGUAGGAUGCCCAUUUCGGCUUGAGCCUCUUGUAGGUCUGCCUUCCAGACCUGUCUAAGAUCCACAAGUAGUCUCUUGAUGUCCCCUUUUGUCGAGGGAGAUGAAUCAUUAUCAGAAUCUGCGUUAUGGUACACUCUACCAGAAGGAAGCCGUGUACUGGAUUCCCCUUCAUCCUGUGAGUCUUGUGAGUGAUCUGAGACUUCUGGCUCACUCUGGGGCACAGACACCUCUCUGGCAGGUAACUGCUGGGCCGGUCUUUCAAAUGACAGUCUGAUGUCUGGGAGUGCAGGCCUCUCUAUAUGGUAAGGCUUCUUGUGCUUGUGUCCCAUUGUACCCUCUGGGCAUACCAUGAUUUCCCUCACUUUUUAAGGGGGUUGGGGGUUGGAGAAACUCUGGUGGUCUCCUGAGAGUCCAAGAGCAGCAGGAGUUGCCAACUCCUUCCUGCCCAUGCGUAGUAGGCCUCAGUUUCGACCGUGUCUAGGAGUGCAGAGUCCUGGUAAUUCUGCCCCACGCAGAUAGGAAUAUCAGCUGUCCGUGGUUCACCGAGGUAUGGGAGCAAUCUGGGUCGUAAGCGCAGAUUUUUAGUGGGAAAAGCCCCUUUUAUUAUUUGGGAUCGCCCGGAGCUUUUAUGAAGUACGUCUGGCCGGCUCUGUGGUUUAGCUCCGCCCCCUCCAACUCAGACCCAACUUUUAAUCAUUUCUCUCCCUACCCUUGGAGAGUGUAUGCUGAAGACAAUGCAGUCUCGGAUUAUAUGAUCACUCUGAGCAUAAUAGCAGUGCCGAGCAAGGAGCCACAAAUCUAUUAUGAACUAUUCAAAGUAUUUCUGAGCCUGCUGUUUUUUUGUCAUGGAAUUGUAUCAUGCAAAUAUCAUGUUUGCUUUGGGCUCAACAUAUGCUGCAAAAUGGUCAUAAUAUGACUUUAAUGACAUAGCAUUUUCUGCAGGUAGGGACCAUGUACUAAAAAUGUCUAUGCCCGUUUCACUAAUCCAUAGGAGAAGAUAAUUACAUCUUUCACCCUCACUCUUACUUUUCAGGGUUCAGUGAGAUUUGCAUGUUGUCUGAACUUCUGCCAUGCAUCAGGCAAGUUGCUUGCUUCCCAGUUCAUUGUGGGCAUAGGGACUUCAGCUGGGUCCAUGUCGAUAGAAGAGAUCUGUUUCUUUCUCACACUUUCUCUUUCUUUCUCACCAAAGUACUGAACGGAUCUGGGUGAAUUUUGGAUAUGUGGUUCACCCAGAUCCCCCGGUUCCACGGAUAUUUUUAUGGGGUUAUUGCAUGUUUUGGGGUCCCUGUGAUGUGUUUUAUGAAACUGUAUUAUUUCUGGCCAGCAGAUAAUUGAGCUUUGUGUAUUGUAGAAACUCAAUUAUCUAGCCUGGCCCAGAGGAGGAGUCUUGUGUUGCAUAAAUUGUGAGUUCUGUGUGCCAGUAAAUCAGUCUUGUUCCAGCAUUAAGCUUUGGCUCAUGUUUGGGGGAUUGGAGAAAUACACUCUGGGGAUUGCUAUAAUCACUAUACUCCCAUGGGUAUGAUCACUAAGUUCUGCUAAGAGCUUGUUCCUGUUCCUGCUCUCUGGGGAAAGAGAGGUUCACCCACUGGAAGCUGGAUCCUGGCCUUGGGUCCAGGGUGGGUGGAGACAGCAGAGACCCUGGCGCAGUUGCAUCGCUGGAAGUGGGGUCUGCAGUGCUGAUGGUGUCGGUUGGAGUGCUUGGAGUCCUCAGCGAGCACUAGGAGCAUCGAUUGGUGGAGGUACUCAGUCGGAGUGCCAGCGUUCCGUCACACUCAUGUUGGUCAAAUAGCGCCCAGAUCCAUGAAGAGAUGAAAAAUCGUGGUAAAGUUUUCACUGGCCAUACACGUGGUCUAUGCCCAAAAGAGAUCCAGAACAAUUAGGGCUUUGGGUGGUUGAAUAUCGAGAUCUCCUGCGGACAAACGAAAGGCGGCUCCCCCGGCUCUCAGGGAGUGAUUAGUCUUUUCUGUCUUCCCCUCCCUUCUCCCUCUCAUACCACCCCACCUCCCCCAAUACCUCCCCUCCAAAUGACACUUUCUUGGCAGGUUGGGAAGUAGGGUGGAACAUAGGUGUAAGUUGACCGGGCGAUCAGAAUGCAGCCGAGCCGGAGUUCCACAUACUUUGGUGCUCGGUCCUGCUGGGGAUCAUUCAGGACUUAGGAACUGAAUUCUUGCCAAGGUAGAUGCUCUUUUGGGAGUAUCACAUAGAGGAGGACACAGCACUGAGCCAUGGUUAGUGAAGUAGCUCUUUCAGGGAAGGUAGGUUCAAAAUAGUACAUGGUUUGCCACAGUCAGCUGCCCAUUCAUAUUUCCUAGGUUGCACAUUCCUAAAGUAUUACUCCAAGCACAAUGGCCAUUUCAGUGAUUUUAUGUGGCCAUGGUACCUGGAGUCGCUUUUGAAAGCUGCACAUACAGAGAUAAUCCAUUUUGCUGCCAGAGGUAUAACUUCACCUCUGGCAGCAUCAUGUGGUUGUCAUCAGCCAGUUGAUUGGUUGACUGACAAAAGUCAGCUGACAGUUUCAGCCAAUGAAUGGCGACCACCACGGCUUCUGGGGUCUGGCGCUCUACAGAAGCUAAAGGCAUAUUGUAACGGAUCACCUGGCACCCCGACUGGGUACCUCCGUUAAAGGAUGCUCCUAGCACUGCAGCAGACACCACAACCACCGAACCGGAGAAGCAUAUGAAUCCUCUCAAGCAUAUGAAUGCUGUAGACAGUUGAAUAGGAACCAUACGAAUAGGUUUACUCUACUAGCAGUCAAACUGGAACAGCAUACAAUAAAUCCUCCCCCAAUAAUAAGACGACACUUCACUUUGAGGGUUAAGCAGGAACUGCCUGUAAUGGCCACACACUGGCUUUUAUGCAAGUCCCCAUGCAAGGGGACAUCCCACAGGGUGGGACACAGUACAACCAAUCGUUACAGGGGAACCAUAAAACACACCCACAUUUACAUCACAAUCCCUCCUCUCUGUCCAGGAGAUAACUGUGAAGUAAUCCAAUUAUCUCCCAGGACAGAGGCAAGACUUCAUUAACCACAUGGCAGUAACAAUACAAUAAAAGACAUAAAAUUACAUACAGUUACAUUUAUUCCAUAAAACAUAGACAUUCUACAUAUCCCCAGAUAGCUUAGAUCUGAGUGCACAUUACUACCGAAUGGCGCUCAGAUCACAUAAAUACAGUUCAAUCGCCAUGGAGCCAAAGUCUUUCAUACAGUCUUUCAGUAUACGGCUGGGCUCCAUGGCAUAGCUAUCUGGGGUAGCAUGGCUUUAACAGUCUACAGAAAGGCAUGAAUAUGCUUUGCAGGGAAAAUAAAAGGUUUUAACUGCCGGGCCAUAGUCUAAAGGGAGCAGGCGAGCAACCAGGCUCCUCCAGUGGACAGUGGCGAGGCUGGUUUCGCCACACAUAUCACUAGAACACUAUUGAGCAUCACAAAUGGGCAGGGACCUAGAUAAGGGGGCAAAACAUUGCUAAGUGGUUUGCCCCAUUACGUGGGAACAGAAACAGGGUACUCCUACAAUGGGCUGUAGUGGGUAUUAUCAAUGGUGUACCCCUUUAAGGCCAGACCUGGAACCUCUUGGCAUGCACUGUACAUCUGUUUUGGUGUAAUUAGGUGAAUGGAAGCUAGUAAUAUGCAUACUGUGCAGGGUUUUCAUGCUUUCCAAAAUUUGUUUUGUGAAAUUCUGCUCACUGACUGUUACAGUGCUCCUUGUAAAAACAUUAGUCAUGUCACUAAAGCAAACGCGUAGGUAUAUUUACUAAAAAGAAAGUUCUGUUUUUUUUACAAAAGCCUUGGAUGCUUUCAAAAAUGUCUGCAUUUAUUUUGGGAAAAAGCUUAAUUUUUUAAAAUUCAAGAGAAGGAAUAACCCAUCAAUAAAGAAAUUUGCAAUUGUAACUCAGAAAAGGUUACAGUCUUCUUCUCUGAAAUAUCAACAUUUUUUUUUAUCUUUGUUUAAAAAGCUAUUAUACAAAUAGACCAAUUUAUUCCAAAAAAACAUCACUGACCUUCUGUUUCAUUUUAGCACUGGUUUUAAUCACAAACGAAAAAAAACCCAGAAUAACAAAAUUAUAGUGUCACGCUUAUAGAAUGAAUAAGUGAAUAAUAUUACAAAUCACACUUAAUACCUUAUAAGUGCUAUAUAUGGGUCUUUUGGGUCCCCAAUAUGCUUUGAAAAAUUAAAUAAGACCUAAACUUUUAAGAGUGACAAUAGAACACACAUAAUUUUGAGCUAUCACACCUAGCUCUGGUAUUAAAGGACCACUAUAGUGCCAGGAAAACAUACACGUUACACAUACAUGUUUUCCUGGCACUAUAGUGCCCUGAGGGCCCCCACCCUCAGGGCCCCCUACUGCCGGGCUCUGGGGACAGGAAGGGGUUAAACUUACCUCUUUCUCCAGCGCCGGGCGGGGAGCUCUCUUCAUCCUCUCCUCCCUCUUCUCCUCCCCGUCGGCUGAAUGCGCAUGUACGGCAGGAGCCGCUCGCGCAUUCAGCCAGUCCAUAGGAAAGCAUUCACAAUGCUUUCCUAUGGACGCUGGCGUCUUCUCACUGUGAUUUUCACAGUGAGAAGCACGCAAGCGCCUCUAGCGGCUGUCAAGAGACAGCCACUGGAGGCUGGAUUAACCCAUUUAUAAACAUAGCAGUUUCUCUGAAUCUGCUAUGUUUAUAAAAAAAAGGGUUAACCUUAGCUGGACCUGGCACCCAGACCACUUCAUUAAGCUGAAGUGGUCUGGGUGCCUAUAGUGAUCCUUUAAUAGCUGCAGUGUUCGUAGAGGUGACCCUUCCCAUUCUUGUUACCACUUAUCUUCUUGAAGUAUCCUAUGGAGUGACAUAAAGGAGUAAAUACAUAGAGUAGCACUGUAUUAAAAUAUUUUAUAAAAUCUAUUUAAAACAGGGUACUCACAAGUAAAGAGCCUCUAGCUCACUUUUCACACUUGUAUUGCUAAGGGCCAUACCACCUUCUUUAGCAUGAUGUAGUAAACAUGCAUUAAGUGCAAUAAUUUAUAAUAUACAAACAAAUAUUAUAUAAAAUAACUAUAAAUUAUUCCAGAACACGUAUCGCCUCAGGCUUCAUCAACUGGGUAUAUAUAUAUAUCCUAUGGUGAGGCUCCUGUUUUUAUACCUCCUUAAUAGGGGGUAAUUAGGGCCAAACGUGUGCAUUCCAAGCCUCAUUUUAAUUUUUUUGGGGUUUCUCUACGACACGGAAUUAUUGGGGACAAACGCACGCAAUCUACUGGUUCAUCGGAAGUGCAUUGCAUUUCAUGUCUCCAUUUCAUUCCCCUUCCAUACUCCUCGGUGACGCAGAGGUCGCAUCUGUUUCUAAUUCGUCGCGUCACUUCUUCGUCAAUUUUCUUUCAAUACAUACGAUACAAAAAAAAACAUUUAUCUGCUUAGGCCAAUUUCUGCCUCUCUGCAUCUCCCUUCUUACAUAACUUACAGCAACCUUUGUAGUUCAUAUUUCAUGGUUGCAUUUCAGUUACCAGCGAGGUGGCAGGAGGCAUCCUUGGCUACCCUUUAAAUUGAAAGUGAGAUUGCAAAAUCACAGGAGAAUCUGUAAAAAAUAUUGUUUUUAGCUUUUUAUCAUGCCCGGCCUAAAUAUGUGUUCUUCUGCACUGUAAAAAAAAACGUGAAGUACAAAAAUAGGGAAAAAGUAAGUAAUGAAACAACGGUCAGUCUGACCAUGGCUAUAAAUAAAUAAAAAGGGAAUAAACCAGUUGAAUACUUUUUUUUUGUCCCUUACACGUUAUCAGUCACCUGCACAAGUGUUACAUUUCUUCACAACAAAAUCAUGUGUACACUUUAUAGUUUUUACUUUAAUUUUCUUUGCAACAUGAAAUGUAUUACCUAAAGGCUUACUUACCUACAUUUACACACCAAGCAUAAUUACCAGCUUAUAGAAGAGCACAUUUUGUUGCCAUUCCAAUUAUUUAAAGGGAUACGUUAAGCACUAAAAUAAGCUUUGGUUAAUGAAAAACACACAAAAAUAUGGUUACGUGCUAAAAGAGUACUGGUAGAUGAUCAGGCGCCCUGUGCGAGCCCACCUCGUGGCGCCCCCACCCUUCAGCAAAACACUUGAUCCUUCUACAAUAACCCUGUUACGCCUACUACAAAACCCUUCCACAAAACCCCUGCCCCCUUUCUACAAAAACCCUGCCCCCCUUUUUACUAAAACCCCUGCUCCCCCUUUAACAAAACCCCUGCCCCCCUUCUACAAAGUACCUUCUCCCCCUUUAACAAAACACAUGCUAUCAUUAUAUAUCAUUAUAUAUAUCUACUAUACAGCAAUGUACACAUAAUAUCACUAAAAUCUCCUCCCCUCCACCAAAACCACUGCCACCUUCUACAAAAGCCCUGCACACCUUAUACCAAACCCCUGGUUUGGUAUAAGGGGUGCAGAGGUUGUGUGAGUUACAGUUCUCCUGGCUGUAACUCACACAACCUCCAUAAAAGAAAGCAUUUAUUUUCAAGUAUUACAGAACAGUGUAUUUACUUUAGAAAUUCUUAUCUCUUGCUCUGUUACUUGAAAUGUACUCAUACAUAGGAAGCUGUUGCAGGCUCUAGCAAACAAUUGACAGAGCAGGAGAUAAUAACUUCUAAAUUAAACACACUGUGCAACAAAGUAACCUACAAAAUUUGAGAGCUAUUUUAGGGAGUGUGUAGGGAGGCUGAAUGAGUCACAUCCAAGAAUGAUAUGGUUAUGGCUGCAUAAAUAAUUAGAUUUAACUCCUAAAUGACAGAAAGCUGAGCUUUGAGACUGUAGGGGCAUGAUCUAUAUACCCAAUCCACUUCAUCAUGUUAGUUGCUUUGGUGCAUGGAGUGUUCGUUUAACGUCUGGCUGACAUUAAAGGAACACUUCCAAACAGUAAAUGAAGCUUCAAAUAUCAUAUCAUUCAAGAGUCAGGGAGAGAGGAGGAGUGAAUGAGUUCUACCAUAUGUCUCUUGGUAUUACAUUAGUAUUACAGAGAUUGCUAUAAUUUUUUUAAAUAGCUUUUCUUUUGUGGAAAUAUAUGAUUUAAUUGUACUUAGUAUAUGUGGGCAUUAUGCUCAAAUUCAUACAUUCUUUUUAUAUUCUGUUGCCAUUUCUGGUGACCUGUACUGCUAAUAAUGUCAUCAGGGUCCUAACAAAUAAAUAUAGGCAUUAUAUUUGACCAUAUACAUGGUUUGAUUUUUCUGUCUCACCUACUGUAUGUAAGAAAAAUUAUAGUUUUGCUUUAUAUAUGUCAAACCCUUAUGAGAUAUUGUAAGAUAAAGGAUACAGCAUGCUGUCUAAAGCUUUUCAUUACCCAAACAUUAAUUACCCAGAUAUUUCUAUAAACGAUGAAGUAAUAAAAGGAAAAUAAAUGUGUAAAAAUGCAUAAUUUAUAUAUUUACAGUUGUCUGAACAGCAAUCUGCAAACAAAAUUGCUGUUUUAUCAUGUGUUCAUGUACUAACUAUACCACCCAUGUUUCAAGUAAGUGUUUUGUUAAGAUUUUGUAGCAAAACAAUGCUUGAUAAUGAAGGUUAACAGUCUGUGUAAAAGUGUUUCCAAACUUUGUUUUCCUGGUAAGAAAAACCCAAACACAUUAUUUAAGAUUUCAAGGAAAGUGUAUAAAUAAGAACUCGAUUGGAACUAAACUAUAGUCAACAAAGUAUAUUUCUAAAUAGCUCCUACCUAUUCCCAAGCUAUUUUUUUCUAAAACGCAUUGCAGAGACUUAUUUCUUAUUAAUAACAAAGUGGUCCAAAGUGACAGGCAAUUCGCUUUUCUAGCAUGUUAGGGCUAUCCCUUACUAGAAUUAAUAUUUAAUUUGCAAAACAGUAUCUGUGAAUCAUAAAACAUUUCAAACCAUUGUCCUCUACAUGCAGCACAAAACCUUCCUGAAAAAACAUUAUUGCUCCCAGUAGGCUCUACUGUACUUGAUAAUAUAAUGAAUACCUAUUAACUCAAAUCUAUAGAAGAUAUAUGGGCUUCCAUAUUAAAAAAAUAUGGGAAAUCAAUUUAUUAGGCCAAUCUCCACUGAAUAGGCACACUAUGGAGCUGAGUGAGAGUGCCCAUAGAAAAUGUAUAUUUAAUUAUUUAAAAAUAAUAAUAAUAAAGAAUAAUACACAACAUUUGUUCCUCAUUUGCAGCAGGUACAGUGAUUGACAAAUGCAGGAUGUAACUACCUUCUGCAGUGAUGAAGGAAACAAUUAAUGCUCAUGCAAUCAUGCUGUUUUGCACAUAUCCCAUAAUUCCUAUGAAACAUUAAAGAUAUCAUGGCUUGGGAGAAUAAAUAUUCUUAGAGCAUACCUGUUACCUAGGUUGGAGUACAUUUUUCACACUAUUCCUCUUAGAGUACCCAGGAAGCUGUGAUAUCAAUUUCAUAAUCUAUUUCUAUCAUACAUCUGGGGAGAUAAGACUCCUAGUAUUGCGUUCACAGUAAUGACAACACGGUUAGCUGAUUGUGGGUCUAUCCUUUCUCAAAGUUUUAUUUAUACAUGAUACUGUGAUGUUCGCUCACUUUCUCGAAUGGGGAAAUAGAAACCCAAAAAUGAAACCUUGGUAUGCUUAUGAGAAAAAGGCCAGUGGUAAUCCUUAUCCUCCUCUCCACUUUAAGUCGACCAAAAAAAAUGUAAAAACUUGAACAUCGAUAAUCCAGUCAUCCUUCAGGUCUUUCAUUCUGUAGAACCAAUACAUAAGUCUUUCCUUUUUCUUGCAAUCAAAUCUCAAUACAAGCUCCCUUAGUGGCCUUGAAACUACAUAUCAACAAAUAUAAUAAGAUCUGGGCAGAAUGGUUUAUGGCGUAUAUAUAACCCUGGCAUUGACGCAUUCUCAUCUUGUUAUAAUAAUUGAAUAUUAAAAGGACACUAUAUCGGGAGCACUAUAGGGUACUAUAAUGCUUGGCAUACAAUUUUGUAUUCCUAACCUAUAGUUUCUCUUUAAUGUUAGAUUGCUCCCCUGUAUGACUAUUAUCCCUAGAGUUAGCUCGGCUGGAUGAGCCCGUGAUCCCUGUUCUCUACAGAUUUCUCCACGUUUUAUUUGAAAUAAGCAAUAACUUGUAUAUUUGAUCAUAACUUCUGUUUUCCUUUAUUCUUUAUUUAUAUAUAUUUAAUGUAAUGUCUUGUAAUGUGAUAUUUAUACAUUUUUUUUACAUUGUUUUUAACAUAAACAAGUGAGAAAAAGUAGUGAGAGAAUAUAAAAAAAUACACUGGUGGGGUCAACCGAGGGAGCAACCGCCACCAGUCUAAGGUAGCAGUGGAAGCUAUAGCCAGGAAAACAGAUAUUAUAGUAGCUUUGUGGCAAGUCAUUAAAGGAUCACUAUAGGGUCAGGAAUACAAACAUGUAUUCCUGACCCUAUUGUAUUAAAACCACCAUCUAGCCUCCUAGGACCCUCAUGCCUCCAUAAAUAUAGCAACAUCUUACUGUAUUCAAGCCUGGAGCUGUAGAUCUACAUGCUGUUUGCCUCAGAAAAACAAGCUGUCUGCUGACAUCAUCAGAAGUGGUGACGUGAUCCAAUCACAAUGCUUUCCCAUAUGAUUGGCUGAGACUGACAAGGAGGCAGAUCAGGGGCAGAGCCAGCACAAUUCAAACACAGCCCUGGCCAAUCAGCAUCUCCUCAUAGAAAUGAAUUGAAUCAAUGAAUCUGUAUGAGGAAAGCUCAGUGUCUGCUCGCAGAGGGAGGAGAUACUGAAUGUUUGGAUGCAUUUUAGGCAGCCAUGACCCAGGAAGGAUCUCUAACAGCCAUUUGAGGAGUGGCCAGUGAAGUUAUGACUAGGCUGUAAACACUGCAUUUUCUCUGAAAAGACAGUGUUUACAGCAAAAAGCCUAUUGGUAAUGAUUCUACUAACCAGAACAAAUGUAAUAAGUUGUAGUUGUCUGGUCCCUUUAACCCCUUAAGGACACAUGGCAUGUGUGACAUGUCAUGAUUCCCUUUUAUUCCAGAAGUUUGGUCCUUAAGGGGUUAAUCUGUGCAGUGAGUUGAUCCAUAUUUCUGUUGCCUUCCCAUGUAGAAUGUUGUGCAUUUCUGCAUUGGAAGGCAAUGCAAAUUAGUUCAAUGCUGGGUCAAUGCUCUUAAGUCUGCUAAGGCAAGCUUUUUUCAUUAAUUUAGUUUAAAGUCGUUAAAUUAUUUUUUUUUCUCACACAAAUCAAACUGAUGUGAUUGAGUUUUUGUUUUUGAGAUUGCAUGGCAUCUGUACAGUAUUCCUUAGGAAGCUAUAACAGAAAUGUGAAUAUAUCAUAAAUCUUCACACAUCUUUCACUAGGAAACUUAAACAGACCUGUAUGCAUUGCACAAACAUUGGCAGUAGGUUUGUUUACAUUUUUUUCUCCACCAUAGCCAUUAUGAAUAGUUCCUUCAGAGUACUAAAGACAAUUUAGAGGAUUUGGAGUUAGUCAAUUAAAGUAGGGUGCUAAUAAACCCUUUCCGGCUGGUAGGGCAUUUGAGGAAUUAUGUAAGGCUGGAAUAGAAAUUACGAAACGCUGCAAGGGUAGGUUUAAAGGGACGCUCUAGGCACCCAGACCACUUCCUCUCAAACAGUUUGGCUCCAUGAAGCGACACGGCAUGUCUUCAUGUUUUGCAUGAGAAUGUCCAGCAUCAGAGAAAACCCAAUUUUCUUGCUUCAAAAUGGGUCAUAUAUUCUUCUCCGCCCUUUGUUUACAACUCCUGCUUUAUACUAGAUCUUUUGCAUAACCAUCCUUUUUAGGCAAGAUUCACAUUUACCUUCUCACUUUAUCUGCAUCUGGAUUUUUCUAAACAUUCUUCUUUAUACAUGGCAGAUGAAAUUUAACAUCGGGGUUAAGAAUGCACAAGCAACUUACACACUAAAUGGUAGUGAAUUAGGGAUAACCACACACGAGAAGGAUUUGGGAAUUGUUAUAGACAACAAAUUAGGCAGCAAUAUGCAAUGUCAAUCUGCAGUUACUAAGGCCAGUAAGAUUUUGUCAUGUAUAAAUAGGGGCAUAAAUUCUCUGGAUGAAAAUAUAUUUUUGCCUCUUUAUAAAUCGCUGGUAAGACCACACCUUGAAUAUGCUGUGCAAUUUUGGGCACCUGUUCUAAAGAAGGAUAGCAUGGCACUGGAGAGGGUCCAGAGACAAGCUACAAAAUUGAUAAAAGGAAUGGAGCAUUUUAGUUAUGAAGAAAGGUUAAAAAAUAUUAAAUCUGUUUAGUUUGGAAACACGGCGCCUGAGAAGGGAUAUGAUAACUUUAUACAAAUAUAUUCGGGGCCAGUACAAACCUUUAUCUGGAAAUCUAUUCAUAAACAGGGCUAUACAUAGGACACGAGGUCACACAUUUAGGCUGGAAGAAAGGAGAUUUAAUCUAAGGCAAAGAAAAGGUUUUUUUACAGUAAGAACAAUAAGGAUAUGGAAUUCUCUGCCUGAAGAGGUGGUUUUGUCAGAGUCCAUACAGAAAUUGGAUAAAUACUUACAAAAACAUAACAUACAGGGAUAUCAUUUCUAAUUAGUGGAGUAAUAGCUGCUUGAUCCAAUGAGACAUCUGACUGCUAUUUUGGGGUCAAGAAGGAAUUUUUUCCUAGGUUGUGGCAAAAUUGGAAGCGCUUCAGACCAGGUUUUUUGCCUUCUUUUGGAUCAACAGCAACAACAUAUGUGAGGAAGGCUGAACUUGAUGAACGCAAGUCUCUUUUCAGCUAUGGAACUAUGUACCAUCUAUCUUCCUUCUUCACACCCUCAGCUCCAAUAUAUCCUCUUUUUAAGUGCUCUCCUUCUUACAUUUUCUUUUGCUUGUAACAGUUUGUGAUACCUCCUCUCAAUAAAAACUUCUCUAAUUACCAAGCCUGUUUUCUCUCAUCUAUUUUGUUCCUAGCGUUUGCACAGUCCAAUCUAAGUGAUCCUCUGAAUUUGGUUAAAACAUGCAGCUGAAAUUGCUCCACUAAUUCUUUGCAUUUCUGUCAAUUCUGACACUGUGACCCACACGCUUCCUCUUUUUACCUUUCAUGAACUCCGUCUUGGUUGCAUUUUUUUUCCUUAGAAUUUCAUUAUCACCUGUAUGCAAAUGAUACAUCUCUCUUCCCUAGGUUUAGUCUUUUCUGCUUUGGCCAUUUAACUAAUGCAGUUGUCGUCAUACAUUUGCAUUUAUGAUGUGGUUAACAUAAUACACUUGGGUUUGUGAUCAGUAUUAACAUAGUGUCAUAUUUAAAGUAAACUGUGAACAUUUGGGAUCUGGGGCCCAUACAAUGCCCCUGCUUUGCUGUCAAAUCAAAAUUACAAGAAAAACACCCAUUGGUCAUUAUAUACCCAAACACUAUUUUUCUAAUGACACCACACAAGCAUGAUAUAAUCUGUGUAGUCUUUUGUCUUUUUAGGAUUAGCUACAAAAAAACACCAUUCUUGUCAGAUGUUGUUAGUGCUUACACUAGAUUCCUGUAUUUUUGGAAUUAAAUUUAACCUGGUUCUCUACAAAGCUCUUGGAGCACUGGUAGCAGCACAUUUAGUCAGUGUGGUACUUGCUCUGCUGCCAAGCUUCCAGUCCCUCAUCUUCCUCAUGCAGUCCAGGAACAGGGCAGGGGAAGCAAUAGUAUACGGAAAAUCUGCCGUUGUGCUGCCCUCCUCUUCUGAACGCUUGCGGUCCAGAGGCAGGGUGUUGAGAAAAAGUAAAAAUAUUUAAAAUUACCUUGUAAAAGUAAAAAUAUUUAAAAUUCAUUAAAAAUGCUCCUCCCCUCACCCUUGGCCUUUGGGGGUCAAUAUAACCCCAUUUUAGUAUAAGGGAGUUUUAUUUCUCCCUCCUGCCUCUACCUACCAUUUUGUGAGUGGGGGCAUGUUUACUAAAUAGCGAGCAGCCAGUGGCUUAGAGUAGGGCCUGCCGAGAAUGGGGUACAUUGACGUUGUGGCAGGCUUAUGCAAUGUAUGAUCAUAUAAUGUAACUAAAUCCCCAUUAUUCUUUACCUAGGUGAGGUGUUUUUAAAUAAAACUAUUUAGGAUUUGAAAUCAUUGUUUAGUUAAUAAGCGAGUGCGCUGGUUUUUGUAUUUUGUAUUUUGGUCCCAGCAGCACCCUAUAAUGUAUGCAUGUUCAGGUGAGUGCAGCCCUCCUGGUUUUGUUUAUAUAUAUAUAUAUAUAUAUAUAUAUAUAAUCUGCCAGAUGAAGCCAGCACUCAAGGACUUGUAAAAAAUGAAAAAGGUUUUAAUCCAUAGAACUUGUCAACGUUUCAGUUUACAUCAGCAAACUUUCAUCACAACAUUAAAUCCUAUAUAUAUUUAUUUUUAGGUGUGUCUUUUUUGUGAUUGGUUCCUUUUUAUAUUUUAAUAGUUUGUUGCCCCUUGUAGAUUUUUAUGUGGCUUUUUUUUGGCUGAAGACAUCUAAUGGUAAGUAUUAAUUUUUCAUUAUGCAGGUAUUUAGUUUACUGAAUCUCUUCACUAUUAUUAGAAUGAGGCUGGUAGGUUGGGUAUUUUUCUUUGGGGGGGGGGUGUGACUUGUGACCAGGGCCGUACUGGGAAAAAAAUGUGUCCCGGGCAUUUUUCAAUCAAUCACAGCGCCCCCCCCUGAGAAGGGGGCGGGGCCAGAGACAGUGUGUUUUGUCAUGACUAAUGACAAGCACGCCCCCUCUCAAGGUGAGCAUGUUGGUUCAAUGCGCAGAGCCCAGCUGAAGAGCUCUAGCAUUAGAAAAAGGCCCUGUAUUUGUUCUGUGCAGCGCAAGCAAAUUUAAUAACAUGCUUGCGCUGUGUUUGCUUUUAACUUGUCUCUGAUGUCUCCAUAAGUGGGAUACCAGAGGACAAAAGGGCAAGGAAAGCGUAUGGUGCAUGUGUUUGGAGCCUGCUUGUGGGAUUGCGUGUGUGUAGAGUGAGCUGAUUGUGGUGUGGUAUUGUGUAAAUAGGUCAAUUUCAUUUGUGUUUGUGGUGUAAUAUGUGUGGGGCUGUAGAGUUUGUGUGUUUAUAGGGGGCAUAGUGUGUAUAGGGGAUGUAGCGAGUGUGUGCAUACGGGCUAUAGUGUGUAUAGGUGACAAAGUGUGUGUAGGGGUUGUAGAGAGUCUGUGUUUAGAGAAUGUUGUAUGUGUUUGCUUUCAAUGAAUGUAGUGUGUGCAUGGGGGAUUGAGAGUUUGUAUGUCAGGAAUGUAGUGUGUGUAGUGUGUGUGUAGCAGAUCUACUGUGUAAAGGACCCGAGUCUGUGUGUAGAGGAUUCAGAGUGUAUAUUUUAGGUUUGGACGUAUUGGGUAUAUGUGUGAAGGGUGCAGCAUGUGUGUGCGGGGUGCAGUGUGUGUGUGUAAGAGGAACCCGGCGGAGCUGCUGGCUAGAGCUCUCCGGGUGCUCUCCUGCCUCCCUCCCUCCCCAUAGCAGUGCCAGGGAGCCGGUGAGGGAGAUCUUUGAUCUCCCCACCGGCCCAUGGAGGCACACAGCAGGGCCGGCGCUUGGACAGCACUGGCCCUGCAGGGGCUGGCAGGGGAGAUCCUGUGAUCUCCCCUGCCGGGCCUCGGCCCACGGCCAUCGCGGCCCACGGCCAUCGCGGCCCACCGGCAUUUGCCCGGUAUGCCCGAUGGCCAGUCCGGGCCUGCUUGUGGCUUAUGCUUAGAGCUUGGGGUGAAAUAAUUUUUAGUAUUAGCCCCCACCUGCCAUCAAUGAGUUUGGGCUUGGGGCACAAUAGGUCCACCCACCCAUUAUAUUUAGGGCCCCCACCUGCUGCUAAUGGGUGGAUGUGGGUUGGGGGGACAAUUGGUCUAUUAUUAUUUAAGGCCACCAAUUCCAAUGAGUGGGGGCUGGGGGGAGACGAUAGGUGAACACCUUGAUAUUAUUUUGGGCCAUCACCCACCGUCAAUUGAUGGGGCUUCAGGUGGCACAUGGUCCCCCCGCCCACUUAGUAUAAUUGUUCUCACUCACAGGACAGGGUUGGGGGUACUUGAAAUAUGCUAUGUCCCCCCUCCCCCCCAAGUUAAAUAUUGUAUUAGGUCACUCACCAUGGGGCCAUGGAGGAUCUGUGCCAGGUCUCCAUUUAUUGGAUUAGUGAUAGGGCUGCCCAGUCACUUGCCAUUUUUUAUAACAGCAAGCGGCCACUGGCUGCUUCCUUUUUUAGUAGAUAAGCUCCUACUUGUGGCACGGUGGGUAGGGGCAGGAAGGAGAAUUUAACCUAUCUUAUUUACUAGUACUAAUUAUUUCUUCUUAGUAUUUGUAAGUUUGUCUAAAAGACCACAAUUAAGAAAGGAAGGACUUUUUCAAAAUGUUGGUCUUUCAACUUCAAAUAGAAGCUGAAAUCCUUGUGGGAUUGCCAUAAGGAUACCAAUAAGGAGCUAUCAACUAAACAGCUUCCUAAUUUGGCACCCAUAAAUAUUGCAAUCCCACAAGGGUACCAAUUUAGGGAGUUACCUACUAAAAGGCUGCAGAUUUGGCUGAAUUUCAUUCGAAAAACAAAUGGACAAACAGAAACUAAAGUUUUCUAGCCCAAGGCUACGCAUAACAUUCACAAAGAGCUUGCACAGUUGCAUACUCAAACAGGAGAAGCCAGUGAUGUUACAUAUCAGUUAUGGGAUGUUUCGAAAUACGUAAAUGGGAAAGUAUGGGUUUCAAAAGUAAGAGGGGGGAGCUGUUAAAAAAAACCAAAUAAAAACAACUUAUGUGUGACAAGCUGCUUUAACAGUAUUUUAAACUGCAGAAUUACCAGGAGAAGGGCAGGAGCAGAGAGAGUCACAAGAAAGGUUAUUGUUAUUGCAGCUUAUUCUCAUAGUGGGGUGGGGGGGAGGGUUCCAGACGAGAAUUACAGCCUCUGCAAACUGCAGGCUGCAAAAAAUAAAAUAAAAUUCAUAACGUUAAAUAUAUUCAUAACGUUAAAGACCAUUUAAGAAGGUAGAUGGUUCUUAUCAUGUACAUAUGGGAGAAAACAAUUAGAUUUUGGUUAACAGAUCAAGUGAUUCAUUCAUAUAUCAUGUCAGAGUUUGGAAUGUUGGAUGAUGAGCGGUGCCUGGUUUCCUCCUCGCAUAAUGUUUUAAAUUGAGACCAAACAGUUCAAUCUUCUUUCCAUAAGACCAGAGCAUCUUCUUUCUAAACAGUCUGGGAUCCCUUUAGGUGCUUUUAGGUGUUUUUUUUUUCCAUAAUCCAAUUAGGCUUUCACGUAUCUUGCAGUAACUGUGACUUGCACAUCCUUGCUAAACACUUCCUGUAAAGAGUCAUCUAAUGUUUACACUUCCUUUAUUGCGAAUUCAUUUAUUCCUGCUCUGUUAAUAGUUUUAAAGACCAUGCAGUAUCCUCCUAUGUGUAAUUAAAGUUCAAUUUACAGAGCAGGAAAUAAAAAAUUGAAAGUUAGUUCCAUCUGAUUGAAAAUAAAACCAUUUUGUUUUCAUACAGGUUUUGUCAGUCACAGCCAGGGGAGGUUUGACUUGGGCUGCAUAAACAGAAAUAAAAGUGAUUUAACUCCUAAAUGGCAGUUAAUUGAGCAGUGCAACUUCAGGAGGCAUGAUCUACACACACAAAAACUGCUUCAUAAAGCUAACGUUGUUUUGGUGACUAUAGUGUCCUUAAAUUAGCAAGUUUUUUAUUAUUCAAAAGUCAGUUUUUUUCUUUGUCAUUAUGGGGUAUUGAGUGUAGAUCAAUGUAAAAAAUUAUUUACAAAAUGACAACCUAAAAAGUUAAAAGAAUGAAGGAGUUUUAAUGCUUUCUGAAUGCACUGUAUAGUUAUAUGUUAUAUAUUUAUUAACUGCUCUACUGCUCUUUUCUUUUCUUACAUUCAGAGGCUAGCUAUCAAUCUCCUAGCCAUCAAUCAUCUUUUUUUAGCGCUACACAAACUCUGAGUCACGAAACAAACUAAACAAUUUCUUCCUUGGCCAUUUCAUUUGUUUGUGAUUUGUUCAUAGCAAUUUGUAGUUCAGAAUUUUGAAAGAACCACUGAUCGUCCAAAAUUAGGAUAGACCACAAUACAGUGUACCAGGGUUUGGCCUUCAAACUCCCUCUGUGAAACAUAGGAGUGAAUCCCCCCAGUGUCUACUUACCCAUCAGUUGAUUAUAAUAAUAUACAUUUAAAAGGGAAAUGUAGAAAUGUGUUCUAAAUAUUGUAAAAAGACUUAAAAAUCACAUACAAUGUUAGAUUCUCAGACAUACUCGUCUUAAGAUGAGUGCUUAGUGGUCCAGUUGGGAAGAAAGACAUAUCUAUUGGCCAGCGGCAUCGUAGUGGGCAUUUUAACAGAUGGAAGCCUGCACAACUCGUAGGCUGAAGCACUGGAGGAUGCAUUAUAACAGAUAUCAGUUCCUCCCAGCAUUACUAAGGAGAUGCUCUAACACUGGCAGUUGAGGGCUCAGAUGAGGAGCAUGUUUGAAGGGGGAAAGUAUAGGGUACUUCAUUAUAUUGCCACUCUCUGGCUUUCACACUGCACUACCAUGCACAGUAGCAGACUAAAAGGAGUUGUAAUCUGCCUCCUGUCACCAGUGCAAGACCUGCCUGCUCUGCAGAUCCCAUUUAAAGGACCACUCUAGGCACCCAGACCACUUCAGCUUAAUGAAGUGGUCUGGGUGCCAGGUCCAGCUAGGGUUAAUCCACACAGAGAAACUGCUAUGUUUAUUAAUGGGUUAAGCCUUCCUCCAAUUCCUCUAGUGGCUGUCUCAUUGACAGCCACUAGAGGCGCUUGCGUGCUUCCCACUGUGAUUUUCACAGUGAGAGCACGCAAGCGUCCAUAGGAAAGCAUUGUAAAUGCUUACCUAUGCGACUGGCUGAAUGCGCGCGCAGCUCUUGCCGCGCGUGCGCAUUCAGCCGGCGGGGCGGAACGGAGGAGGAUCGGAGGAGGAGAGCUCCCCGCCCAGCGCUGGAAAAAGGUAAGUUUUUACCCCUUUCCCCUUUCCAGAGCCGGGCGGGAGGGGGUCCCUGAGGGUGAGGGCAUCCUCAGGGCACUAUAGUGCCAGGAAAACGAGUAUGUUUUCCUGGCACUAUAGUGGUCCUUUAACAGAUCACUAAGUGGGCAGAGAAGGAGCUGAUGGAAUUUGUCAGUGCUCUGGCUGCACAGCUCCCCUGCUGCUGUGUAUGAUUGCUGGGAUGUAACAUCAUCCCAACCUGGGCAUCAGUUCAGAACUGCAGGGAGCUGUGCAAUCAGUGCAGAGAUUGAUCCCAGCAGUAAACUACCAAACCAGACACCAGGGAUAAAAUCCAAAUAGUAAACAAUUGUGUGUGAGUUUAUGAACAUGAUUAUAUGUAGGGGUGUGUGUGUGCAUAUGAAUGUGAGUAUGUGUGAAAAUGUGUGUAUGUGCAUAGGAAUGUGAGUGUUUGUGUAUGAAUUUGAGUAUGUGUAUAUAAAAGUGUGUGUUCAUAUGAAUGUUUGUGUGUGAAUAUGCAUUUAAAUGUUUGUUCUUUCCCUAACGAGAGAGAGAACGACAACAACAAAAAAUAUACUGUUCUAGGGAGGAUGACAAUAUAAAUUUCUGCCCUGGGUGCCAGAUAAGCCAAAUAUGCCUAUGGCCUUGCGCUGGAUCACUUGCUGUCAAAAGUGGUAUUUGAGGUAAGACUGCAUAUGGUGAGGGGAAUAAAGUGCAGGGCGGGAAUAUUUUUGUCUGCUUACUGUAGUAGCCCUGUGCAGAGUACCUGCAUGAAGCUUUUUGGUGACUUCUGGGGAUACAAGAGAAAAACUUGGGAUAGCAAGUCAGGGAUCUAAGUCUGAUUUCGAUGACCUGUCUGACUGCAUUGAGGCAACAUCCAGGCUGUUUUUCAGAGGUUGGGCUAGGCCCCUUACUUCCAGUGAAGGUAUAUUUUAAUGUUUCAGCAUACCAAGACAUUUUGGACAAUGAUAUGCUUCCAACUUUGUAGGAACAGUCUGGGGAAGGCCCUUUUCUAUUCUAGCAUGACCGUGCCCCAGUGCACAAAGCAAGGUUAUUAACCCCUUAAGGACACAUGACAUGUGUGACAUGUCAUGAUUCCCGUUUAUUCCAGAAGUUUGGUCCUUAAGGGGUUAAAGACAUGGUUGGAAGAGGCUUGUUUGGAAGAACUUGACUGGCCCGGACAGAGCCCUGAACUCAACGCACAUCUAACACCAUUAGGACGAUCUAGAAUGGAGAUUGCGAGCCAGGUCUUCUGCUCCAACAUCAGUACCUGACCUCACAAAUACUCUACUGGAUGAACAGGCAAAAAUGCAAAAACUAAACUCAGAAUAUCGGCACAAACACCUCAUGCCAACUGUCAAGCAUGGUGGUGGAGGGAUGAUCUGGGCUUGUUUUGCAGCCACAUGACCUGGGAACCUUACAGUCAUUGAGACGACCAUGAACUCCUCUGUAUACCAAAGUAUUCUAGAGUCAAAUGUAAGGCCAUCUGUUUGACAGAUAAAGCUUGGUCUCAAUCGGGUCAUGCAACAGGACAAUGAUCCCAAGCACACCAGAAAAUCUACAACAAAAUGGCUGAAAAAGAAGAGAAUCAAGGUGUUGCAGAGGCCCAGUGAAAGUCCAGACCUCAACCCAGUUGUAAUGCUGUGGCGAGACCUUAAGAGAGCUGUUCAUAAACAAAUGCCAGCAAACCUCAAUGAACUGAAACAAUGUUGUAAAGAAAAGUGGGUCAAAAUUCCUUCCAAACAAUUUGAGAGACUGAUAAAGUCACACAGGACACGAUUACUUGAAAUUGUUGCUGCUAAAGGUGGCUAUUGAAUCACAAGGUGUACUUAGUUGUUCACACUUGGCUUCUCCAUUUUCGCUUUAUUUUUGUUAAAUUGUUUCUGUAUUGGGGAAACCAGGCAGUGUUCAGGCAGAUUCCCCAAUAUAGAAACAAUAAAAUUAUACAAUUUUAAAUAUAUAUACAUAUAGAUCACAUGACUCGGAAGGGGAUUGCUGCUUGGGUUAUCAUGCAAGUCCCCUGAUCACCUUUGGAGUGGAGAGCAAGUAUCCAGGCCAGGGGGAGGGACAGAUCAUUAUGGUGUUUUAUGCCACCCUAUCAGCGUUAAAGCCCUCCUUUUGUAGGAAGGCAUAGUAUGCCCUAAGAUCGGGAAGGUAUUAACAUUGUUACACGUCCCUGGCUGUCAAUCAGAAAACUGGUCAUAUUACUUUGCGAUUUGUUUAGCUUAGUGAAGCUGACCUCAAAAGGCAGAAAUUGCUGAGAGCACCUGCCUGGCAAACACUUCUCAUUGAACUGCAUUGGGAGUCUGUGACUGGACAGCCAUAGAAAGUCUGGGCUUAGGAAGAAGGGCCUGCAAAUGCUGCAGUUAAGAGAUCUACAGUUUUGGCUAGUUGUUUUCAGAUAUAACCUCCGUGAAAAAUGCAUAAUUAAAUACAUGCAUGCUUUAAUUGUGGGUAUUUUUAUAUAAUAAACAGUGAUUUUAUUUAUUUGUAUUUGGACAGUAGAGUGUCCCUUUAACAUAAUAUGUACUUCCCUUAAAGGAUUUCUGGAGUUUUUUCUGGAGCGGCUAACAGACCAUAAUUUGGCGAUUUCUUCCUGCAAGUGGUGAAUGGAGCUAAGAGAUCAAAUUAUGCAUUUUUAUUGUAUACAGCAUACCCAGUUUUCACCAUGCAACAUUAGUUGUUUUGGUAUUGAUGAAUAUUUAUUAAUGAAAAAUAGGCAAUCUGAGAGACAAUGCAGUGAGCUGUCAGCACAGUCUGUAUGACUCCAGCUCUGUUUACUAACAGUCUGACAAUGCCUGGCCCCUAUUCAAUGCCAGCACAAUGCAGCUAUUAGCAGUGGUGUCCCUGUCUGGCAAUGAAUGCAGCCAGUGGACAGCAAUGUGCUAUUGUCAGGCUGGCCUUGUAGUUUUUGCAGUGUAAUUCCCAGCUCUCCUCUCAGCACUGGAUUGCAGCGCAUCAAUCUCAGCCCCACUGCAUUGCAGUCAUAGAGCCAUUCCCUGGAGCCCCGCCCACCAACCAGGCUCCUGAUUUGCAUAGCGGCUCCGUCCCAGCCAAUCAGAGCCGCUGGAGUCUGUUGCCUCGGAUGAGGACAGGGAGUGGCGCUACGCAUGCGCGGUAGGGCUGCUGAGAGUCUUCUAUUAUUGCAGCCCGGGCAGAGGAAGAUCGGGGGCAGCGCAUCCUCUUCAUCCUCCUCCUUCUCUUACUCCUCUACACCCUCCGACCACAGCAGCGCCACACAGCCGCCAGCCCCCCGCCCUGCUCCAAGGGGAGACCUGCAGACAUGUCGUACCAGGGCAAGAAGAACAUCCCCCGCAUCACUGUGAGUAGUCUCCCCCUCUGGCAGGCAGCACUGAGGACCAUACCUACCUCGCAGCUCUGAGAGGGGAGGGCGGUAUCUGGAUUCCAGCUGUGAUGGCUGGGGACCAUAAACUCACACAAUGCUCAGCCAGCUCUCUGGAGACCUGGAGUGCCGGAGGAUGGCUGUCCUUUGCAUUGCCAGCUGGGAAGGCUUGUUGGCUUGAGAUGCUGGAGCCUUGGCAAGCUGGGCAUCACUGGAAGUGCAUGUAACUGGCUAGCCCUCCUGGCUUUAUCUGGGUGUAUUGGGAGGGCUGCAUGGGUGUUGUGCUGUGGCCGGUGUUGUGCUGUAUUGUGGAAUAUGUUGUGCUGUGCUAUGGAAGAUGCUGUGUUGUGGAAGAUGCUGUGCUGUGUUAUGGAGGUUGUUGUGGCAUGUUAUGGAGGGUGCUGUGCUGUUAUAGAUGGUACUGUUUUGUAAAAGAUGCUGUUCCAUUUUAUGUAGGUUGUUUUGCUAUGGAGAGUGCUCAGUUGUGGAAGAUGCUGUUCUGUGUUAUGUAGGUUGUUGUGUUCUGGAGGGUGCUGUGCAGACAGGGAUGUAGGUGUGUCAUUGUUUGCAUGGUGACAGGAUGCUUUUAUUAUUUUGUAGAUCCAGGUUCUCCCCUUUUACAAACACAUGCAUCCCUCCUUCCAGCCUGCAUAUGGAAAGCAGGGGCACUACAAUGGAUAGUGAGCAGAGCAUGGGCUGGGUCAGGUUGCCUAGUAUUCUAUAUCUCUAUUGAGGACGGGUUCUAGAACGUUAAUCUAUACAGUUAUGGAUGGGUUGGGAUUUGUGUGUUACUAUGUAUACAGUUAUGGAUGGGUUGGGAUUUGUGUGUUACUAUGUAUACAGUUAUGGAUGGGUUGUGAUUUGUGUGUUUCUAUGUAUACAGUUAUGGAUGGGUUGUGAUUUGUGUGUUACUACGUAUAAAGUUAUGGAUGGAUUGUGAUUUGUGUGUUACUAUGUAUACAGUUAUGGAUGGAUUGUGAUUUGUGUGUUACUAUGUAUACAGUUAUGAAUGGGUUGUGAUUUGUGUGUUACUAUGUCAACAGUUAUGGAUGGAUUGUGAUUUGUGUGUUACUAUGUAUACAGUUAUGGGUGGGUUGUGAUUUGUGUGUUACUAUGUAUACAGUUAUGGAUGGAUUGUGAUUUGUGUUGUUAUUAUGUAUACAGUUAUGGGUGGGUUGUGAUUUGUGUGUUAUUAUGUAUACAGUUAUGGGUGGGUUGUGAUUUGUGUGUUAGCCUGUAUAUAGUUAAGGAUGGGUUGCAGAGCGUUGCAUGGUGUGUUUGUAUGCUGUAGAGUGUGAUAUUCGUAUCCUAUACACUAUGGUGCUCUGCAAUGUCUAUAUUGGAGUGGUAAAUGUGUGGUAUUUUAAUAGAGUGGAUAAUGCUGGUGUGCAAAUUAGUAGUGUAAGAUGCAUAAAGAAGAUAUUCUGCAGGAUAAUAACACACUUUUAUUUGUUCACGGUUCAGAAUAGCAGAUUAUGAUGUGUAGGUUGCAGAGUUUGCCAUAAGUUAAUGACAAGUCACAGGUGGAUGUUAAUUACACUGAUUAAAGUGUGUGGAUUGUAUGUAUGUGCAGAUCUAUUCUUGCUAGUAUCAAUAAUUGAUUUGUUUACUUGAUGUAUUCAUUACAAUGAAUAAUAUGCAGUCUAUAUGAGGGUUAUGUAACUACACUGGAUCUGUGCUUGGAUUUUAUACCAAGCUACCAGUGACCCUUCAGCUGUUCAUCUGGGAUUUACAGCACAUACAGACUUCUUAUAAUUGAUGAUAAUAUAUCAACAAUAAGAUGCUGUAGAGGUUGACAAACCUCGAGGUGGUACAGUGAUUUCAAUGUGUCAUUUUUAGAGAAAAAUACAGUGCCUGGUGAGGUUGUGAUGAAUUGAGAUAAUUAUGUAUUGGUUUACUGAGCAUCCCUAUGUGCAGAUUAGUAUUGUGUGUACACUUGCCAUUAUUACAUGCAAAUGUCUGAUUAGUGAUAAGCAAGUGAGGUUGUUCUGAUUAAGGAAGCUGCAGUCUUACAGUUAUCAUAUCAUAAGGAAAAAGCAGUGUCUCUGAUGACAGUGAUGCAAUCUGCCAUUUGUAAUAUAGGCACCAAUGUACCAGUCAUACCAUGUACUCUGAGCAUUAUUCUCUGCCUGUCCAGGUACAAAUUGAUCUCUACCUGGCACAGGUUGGCUUUAUUCUUUGCAAGUUUCAGGUAGGUAGUACUCGGUGUCUGUCACAGAUUGUCUUUCACAGGUGGGCACUAUUCCUUAUCUGUUUAAGGUAUAUGUGCUCACCACAGAUAUACAGCUUUUAUUGACAUGCAUUGCUUCUUCCUGUCACAAUGUUCUCUCUGCCUUUCACAGGUUAGUUAGUGUCUUCCUCUUACAACAUGAAAAUAAUAACGCCCUUGGCAUUGACAUGUUAUUCUAUUAAUGGUGCUCCAGUGUUUCCUCAUAAAAACACAGCCUUUACUUUUUCCCUUAAGCCCAAAUAGUAACAAAUCAUAAACAUUUAAAGUGGAUUCAUGCACAAAUAUAAAACACAGAAUCACAAUUUCUACAUAUUGACCAAACAGUGAUUCUGUCUUUUGGAUUUGCACACAAAUCCAUUUUAAAUAUUUGUAGUGGUGCCAUCUGCCACACAUGAGUGUCUGGCUUCUGUAAAAUGUCGUGUUUUCUCUCUGCCAUUUUAAUGGUUGGCAGUGCGCACUGUCACAAACACUGCCUUCCCAACAUUUGCAGUGAUCUCCGCCUAUCACCUUGCAUAUUGCAAUGUGUUUGACAGAUGUCUGCUUCCUGCCAAUUAAUCUUGUGCAUUUACAUUUGAAAUAAAGACAGCUGAGGGAAAGAGUGUGAACACAAGGACAACCAAUAGCCAAUGUUUGGGACAGCUCAGGACAGAACUGUUGCAACAAUACACUUUCAUGGUUUUUGUUCCUAUGGCAACCAUUGCUGCCUGCUGAGAGAUGUGCAGGAUAGAGACCCUGUGUGUUCUUAACUGGAGUAAUCUGGAGCAUGUAAUUUUUCUGGAGCAUUCCAGCAAAGCAGCUAAUAAUUGGUCUGGCUGUGUAUUUCAUUGUGUGCGAAAAUGGCUACCAUUUGCCUAGGAAAUUUAAAAUGCAGAUGACAGGGCGGUAAAAGAAUCAAAUACUAUAUUAGUGGAGGCUACAUGAAUUACAUAUAUCAAAUAGAAAAAUCUAAUUCUCAAAAAGCAUAUCUUUUUAAUGGCAAAGUAAAGAGGAAAUGAGUCGUUUCAGAAAGUGUCAUUAAAAACGAGUGCCCUCAACACCUUUCAGUGACUACUGUUGCUACUGACAGAAUUACUCAAAACUGUGCCACUAAUAUAAAAGUUAUUAUGGAAGAAUGGGUAAUGGGGUGGGCUGAGCUGGCAUAUUUAUCAUUUUGCUGAUUUAGUCAUCUUCUUUCUCAUUCACAGGUCUUGAUAUAAAUCUAAGAGGUCAGCGUUCUUUGACGCUCUAGUACAGAAAGAAAGCUCCAAAGCAUUCUUCCAAAAUCCACAGAUGCUGAAUGUAGUGGAAAAAUAAAGCUAUUUUAUUGCAAACAAGGCAUCUCUCCCAGUUGUUACCCAGUUACCGUUGAAACCAAGGUACUUAAUUGGGAUCAAAUAUUUAGUAUUUGAACCAAUAAUCACUACUGGAGGCUAAGAAAUCUUUGGAAGAUGCAGCUUCCCACCACGGGCCUAUUCUUCUGAGUGUUGUUCAGAUGGUAAUGUCUAAGAAUGUCCCGUAGAUGACCUUUCAAGAGCCAGUUAUAGUGGGCAUUGGCAUGUUGGACCCAAGCAUGUACCCAUGAUAAAAAGAACAGUCUGAUACCUGGGUAUAAUUUUUAUGACAAUGUAGACUCUACCAGCAUUACUCAAUUGUUUUCCCUCUAGUUCAUCAGAUUUUAUAUUUUUACCGAUGAUGUUUUUGCCAUUAGUCUGUAUGUAAGAAAAAAAUUGAUAUUUUUUAUAUUUGGGCCUUCCAUAGAUAAGGAUUUUUUUUUUAAAUCUGUUAUUUUCUAGACCAUUAGGACCCUAGACCUAAGGUGGACUGGUCAACAAGCCCCAUCUUAACAAUCAUUUCAUAAGACACCUGUAUUUUUUUUCCCCUUCCCCUACUUAGUUAUCAAGUUAUACAAUGUUAUAUACAUCCCUGUUUGGGCCUCUAAUGCUAUUUAGCAAAUCAUACAUUUAGCUUUAAAAAUGGAGGGGUCCUAUGUGUUCUUUUGGGAGUAUAAAACAAAGUUUGUUGACUGAUAAUAUAUAUACCAUACUCUGUCUCGGUAUACUCUGCUCUUUCUAAAGAAGGUGUAGGGAUUCCCAUCUCUUUAAUGUGUUACACAGUAAGUACAAUAAGGAAGCAUUGAAGACAUCUUGCUCUCACCUACAGGGCCACUCUCCACUCUCACCUCCAGUUCUGCUACUUUCCCACCAUGUCUAUUUGCUGUCUCUCUCAAUACCCCUCCUAUUGUGUAUUUAUACCGCACCUCCUCUAGGCUGUAAGCUCAUUUGAGCAGGGUCCUCAAAUACCUAUUGUUCCUGUUACAUUUUGUUAUUGUCUCAUUUGGUAAAUUCCCCUCUUAUUGUAAAGCGCUGCGGAAUAAGCUGGCGCUAUGUAAAUACCAAUAAUAAUAAUAAUGCUACCUGUGGCACGAUCCUCCUUCUUCCAUAUGCACUAUGCAACUGGUUGAAACUAGGCAAAUGGUUGAAAUAUUUGUUUUGUUUUAGCAGAUUAUUUAUCACAUGCUCUUUAAUUAAUACAUAUUAAUAAAAAUAAAGAUAGUGAAGACUAUGUAAGGGUUAAGAAAUUCUUAUGGAUUUAAUAUGAAUAUUUCUAGUCACUUGAAUGUAAGCUAUUCAAGUCCUUUUGACAGUACUCCCUGGUUAAUGAAAAGUAUUGACAUAUUGCAUUGCAGAAGGGAAAAUGUAGCAUUUGUUUUGCUUGAUUGUCAGAUUUGCAAGCCAGACAUAUCUGUAAACCUAAAUUUGGAUGUUGGAGUCAUAUGUGCCUGACUUGUUGGGCUUGUCAAAUGUAUAUCAGUGCACGUGCACCAUUAAUCAGUGUUUUAGUGAAUUCAUGUAUAUUGUGUUGUAUUGCAUUUAUUAUUGUCAAGAUGCCAUACAUGAGUCACUGCAAAGGAAGGUGUAGACUGCUGUCUGAUGUUACACUAAAGAUAUCCAUGUCCAUAUGAUAAGCCAGUGACAACAAAUGUAGUAUUAUAUUGGUUACUUUAUCCUCAAAAGAUUAGAAAUGUUAUGUCUACUUAUGUAGUUAGUGUAUUGUAUUAAAACAGUCAAAUUAUUGCAAUAAAUAUUUAGAACCAAUUAUUUUUACACUGCAGGGUGAAAAAUGUAACUUUUUCCAUCCAGAAAUAGAAAGCCAUUUACUUGUUUUGGCCCUGGUAGUGUUGCAUAUUUGUAACAUUUGGAUGAAAUUGACAAGAACAAAGAAUGCAAUCAAAGAAAUAAACUGAGCAAAACACAAACAAACUAACAAAAAAACAGAGUGCAAGAGAAUGAGGACGGAUACAAGUUUAAAUAGCUUGAGCUUCAGUAGAUCCCGCACAGUUCUCACGCGGGUUUUAGACACAAGAUAAGCUAAAACCAGCCUGAGAGGGAUCCCCCCAAAGCAGCAAUACAAAUCCAAAAUACAAAUCAGCUCCUUCUGCACAAGAGAUCAGCAACCCCAGACCAUCGUUUCAGCCUUGUUAGGCCUCAUCAGUGAGGAAUAGCCAAAAAAACCCUAGGCACAGUGAGCAAGGGAUCCACAUGCAGAUUACCCUUUUACUGUUUUUCCAGAUGGAGCCGGCUUGCAUUUUGGAUUUGUGCUGCUGUUUUGGUUGGGAUCAGUCUGAUAUGCAAAUAGUUUAGGGCUUCUCUGUAAUGACAAACGAUAAGCGAAAAACAGCUUGAGAACUAAGCGGGUACCCACUGAAGUGCAAGCUGUUUGAGCUGUUGUCCAUUCCAGUAUUCUCUUGCACACUGUUUUUCUGCUCUUCCUAAGGUAAAAGGUAAUCCAUACAUGGACUCCUUUCUCACUGUGCCUAGAGGGGAAUUGGCUUUACUUUACUGAUAAUCCUAAGCAGGCUGAAACGUUAGUUUGUGGUUGCUGCAUCUCUGCUGCAGCGUUCUGGGCUGCCUAAGUCAUGUGUGACAGGGGUGUAGACAAUUAGCCCCUGGCACAAACAUAAAAAUAACUCUAGAUGUGCAGUGUUUUAAGCAGAAACACUGAACAUCCAGACUCCUACCAUAACCACUUCAAAUCAUUGUGGUCUUAGUGAUUGGAGUAACCAUUUAAAUUAGAGUGUUUCUCUCAAAAGAAAAAGGAAAAAAACCUCACCCACCUAGCUCCACCUGACUGGUUUCUCAUUUCCAAAACAAAGAUGCCCUGACCUGAAACACCAGUUCUAAAUCACUCAAUGAGAUUCCAGUAGAGCUGUGUACAUAAUUCAACUGUGAGUGGAACUUAUUUAUUGAAAAGUAAUAAAUGGGAAAUGGUUGCAUAAGUAAAUGGAAAUCUCCUGCUCAUUUUAUUGAAUAUUGAAAGAUAAUAGGAUUCAGCUUUUUUCUAAAUUUCACUUGUGGAAGUGCCAAAUUGGAAACUAGGCUAUAUUUGACAUGAUACAUGUACUUACUAAUUCUCUACAGAGUUAGCAGAGUGAAAAGAUUGGAAUACAGUUAUCAGCCAAUUAUUGGUUUAAGUGAGAGAAAAAUUUGCAAAAAGCAGACGAUUUGUUCUGUCUUACCAUUUAUUUACGCAUUAUUUUGUGUUUACAAAAGUGAAAUAUCUGGUAAAUCUUGUGUGGUGUCUCUUGUACAGCAAUGAGACUAAAUGCAAAUAAUUGCAUAAACAUUACAUUCAAUAGAUCUUUAUGUUAUUUUCUCUAAAUAUCUACAGUGUGCCUCACUGCUCAACAGUUUGAUUCUGAGAACUGAUAGCAUAACUAUUACUUUGUGAUGAAGAGGGAAACAAAGAAAUCAAAUAGAAAUGUUAAACAAGUAUUUUUAUUUUAUUUCAGCACUAUGAUGUACCAGGGGUUUAUUAUAAUGCAAUAAAUGAAGUCUGUAAUUGUGACAGAUUGUGCACAAUAGAGCAUUGUAAUACGCAGUAUAAUAUGGCACAGUAUGUUAACUGUAAUUUUGAAUUCACCUCUAACAGUGAAUAUGACUUUUCCCCUUCAAUAUGAGCUAAGUUUAAAAUCAAGUGCACGUCCUGUCCUGGCACUGUCAUAAUUCUCAUUCCUUGUGCUCAAACAUAUGUAGUGAUACUAAUUUUAAGCACUUGGAAGCAGAAAUCUCUGAAGUGAUGGUGUGUUAUGCUGCGUUAUUCACUAAAUUGCGAAUUGUCGUGAAUUUCAAAUUUAAGGCCAAAGUAGCCGAACUGGAUGUAUAAUUGACUUGGAGAAGUUUUUCAUUUAGAAUGUUUUGGCUUUAAAAUUGAAUUCCUGGCAAUGCUCACUUUUGUGAACAGUCCUGACAUAUUGCGUGGCUCUGCGUUAAUGGUAAACACUUCAUGGAGCUUAUUCACUAAACCAGGAAAUGUAAAGAAUUUAAAAGGAAACACUCUCACAUCUGGAAUUUACACCUUUGAAUAAACCAUUGAAAAUCACUGAUAACAAGUGUUAGCUUUUUUCUUCAUGAGAAGGCCCAAAGUCAGGGCAAACAUUGUAAAUGAAAAGAUAUAGAAACAUUACAGGUUAUGUAUAAAACCUGUCACAUUGCACUUUCACAUUUGUGCCAGUUUUGUGCACAUGCGCCAUUCAUUUAUAUAUUAAAACCAUUAUUCCUAUCUCAACACUGUCUUUACAUUUGGUUAACAACUCAUUCAUCAUAUAAUAGGUAUAAAAUGAAUAACUAAUUUCACUCUGAAUUAUGAAAUAAAAAACAUAGCAGUUGGUGCUGAACUGUUAGGGGUAAAGCCUUGAAUUGUACAGCGUAAACAUAUGCAAAUAUUUUAAAAGCGAACAAAACCAAUGGCAAUAUAAAACUUUUUCUCUUCUACUCUUGAGAGAAAUUAUAUUUUGCCUGUUGCAACUGACUCUAAAUUUAGUGUUUUUUUUAGCUUGAAAGAUGAUACAAUGUAGUGCUGAGGUGAAGAUAGUUUUGCAUGUCCUUUCAUGAAAGAGCUAUGUAGAGAUAAUGAAAUGCUGCAUGCAAAGCUGAGCUCUGUCAUAUAAAGAAAGACAGUUAUAUUAUUUGGCGGAAAUCAUACUAGUCAAGAAUAAUAGUUAGUAUUGGAAGACUGGUAAAAGUAUGGUAAGGUCAUUGAAUACUUUUCCAGCAACCUACUUCUCUAUGUCUACUUAUACCCUUUGUGUCACUAUACCCCACUGCCUCUAGCAUGUAAGCUCAUUGACCAGGGCCCUCAAGCCCUCUGUUCUUAUACGUCCAACUUGUCUGGUUACAAUUACAUGUCUGUUAGUCCACCUAUUGUACAACGCUACAGAAUUUGUUGGCGCUUUAUCAAUAAUAAAAUAAUAAUAAUAUUUGCAUGUAAAUUAGAACCCAUCAACAGUUCUGCCAUCAUAAACCUUUGGGCCUCUUAAAAUAUUGCCCCCCCCAACCCCCAUUAGCAGAUGUCUUUACUACUAUUACCCCCUCAGCUCAUGUCUCCCGAUAUUCCACCCUCCAUUUCAGCAGAUCUUCCCAUUUUUGUAUUCUCUCAAGUUGUGUCUCAGUAUGUCCCACCCUCCCCGUCAGCCUGUUUUUUCUUCCCAAUCCUCCUCUCCUGAUUCUGGAUGCUGCUACUGAUAUGCUGCUGUUAAGUUUUUUACUAAUUAUAAAAAAGGGUUAAAUAAAUAUAUUUAUACCUGAUUCAGAGUGUUUUAUGUCUAUGGUCUGAUAAUGCAAGAUGAUUUUACAUUUUUAUAAUUAUAUAGUUAAAAGACAGCAACUAGAGGCUGCUUCUGCAAUUUACAGUGAGGAAAUCACACUUAUCUGAUGCUGGACGUCCUCACAGAGUCCAGCGUUAAAUAAGAUCCCCAUAGGAAAGCAUUGAGUAAUGCUUUCCUAUAGGUGGGUUUGAAUGCGCGCUUGCCUCUGGCCAGGAGCUGACGUUGGCGGGGGAAUAGAGGUCUCUAGCGCCGAGGGAGCCCAGCGCUGGAUUAAGGUAAGUGACUGAAGGGGUUUUAACCCCUUCAGCACCAAGGGAGGGGGGCCCCCGAGGGAGGGGGCACUCCAAGAACCUAUAGUGCCAGGAAAACGGAUUUGUUUUCCUGGCAUUAUAGGAUCCCUUUAAGUGUAUGUCCUACUUCUAUCCAUGAAGACACCACAUACCAGUUUAAUGAGCAGUUUAAAGCAAAUUAUUAUUUGGUUACAUUUCAAGGGUAUGGGAAAGACUGGUGUAUGGCGUUCUUUACAAAUUAAUAUCUAAAUAUUUAAUUUGGAAGGUUACAUUUCACUUUUAUUUCUGUGGAAUUAAAUGUUAUUGUUUACUCAUUUUAUUGACCUUGCAAGAAGUACAAGGUCAUGUAUAAAACCUGCCCCUUAAUAGGUAUUAGAGAUACUGCAGCUGGAACAUUAACCAAUGAUCUAACUCAACAGAUGCAUAUAUCAGGUUUUAAAGUUGUUUUUGAGGAUAGACAACUAGCCCUUAGCUAUUCUGUGCCUGGGAAGUCUGUUCUAUUAGUGCAACGGGUAAUAAAACAAAUUAAAACACAUGCUUAAGAAGGAAGGCUGGGUGAAGUCAGGGCAACUAUUGAUUCCAUAUUGACCUUAAUUAAAUAAGCCUACAGAUUUAAAACCAUGACCUGUCACAUAAUACCACAAAGUGGCCCCUCAAAAUCUGUGACUACCCUGGUUGUUUAAAGCUCCAGUACAGGUUCAAGACUAGUGAGCUUAAAACUGCCUAUCCAUGUAAACCAGUGAAAUCACUUACUUUACCAACAAAAUUAUGUUUCCUAUUUACUUUUAUCUGGAGUGAUUUUCAUUACAAAAACAAAAAUGCUGCAGAUAUAACCCAAACAUCUUGCUCGUACAUCACAGGGGGGAGUUUAUGUCUCUUUCUGCUCCUCCAUUGGGCUGUUUGUCUCAACAAGUCCCCAUUACCCUUGGCUUUCUGUGAUAGAUCCUGUGCCUGUAAAUCCACUCAUAAACCAUAAAUAUAACAAACAGUAUACACGUGCUUGCAGCUUUAAAAGCAGUUCCAUUGAAGGGACAAUCUCAUAUGCAUAAUGUAGUUGUCUUGUUGCAGAAACCCUAUCCCUACAUUCUGACAUAUGUAAACACUGCUGUUGGCGAGAAAUUAUAAUUUGAAAAUUAAAAUGGUUUUAAUGGCUUUAGCUUAGCUAUUUGGACCUAAUAUUUGAAUUUCCCUUGUGAAUUUCCAUCAACUCAGUUUAGUGAAUAACAUUCAUCUGCUAGGAACUGACCAGCCUUUUAAAAUGUCAAACUCUCUGGUUAUGACAAGUCACAAUUUAGUGGAUAACAAUUUUAAAUAAGAAGUCAAGAGCUGUGCUUUAGGAUAUAUCAACAUUUAAAUCAAAGGGUGUAUUGACCUUAUUGUUCAUAAACUACAUGUAAUUUUACAUAUUAUUAUUAUUUUAUUAUGUAUAUAGCGCCAGCAAAUUCCUUAGCGCUGUACAUACAUGUUACCUUACACAUUAUUGGGCGCUUUGAUGUAUUUUGCAGUUUCUCUUGCAGAGAUCUAGUCAAGCAUGCUAAUGGACGUUAAUGUGCCAUAAGGAUCUUUGCAGGACUGGUGAAGGAACACUCUGGGCACCAUAACGACCUCAUAGCAAUUAAGUUGUCAUGGUACUCAUUUUAUUGACCUUGCAAGAAGUACAAGGUCAUGUAUAAAACCUGCCCCUUAAUAGGUAUUAGAGAUACUGCAGCUGGAACAUUAACCAAUGAUCUAACUCAACAGAUGCAUAUAUCAGGUUUUAAAGUUGUUUUUGAGGAUAGACAACUAGCCCUUAGCUAUUCUGUGCCUGGGAAGUCUGUUCUAUUAGUGCAACGGGUAAUAAAACAAAUUAAAACACAUGCUUAAGAAGGAAGGCUGGGUGAAGUCAGGGCAACUAUUGAUUCCAUAUUGACCUUAAUUAAAUAAGCCUACAGAUUUAAAACCAUGACCUGUCACAUAAUACCACAAAGUGGCCCCUCAAAAUCUGUGACUACCCUGGUUGUUUAAAGCUCCAGUACAGGUUCAAGACUAGUGAGCUUAAAACUGCCUAUCCAUGUAAACCAGUGAAAUCACUUACUUUACCAACAAAAUUAUGUUUCCUAUUUACUUUUAUCUGGAGUGAUUUUCAUUACAAAAACAAAAAUGCUGCAGAUAUAACCCAAACAUCUUGCUCGUACAUCACAGGGGGGAGUUUAUGUCUCUUUCUGCUCCUCCAUUGGGCUGUUUGUCUCAACAAGUCCCCAUUACCCUUGGCUUUCUGUGAUAGAUCCUGUGCCUGUAAAUCCACUCAUAAACCAUAAAUAUAACAAACAGUAUACACGUGCUUGCAGCUUUAAAAGCAGUUCCAUUGAAGGGACAAUCUCAUAUGCAUAAUGUAGUUGUCUUGUUGCAGAAACCCUAUCCCUACAUUCUGACAUAUGUAAACACUGCUGUUGGCGAGAAAUUAUAAUUUGAAAAUUAAAAUGGUUUUAAUGGCUUUAGCUUAGCUAUUUGGACCUAAUAUUUGAAUUUCCCUUGUGAAUUUCCAUCAACUCAGUUUAGUGAAUAACAUUCAUCUGCUAGGAACUGACCAGCCUUUUAAAAUGUCAAACUCUCUGGUUAUGACAAGUCACAAUUUAGUGGAUAACAAUUUUAAAUAAGAAGUCAAGAGCUGUGCUUUAGGAUAUAUCAACAUUUAAAUCAAAGGGUGUAUUGACCUUAUUGUUCAUAAACUACAUGUAAUUUUACAUAUUAUUAUUAUUUUAUUAUGUAUAUAGCGCCAGCAAAUUCCUUAGCGCUGUACAUACAUGUUACCUUACACAUUAUUGGGCGCUUUGAUGUAUUUUGCAGUUUCUCUUGCAGAGAUCUAGUCAAGCAUGCUAAUGGACGUUAAUGUGCCAUAAGGAUCUUUGCAGGACUGGUGAAGGAACACUCUGGGCACCAUAACGACCUCAUAGCAAUUAAGUUGUCAUGGUGCUCGGAGUGUUCCUUUAAAGAAGCUAAGUACCACUUUGUUUUUUGUUUGAUUUUGUUGUAAUAAUGUUGGAACCUUUUCUUAGUUCAGUACUACAUGCAAUUAAAUUAAGGGUAUGUUCUUUAAAGGAGAAGUAUCAUCAUAAGUGAAAUUACAAUUCACUUUCUGAAAUAUUUUACCUUUUCUAAACAAUGUAGUAUUACUGUUAGGAAAUGCAGAAUUAUAGGACUGCCAUCAAAUAUCUGCUGUAGAAAAUUUCAAAAUGAUAAAGAACCCCAGAUACUCAGUAGCUUUUAUCCCAGUGACUCUUAUAUUCCACCCAAAGCACAAGCAAUGCUUUGUUAAACCUGAUGUCACAGAAGUGGUUAUAAAUAGUGAUCGUUAACAAUAUGUGAGCAGGAAGAGGCAGAGUCUUGUACAAGCAACACAUGGCAAAGUUAUUUGACUGCCAGAAUGUUAAGUGUUGAAGGGAAUUCUAGAUGUUUUUCUUUAAUUUUUUUUACUUUAUGUAUUUUGUUUGUGUUGACGCAUACUCUGUAAUUAGCACAAAAUAAAUAGUAGACGCUCAGAAAGACAUAAUAAUGCAUAACCUCUAUGAAGAUGUGUCGAAUUUUGCAGUAUAGAAAUAUAUAGAAAGCGUAAAUGAAACCAAACCAAAGAAAUUGUAGCCGAGGCACUGCACAUGUGAACAAUGUAUAGAGCAAAGCUUUUUAUAACCAUCAAGAGGAGAAAGCAUGCCUCUUUCAAGGGUCACAUCAAGACCACAUAUUGCUCACCCAUCAGCUAAGCAGCAUGCCAAGGGUUAAUUAGAUUGCAACAGGUGAGUACAGAAGAGAGUUAUCGCAAGGUAGGCCAGUGACUAUUCCACCUUCAGGCUUGACAAAUACCUAAUUUGAGGUUGACAUGUUGCCAGGUCUACACUUUGGAAUAAUGUCUGCAUACAUUUAACUCAAGGCUUGACAAAUUCGCUUAAAAAAUAUAGGAGGUAUCUAAAAAGGUUAGGAGCCAGUUUUUUUAAACUAAGCUUUGUUUUCAAUGACAAAAAUACAAUUCGUUAAGGGACACUAUAGUCACCAGGUCCACUAUAGCUUAAUGUAGUGGUUCUGGUGUCUAUAACAUCUUUAUGCAGGCUGUUCAUUGGUGCCUAGAAAUCGAUUCAGUGCAUCUGUAAGGUGAGGUAAAAAAACUUUUCCCGUGCCACUGGAGGGGGGCAGAUUGGAUUUGUAUUAGUUAUAUUGCAGAAGGUCUUGAUGGUAAGGUAUGUCUUUUUGCUGAUGAUACUAAAAUUUGUAACAGGGUUACACGAGGCAUAAGCCAAAUGGCAAAUGAUUUCGGUAAACUAGAAAAAUGGUCAGAAUUGUGGCAACUGACAUUUAAUGUGCAUAAGUGCAAGAUAAUGCAUUUUGGAUGUAAAAACCAAAAGGCAGAAUACAGAAUAUUUGAUAGUGUCCUAACCUCAACAUCUGAGGAGAGGGAUUUAGGAGUAAUUAUUUCAGAUGGCUUAAGUCAUCUGAAAUAAUUACUCCUAAAUCCCUCUCCUCAGAUGUUGAGGUUAUUACUCUAUCAAAUAUUCUGUAUUCUGCCUUUGGGUUUUUACAUCCAAAAUGCAUUAUGCUUUUGCGAUUCUCACUGUGAAAAUCACAGUGAGAAGACGGUGGACGUCCAUCCUAUGGGCGGUUUGAAUGCACCAGCGUUGAGGGAGCCUGUCGCUGAAGAAAGGUAAGUGUUUUAACCCCUUCAGCCCAGUGGGAGUGGGACCCUGAGGGUGGGGGCAUUUCCUGGCACUAGAGUGGUCCUUUAAAGGUAGGCAGACAAUGUAAUAGAGCAGCAGGAAAUGCUAGCAGAAUGCUUGGUUGUAUAGGGAAAGGCAUUAGCAGUAGAAAGAGGGAAGUGCUCAUGCCAUUGUACCGAUCACUGGUGAGACCUCACUUGGAGUAUUGUACGCAGUACUGGAGACUAUGUCUUCAGAAGGAUAUUGAUACUUUGGAAGGAGGUCAGAGGAAGGCUACUAAACUGGUUCAUGGAUUGCAGGAUAAAACUUACAAGGAAAGGUUAAAGGAUCUUAACAUGUAUAGCAUGGCGGAAAGACGAGACAGGGGAGAUAUGAUAAAAACAUUUGAAUACAUAAAGGAAAUCAACACAGUAAAGGAGGAGACUAUAUGUAAAAGAAGGAAAACUACCACAACAAGAGGACAUAAUCUUAAAUUAGAGGUGCAAAGUUUUAAAAAUAAUUUCAGGAGGUAUUACUUUACAGAGAGGGUAGUGGAUGCAUGGAAUAGCAUUCCAGCUGAACUGAUGGAGGUUAACAUAGUGAGGGCAUUUAAGCAUGCUUGGGAUAGGCAUAAGACUAUCCUAGACUUAAGAUAAGACCAAGGACUAAAAAGUAUUUAAAAAAAAAAUUGGGCAGACUAGAUGGGCAAAAUGGUUCUUAUCUGCCAUCUCAUUCUAUGUUUCUAUAUUACUUACUGACAGACACACACAAUCACUGACAGACACACACAUUGAUUUGACACACACGCUGAUACUCACACACUCGGUAUCUCACACAUUCACAAGUGAUUGUUAUUAUUGUAUUUAAUUUAAAUUUAGUCCACCCAGCUUUCGAUUUUUGGGAGAGCUUGAGUGGAUCCUUUCCCUGGGGUCCAGUGGGGCUGCUGUAAUCUUCAGGUUUAACUUGCUCCGCCCCCUAGAAUGCUGUUUAGUGAUGCCAGGGCAGGAGUGGCGUCAUAUCCCAGCUCUCAGCAUCACCACAGGGCGCAUGAGGGAGCAGAGCAAGAAGAGCUUGAAGAUUACAGCUCUCUGCCCAGCUCAAUUUUCGUGGAAAAAGUAAUUUGCUGCCAGUUGGUACCUGUUCUGGUCAGUACUACAUCAGUAUCAAUACCCAGAAUGUCACACAAAUGUAUGCUAGAUAUUCUUGGAUUGAGCUGUGAGUAUUAACUUUGGUGCAUUAUUUUAUCAGGAGUGCUGUCAGUAUUGAAUGUGGUAUAUUCAUAUGCCAUGGAGUGUAUUGCUGAUGUUUAUACCUCUAAUUUUGUGACAUGUUAAAGGGAUCCUAUAGUGUUUUCCUGGCACUAUAGGGUUAUUAGAUCCCCCCCUCUCUCGGAGCCACCCUUCCGUUGGGCUGAGCCCCCCCUUCAGCCACUUACCUUAAUCUGGUGACUUCUCCUCCCCCGCCGACGUCAGCUCCCAAGUGAAGCCGAAGAGCUGUGUGCGCAUUCAAACUUCCCAUUGGAAAGCAUUACUCAAUGCUCUCCUAUGGACGUUCAACGUGAGUUCAAUGCGAUUUUCACACUGAGAAUAGCGGAAACGGCCUCUAGUGGCUGUCCGGUAGACAGCCACUAGAGGCCUGGAUUAACCCUCAGUGUAAACAUAGCAGUUUCUCUGAAACUGCCAUGUUUUCAGCUGCAAGGUGAAAACUUAGGAGACCUGGCACCCAGACCACUUAAUUUAGCUGAAGUUGUCUGGGUGCCUCUAGUGGUCCUUUAACCCCUCAAGGACCAAACUUCUGGAAUAAAAGGGAAUCAUGACAUGUCACACAUGUCAUGUGACCUUAAGGCCACACAAACUGUCAGUGAGACAUGCAUCUAUUGUGGCUGUUUUUUUUUUGUUUUUUGUUUUUUACCCAAGCCUGCAUUUUGUUUCAACCUCCCAAUGUAUGAAGUGCAAAAUAAUACAUACAUUUAUAAUCUUUUAUUUUCAAUAAAAACACUAGCAGUUUGGCAACUAAAAUGUAAAAAGUAGAACUUAUUUUAAUAAAGAAAUGCCUGUAUGACAUGGUGUGAACUCCUAAAACAUUAGACAAAUGCUUAAUUUAAACAUGGUAGAACAUCACCCAAUUUCUGCUGCUCUCUGUCAGUAGAUUGUAAGCUUGUUUGAACACUCUUAAUCAACAUUUGAUAAUAUUUGCCUUAUAUUAUUUUUACUAUGUAUUGUGAUGUGUUCUGCUUCCCAUUGGACAGUGCUGUGAAAUUGAUUGGUGUUCUCUAAAUAUAAAUAGUAGUUUUGCUACUGACAGAUCCAUAUUGCAUAGUAUUGUUUACAAAAUUAUUGAUGGAAAUGUCUGCCCAAACUGUGUCUCAUAAAUUUCCCUCGGAAAUCCAUCAACGUGUCUUGUGCUGCAUUUCAUUUAAGGCUGCUCUCGGAUUCUUCUAUUUGUUGCUUGGUUUCUAGUGGUAACCAGACAUUGGGUUUGUGGCCCACAUGUGACUCACACACAAAGUAGCAGUUCCUGUGAAGAACUGGAAUAGAUUUCCCAUUUGACUAUGUCUGGGGAGGGCUGUCCCACUGGAAACCCACACCCUGGCAAUGCCCUGGCAUUUGCUAUACAGUGACUCCUUUCCUCCAAAAGAGAACUAAGCAGGCAACAAGCAUGUCUUUGUUUUGAUACAAAGUAUCAAACUGCAUCAGGGUCUCUACCAGGCUGUAUUUGUAGAACUGUCUUCUCAGAAGCAUAAUCUUACUUUGUGUGCAACAUUCUGUAACAUCUGUAGGCAUGGUGAGCUCCUGAAGAAAUGUAAUCGUAGAUGAAAGGCCUCUUCUUGUGUCCUGGUGUUGUAUCAGGACCAUGGGUUUUGUUGAGCUGGGAUGAAUUUGGUCAUUUAGAUAUUUUCCUGUAGGUGUAUGUUAUUGCUAGAUAGUGUUUUUUGUGGCUAAAAGAGACAACUGAUUUAUUUGUUAAUCACUGGCAGGUUUCAUUGCACUGUUAAGUAAAAUUAAAAUUAAACUAUUUUUUUGUUUUCAGAUUUUAAUAUUUUUCAUCAUGCAAAAUGUUCUUUUAAAACAAAUAAAAAUAAUAAUAAUAAUAUAAAUAUAUAGCCUAUUUGGCAUCUUGUCUACUGGACUAAUACAGCUUAUCCAAUCUACACUAUAUAUAAUGUACAGUGGGACCUCGGUUUACAAACGCCUCGGUUAACAUAAUUUUCAGUUUACAAAUGAAAAUCCAUUGAAAAUAAUGCCUCGGUUUACAAAAAUUUUUCGCAAUACAAAGCAAGUUUCCCCAGGAUGCAUUGCAAGUGGGAGGUUUAUAGCACCACCCCCUGCAUGUUGGCGUCGAGUGUGGAGGUGUUGAAGCGGCUUUUGCAUCGAGUUUUGGAGCCAUUCGGGAAAUUUUCAGUUAUUUUGGAACUUUUUGGUGCAUUUCUCAAGCUGUGGAAGGGUAGGGAGCUGAGCUUCGUCGCUUGCAUGCCUUUUAUUGUGUGUUCUGCAUUGUGGGUUGGUUUCCAUGCCAGCUCAUUUUGACUUUUUUCUGACCUCCAGAACGGAUUAAUUGGUUUUCAAUGCAUUCCUAUGGGUAACCGCGUUUCGGUUUACAAAUGUUUCACAAUAAGAAACGUCCCGGAGAACACAUUACAUUCGUAAACCGAGGUCCCACUGUAUAUAUAUAUUUUAAGACAGGUCUUUUCAGUACAAGGAGAGAAGGGAACUACCCGUCCUAUUCUUUAAGAGUUCAAUAGUUUUUUAUUCCAUGGACUGCAUAUUUCCCAUAUUUUCAAAAGCAAUUGAAUUGAUUUCUUAUCAGGUUUGACAUUCUUUUUCCAAAAUUUUAAUGUCAUCAUUUCAGGAAUUGAGAAGUUAAAGGCAAACUAAAAAUACAACAAUGAAUUAUUUUAAUAAUAGUUUUUGAAUGAAGAUGUGGUAUAGACAAAAGACAUGCAAUAAAGAAAAUUGCUACAAUUGGAGCUAUCAUCAUGGAAACAGUAAAAUGUUUUUACUGUUAUAGUGUGCAAUGGCAAACCUUGGAAUGACUGUAUGUACCCUAGUUGUUUUAUUAAUGACACUCUAAGCACCAAAACAACUUUAGCUUACUGAAACGAGUUUGGUAUGUAUAUCCAUAGUAGUGCUCUGAUACAAUGAAACCAGAGCUUGUGAGAGCCAUUACAUGAGGUCUCAGUGUCCACACUGGACAAAAAGUAUCUGAAUGAUGUCCUCCCUCCCAGCCCUAUGGUUAAUGGACCAGAGGGGAGAUCUCACCAGUCCGCUGGCACAUUGUUGGGCGGCCGGCACAGGAGGGAAAAGAGACCCGGGAGCUCUAGCUUGCAGCUCCGCCGGGUGCCCUCUCGCGAGCACAGAGCGUUGCCGCGGUUACCAUGGCAACGCUCCAUUCUCGCGAAAGUGAACUCUAGCCCAGGAGGUGCAGGCUAGAGUUAACUCCCCCACUAGAGCCGGCUGGGUUCACCAUGAGGACCACCAGGGUUUCACAAUGGAUAUCCCUACUCCCUGGGCAAAGGUAAGAAUGAAGAGGGGAUACUAUUUAUAAGAUAAGAGCAAUUCCAAAUAAGUGUUUUUUUUUUUUAAUUUAAAAAAAAUAUGCUUUAUAUCCUCCCCCUCCCUGGGCAAAGGUAAGAAGGGAGGGGGAUAUAAAGCAUAUUUUGUAAAUUUAAAAACAACAACACUUAUUUGUUUUAAUCAGCCCCCAACUACACACACACUGCCCCACCACACACACUGUCCCAUGUGCACCCCCAUACACACAGUGCUCCCCCACACAAACACUGCACCCCCCCAUACACACACUGCCCCCACUAGACUCCCAUACACACACUGCCCCCACUACACUCCUAUACAAAUACUGCCCCCACUACACCCUCAUACACACACUGGCCCCCUACACACAGUUUUCCCACUGCACCCAUAUAUACACUGCACACCCAUGCACACACUACACCACUCACAUGAACACAUACUGCCCCUCCUACACGGUACUCCUGGACCCAUAAUCACUACAGAGAGCUGUAGUGGUUAUUGUGCCUGGAUUGUUUCUUUAAAUUAUCUAUGAGUGCCCCUCCCGAGAUAAGGCUCUGGAUCCGCCAGUGGUCUGUGUAUAUGUGUAUUGGUACUUCUUGUCUGUGUGCUUGUGCAUGUCUGUAUGUGUCUGCCGUCUAUGUCUUAUGUGUAUAUGUAUUAGGGUGUGUGUCUAUCAGUAACUGUAAGUGUACCAAGAGGUGUGUUAAAUGGUGGAAUUGUGGAUGGGCCAGGGGUGGGGCUUAAGAAAGGGGUCAUAAAAUUAUUUUUGGGCUCAUGUCCCAGGUGUUUUUUGACCCUAGCAAUACUUAUAAGUUGCUGAAAAUAAUAAAAUAAUACAGGGGUUAUAUGUAUUAAUUUGGUUCUGCUUUAGCAUUUGAAUUUCCUGUGUCAUUCUAGGACAAAGUCAAAGACUUUGUGAAUAUUCCUGUUCAGUAUUGCAAUGGGUUGUGGGUAUUUGUCUACAGAUGAUGCAUGGCACGAAGGAUUAUCUUUCAGUGUUAUUUUAGACAAUAUUUAUGUCUUAAAUCUAGCUGGUUAAUCGCUUUGCAAAUAGCUGAAUAAAUCAGAGUAUGUUACUAAUAAGAAAUAAUGUGCUGACUGAUUAUACUGUUUUUAUUAGAACUUGAGGGAUAUCAUGUAGUCAGUCAGGUAACAACAUUUUAAUGCAAUUACUGUCUCUAUAUUUUGAUUCAUAGACAUUAUUUGGAAUGUGAGUGCUUAACUCUAGUGAAUGAAAGUAUAUUAAUAAUUUUGAAAUUUUAUUUUUCAGAGUGAUCGACUUUUGAUUAAAGGAGGUAAAAUAGUAAAUGAUGACCAGUCUUUCCACGCUGACCUUUAUAUGGAAGAUGGACUAAUUAAGUAAGUACUUCAUUGCUAUAUUGUCUACUUACUGAUUUUGCACAGUUACGUGGUUAGGUGAAGACUGUGCGCUUGUUGCAGGUCUAUUUCCAUCAUUUUUAUACCAGUUUAUGUUUGCCUAUUAAUUUGAGUAGCAAUAAGACUCAGUCCCCUCAGUAAUUCAUAUGCACGUUGGAAGAUAUUAACAAAAAGUUUAUUUAAUAGAAAUAUGGGGAAAGGUUCUAAAAGUGAAACAAUCAUCACAGAGAGGAAGAGUCUCCUGGUCUUUUCCACUUUCCACACCCAGUUGAACUAUCCCACUGUAUAGCGCUACGGAAUCUGAUGGUGCUAUAUAAAUAAUAAAAUAACAAUAAUAAUAAUAUUAAUAACUAGGUGUAUAGUUUGGUGAGCUAGUGACUGCAUCUGACAUGAUGGCCAUUCUUGCCAUUUAGCAUGAAAGCAAAGGGUUACUUGGCAUUUAUUGUCUCCUAUUAAUCUCUGUGGGAGUCAUUACCAAUAUCAUCAGCUGCUGAUUAUAUUGAACACAAGAAAAUGGUUUAUAAAUGGUAUACUCACCGGCCUAAAACCCAGCCUGAAGCCUGGCCUCUAAUGACAGUAUGGUUGAGGCAGAGCUGUGAUCUACUUCAUGUUAUACCAGGGUUUGCAGGCAGUGACUGGCUGACUGUCCCAGUUCCUUGUAUGAAUUGGUUUGGUGUGAAGGGGAAGCAUAACCCAGCCAUAUCAUCAUUGGAAGCUGUGCUUCAGGCAGCCAGGGAUCGAGAAUCUCUACUAAAAAGUAAAUACACUGUGUAGUAGUGAUGCUGGACUAACUCCCAUGUACUCCAGGCACCAUAACCACAUCAAUCAAUUGAAGUGGUUAUGGUGCCUGCAAUGUUCCUUUAGAUGUUAAGUUUUGUACCAUGGAAACAGCUGGUAAUGAUAAUGAUUAUGAGAGCCAUUUUAAUGAUUAUUGGCAUGUCGUUAAAUGAUUUGCAAUAAGCAUGGAAAUAAGCCUACGAUUUUUAUUUACAGUUUCACAAAAGAUUUACAUUCAUAUCAGAAUGCAAAGAACCACAUUGUCUGAAGUAGAGAAAGAAGCAGAAAAAGAAUGGUGGGGAUACAAGUAGAAGAAAAGAAUGGGGGCGAGAAAUUCUCUGGGAUUACUUAAAAUGUGUUGCAGCUUUUAAUCCAGAAUUUCAACAGGAACAUGCAAGGCCAAUUAUCAGUCCAAUUAGCCACCAUACAGAGCUGUGCUGUUUCCAAUGUUAGUCUGAGCAAUGUAUGAAUAUUAGAAGGACUAUUGACUUGUGCAUUCGGUUUUGCCCGAAUGUAUCUGAAUAUAGGCCAGUCAUUAGUUCAGCUGAAUUCUGUAUGUCUGAUGCACCAUACAGUUGUAUAACCAAGCAAAUGACUAGCGCAAUGGAUGAGCAUGUUUGUUUGCUUCAGGAUUUGAAGUUCUAUCCGUGGUACUUAUAAAGGAGAUCAUUUAUGAGAAAAAAAGAUGACUGAUGGCUUAGGGACAUAUAUAUAUAUAUAUAUAUAUAUAUAUAUAAUUAUAAAAGUAUAUAUCAAUUUAUUUUACUGAUCCUCCUCUUUUUCCCUUUGUUGGUUACUAUUUCUCACUUAAUCUGUGAACCAAAUGGCAGAAAAAUGUGCAUAUCAGUGCACUGCAAAAUAUAUGUGUAAUAUUUAGAUUAUGUAGAUAUCUUUAUAAUCCCAUUUUUGCACAAAACCCCCCCCCAAAAAACCCAAUGAUCUUAUUGAGGAGUACGGUAACUCAUACGGUAAGUUAGUAUUUUCAAUAUGAGUCAUUCCAUUCCUUUUUUGGUGAAGAAACUGGUGUGUGAGGAUGUGCAUUGGUAUAACAGGGUAGAGUCACAACUGGGUCAUGAGAUGACCAUGCCAACUGAUUUCCAUCUGUCACAGGGAUUCCAGGAGGUAGCCACCUGGCCACCUUAUGGCCCAUUGAGGUAUGUGCAUAUACACUAAGGCAGAGUAGCACCUACAUAACCAGACGGUUGGUGCCUACUCUGCCAAGUAUAGUGCCUGAUGGGGGAGAAUAGAUUAGGGCGGUAAGGAAUGCUUAUGUCUCUGCUCUUCCUCCUUUCUUUUGCAUGCUCUGCGGUGAUGCCAGAUGCCGAUAUAUGACAUCACGCCAGCCCUGGCAUUACUAAGCGGCGGGUAAGAGAGAAGUGAAGAACAGCAGGAAAAUUAAAGCAGCCAUUGGGCCCCAGUUAAAAGAUCCCAACUAAAUCCCAAGAAAAGCACAUAAACCAGUUGGAAUUAAACAAACUCAGAAUUUUUUUUUAUUAAUUUGUGAGUGUGUGUGAAAAUAUUUAAAUGUGAGUGUGUCAGUAUCAGUCAGUAGGUGUCUGUCAGUGUGUUUGUGUAUGUCAUUGUGUGUCUGUCAAUGAGAAUGUGUGUGUCUGUUCGUGAAAGUGUCUGUUAUUUAAACCGUGUGUGCCAAUGACUGUGUGUCUGUCAGCGAGUGUAUAUCAGUGUAUGUGUAUAAUGUAUGAGCCAAUGAUUGUGUUUGUGAUGAUUGUGACUGUAUCAGUCAUUGAAUGUGAACUAGUGAGGGCGAAAGGGUCCUCACUAGUACACAUUCAAUGACUGAUGCAGUCAUUGAAUGUGCUGGGGCCUAUUAGUCUAGUUAUGCCCGUGCCUGAAAUAUUACCAAAUCUGUAAGUAUUUGUAUGAGUUUUAUUGAGCAUGUAUUAAUUACAUUUUGGGUUUUUCACUGCAGAGAUAAUUAUCUCAUAUGGAGUAAAUUUGUUGCAGUGCCAGUGUAUUCUUGUAGCAGACUUGCACACAGCAAUGAAUGAAACUCAACUCGCCAAAUUACUUCACAUUUUCCUGUAACACUGUCAUUUGCAGUUAAAUGAUGCAUUUUAAUGUUUAAUAAAUCCUGAGAAAUGUUUUUAAUGCUAAUCUGAAGCUUUGAUAAUACUGAACUCUUAUUUGGGUUUUUUAGUCCCUUGUCCAGAAGGUUAUUACGAUUAAAUUAAUUUAGAAAGUAACAGAAACAUUUUAGCGGUAGCAACACCAGUUUAGAUGUACUGUUAUGUAACUUUGAAAUUUACAUGUACUGGUGAAAAGGGAAACUGGUCCUUUCUCUCAUGUGAAUCUGUGAGCUUUAGGGCUCUAUUCCAUAAGGAACAUUCAUGCAGCAGAACAUAACUAGCAAUAUGAGAGAGUUUAGUAUGGUCCCUAAUUAUAUAUUUACGGAUGUCAGGCCUUAUCAGAUAUGCUUCCUUGAAUAGAGGAGUCUUCAGGAGACAUUCCGAUAUCUACACACAGGGAACAAGUGCUGGUUUAACGCAUGGAUUUCCAAAUAGAUGGAAUACAACAAUUGGAUAAUGUGAUUUAACUUUAAUGCACCGGUCGUGCCUUAUUUUUGCUAUCCUUUCCCUCUUGGCCUCUCCGAAGCUUUCUUGCACUCCCUCUGGACUCCAUUUAUAUUCAGAGUAUGACCUAUUGCAUUUUUCUUUCUUGACAAAUUAAAUUGUGUCUUGUAUUUUUAAAUAACUAAGGAAAGUCUUUUGGUGAAUCUAUCAGCUCUAACAGAAAAGUCAAACUGUUUCACCUAUAAACUCGUCUUAUCUUGUUCACAACACCUAUAGAAUCAAUAUUAUAUUAUGCAUGGAAUAACCUAGGAAGCGAUAUAUUCAAAUAUCAGAAAUGGAAAAACUGGAGUACACAUCUGAGCAAUGAUAAAUUUUAAUUCCAAUCCAUGCAUUAACUCCGUUCCUUUCCCCCUAUAAGCACUAGGGAUUAAGUUGCAGCCUGUUGCUAAGGGAACUAAGAGAAAAGUGCAGUGGAAAUGAAAAAAGUAAGUAUACUAAUUUGCAUGUUUUGCUAGGCCCGGAUUUUAAAAUAUAACUUCCACUCACAGCAAUUCUGAAACAGCCUUUAAGAAUUGCUGUGAGUGGAGGUUGUAUUAAAUUUUUUUUUUUUGUGAUAUGUGAAUUUUACACAGCAGCCUCACUGGGAUGAGCAGCAGCACUGGUGCACUUUUAAAAUAGUGGGCCACUCACCCAAGCACAAACCUAUAUAGAUCUGAAAAAUUACUGCCUGCUGCUGACUGCUUUUGCAGCUUACAAACCUUGUAUGCUACCGCCAACCUGCCCUGUUGCCAGCCCUCCCAUAUUGAUACAUUUUUAUUUUAGGUAAGAUAUCUAUAAUAUUUACGUAGAGUAUGGUUUAUAGCACUAUUCUAGAUAAAUAUGUUACAAUAGUACUAUAUAGAGGGGUUAUAUCAUGUUUCCUUACUUAGAAUAGGAAGAAUAUCCUACAUAAAUCAUUUUAUACUUUUCUCCUUGAAAUCAACCUUCUCCUCAUCAACGCUGCAAGAAAAGCAGAGCUUUGGUAUACACAAAGAAACACAGGCAGGUCAUGGCACAUAUAAAACAGAUAAAUACAUUUUUCCUACCUCCACAUCUGACAUGAAGACAAGGCAGUCAUUGCACUCACAGCGUGAUUCAAGAAGCUUGGUCAUGUUGUGAUCCCAUGGUAGUUCUAGAAAACAGGCCAGUACGCAUGUUGGAGUUCUUGAAUGUCUGGCUAAUAUGUCCCCAUAGCAACUAAAUGAGUGAAGUCAGAAACUCCUACAUAAAGGGGACCAGGCAUGUGCAAAAUCCAUUGAAAAAGGACAUUGUUCACAAACACCCUAUGAUUUUGACAUGCCUAGUUGCUGUCAAUAUCUUCAGAAGACAACCAUCAGUCAGGGCAGAGGAACAUGCAGAAUUGUUGUGAGACUUUUUUUUUUUUGUUAUGUGAGGCCACCCAUGUUAUCCUUGACAUAUUCCUUUAAGCACUCUCCGCUAAUGACACUUUUUGAAACUGUUCAGAAAUUAGUCUGUUAUAAACACCCCACUCUGUGUUGUGUACUUAUUUCCCCGAUGCAUUUUGAAGGCACUGUAUAUUAAAAGUUGUGGAUGUUAUAAAAAAUGUGUUUGAAACUUGAUGAGCUCUUAAAGGAACAUGCCAAGAACUAUAUAGAACCACUACAUUCCACUGUACCGGUUAUGGUACCAGGAGUGCCUAGGCAACCUCCAAGAGUAAGUAGUCAAAUAAUUUGCACAUUUUCUCAAGUUCUUCAGGGUGCUGGUCAAAUCCUCCUGUGUAGUUGGAAGCUCUCAGCAGUUCUGUUGAACCAACUUCACAAGAGGCUUCAUUCAGCGCCUGGCAGAUCACAGGUACAUUAUUAGAACAUUUGCAAGCAAUUUGACUUCUUACCUUAGGAGUGCGCCAAGUCACUCCUGGGACCAUAACCACUUAAUGGUUAUGGUUUUUGGAGUGUUCCCUUAUAAAAAGGGAUCUGAUGAUAAACAUAGUUUGGAUUACAUUAUGGGCUCCGUAAAUAAAGAUCAAUAUGUUCAAUUAUGGCUGCUUCGUUUUUUUGUUUUGUUUUUUGGUGCUAUUUGUUUCUUUUCCUAUAAUGUAUUUAUAGUAUACAUGAAAAAGGCAUAUAAGAAUUUAUGUUUAGUAGUUGCUGCUUUAUGCUUUCCAUAUUUCUGUCUAUUAAUGGAUCUUUCUUGAAUUUUUUCUAGGCAGAUCGGUGAGAACCUGAUUGUGCCAGGAGGUGUGAAAACAAUUGAGGCUCAUGGCAGGAUGGUGAUUCCAGGUGGCAUAGAUGUUCAUACCUGCUUCCAGAAGCCCUGCAAUGGAAUGGUGUCUGCUGAUGACUUCUAUCAGGGGACUAGGGCAGCACUGGCUGGAGGAACCACAAUGAUCAGUAAGUGAUAACGUCUUUAUGACAAACAUGUCUUCUCAUUUUACUUUUUCAGCAGUACACUUUGACAUCAGAAAUUAUCAUAUUAAAUUUCAAUUUCAAUGCAGCAAUGCGGUUGCAUUUACUAAACUAUUAUUAUAAAUUAAAUUAAAGCUUACUGUAGUGCUCAUGUUGUGCAUUUGACACAGAACCACUGCUUAUUUGUUAAACACAGUAGUUAAUAUAUAUAUAGCCUACGAUCACUAGAUGAGUAUUUCUCCUAAGUAUAAUAUAUAUAAUGUUUUUUUAGAUUGCCUGGGUCAUAGACAGAUUUAUUAAAAACUUAAUCUCACCCUCCACCUAUUUAGUUGAUCGUGUUGUGCCAGAGCCUGGAACCAGCCUACUUAGUGCUUUAGACCAAUGGCGAGAGUGGGCAGACAGCAAAUCCUGCUGUGACUAUUCCUUGCAUGUAGACAUUACUGAAUGGCACAAAGGAGUGCAAGAAGAGAUGGAGGCUCUGGUUAAAGAUCAUGGUGAGUAGUUCCAGUCUUAAAUUAACAAAGUAACAGAUUAGGCCAGUGGUGCUCAACCUUUUUUCACUUGUGUACCUCUUGGCAGCCCAUAUCCAUAAAAUGUGCCACUCGUAUUAGCAGAAUGUUUAUAAUUAAUAUAGUUGCCAUAAGUUCGAAUUUAAAAAAAAUAUAUAUUUAUUAUAUUUAUGUAUCUGCAUGUGUCAGUGUUUGUAUCUGUGUGUCUGCGUGUGUCAAACAAUUACACACAUGCAGAUACACUGACACUAAUGAUGUCCCGAACUGUUUGCCGAACGUUUUGCGAACGGUUCGCCACGAACGGUUCACCGCGGACUCAUCAUUGAGUAAACUUUGACCCUGUACCUCACAGUCAGCAGACACAUUCCAGCCAAUCAGCAUCAGACCCUCCCUCCCUCCUGGACAGCUCACUAAGAAUGCAGCUUCACAAUGAAUGUAAAAUGGAUGCUGUCCAGGAGGAGGGAGGGUCUGCUGCUGAUUAGCUGGAAUGUGUCUGCUGACUGUGAGGUACAGGGUCAAAGUUUACUCAAUGAUGAGUCCGUGGCGAACCGUUCGUGGCGAACCGUUCGCGAACCAUUCGGCGAACAUUUCGGGACAUCACUAACAGACACACAUACUGACAAAAUACAACCAAAAAAUACAAAGGAUACAGCUGUAGAUCUAAGAAAAUAGAACAUAUUAUAGCAUGAUACAGUAUAAAGUGUAGUUAAAUGCCCAGUUAUAUGCUCUGGCAGAAUUACACUCACAGAAUGAAUUCUCAUAACAGUCUUCAUUCUGUGAGUGUAAUUCUGUCAAUAAUACCAGUCUUCGUACCGUGAGUGUAAUUAAUAACUGCACUUAAUACUGUAUCACACUAUUAUAUAUUUUUUAUUUUUGUAGAUUAACAGCUGUUUCCUCUGUAUUUAUGGUUAAAUUUGUUGUUCAAAGGGUACUUUCUAGGAUAUCAUUAGAGGAAGCUGUAUAUAUUCUAAAAUAAGUUUAAAAAAAUUACCACACUUGUCACAGAUUGGUAUGGGUGUGGUUUGUAUUUCUGUGUCUAUUACACACACUGACACACAUGCAGAUACGCAAACACAAAGAUACGAACACUGCCACAAAUGCAGAUGCACAGAAAAACAGAUACAAAUACUGUCACACAUGCAUAUACACAGACAUACAGAUACAAUUACUGCUAUACAUGCAGAUGCACAGACACACAGAUACAAACACUGCCACAAAUGCAGAUAAACAAACACACAGAUACUCUGACACACAUGCAUAUACACAGACACAUAGAAGCAAAAACUGACACACGUCUAAAAACACCACACAUUGACACACAUGCAGAUACACUGACACACUUGCAGAUGCACAAACACACAUAUACAAACACUGACAAACAUACAGUUACACAGACAUACUGAUACACACACUGGCACACAUGCUGAUAAACCGAUACAAACACUGCCAUACAAACACUAACACCCAUACAAAUGCACAGACACACAGACACAAACAAUGACACACAGAUACACUGACAUACAGAUACACACACUGACUCAUACAGAUACAAACACUACAUACAGAUACAGAUACAGAAACACAAAACACAAGAAGGCACACAUACAGGUAAAAAUUCUAGCCACCCUCCAGUUUCCUACUUUUGAUGCAGGAGGGUGGCUUUCUGCUGGCAGGGGCUGUUGGGAGUUAGGGGCUUGCACUGCCGGUCUGCCGCCUCCUCUCCGUCUCCUCUUCUCUAACCCGUGCGGUGAUCCGUAUUAGAGGAAGUGACUGGUUGUGACUUCCUCCAAGUGCUGCGAUCAUUAAAGCGGGCCAGUCUCGCUGAUAAAACACUGCAGUGGACGACCGGGCACCUGAUGGCACAUAUCCAUCGGAUGGCCAUAAGUGCAUGGGCCACUGGAUGGCCCCCCUCAGCCUCUGGGAUGCCAUUGCAGAAUUUUUGUUGCAUUCCCCUGGGGAAACUGGUUGGUACCCCCAGGUGUACGUGUAACAGAGGUUGGAAACUUCUUGAUUAGGCAGUUGCAGUCCCAUGUACCCAUCCUUUUAGAAAUAUGGUGGAUCUUUAUCAAAGUGUUGCCAACAUUAUUGCAACUAAUAUUUGGAAAUAUUUGACACAUUUUGUUAAAUUUGUCAUAUGUUUUAUUUUGUAGCUUCUUUUGCAUCCUCUCAUUUUGAAUAUACUGUACAACAGUAUACAGGGAGCGCUGAAUAAAAAAGUGGUAUAAGAAAAAAACAACCAUUUUAUUACACUGUUGUUCUUUAAAUUUUCUGUGUGCAAAAAAAAUAUUCAAAAUAGUGUAAAACCUUAAAGGAUUCUGGCGACCGAUCUCUUAUGCUCAGGCUAAUGGUGAUGAAUGUUGUUUCCCUAUCAAUCAAAAUUUUUCACAGUGUGUUAUCACUUUAAAAAACAUCCAAUAUAAAACAUAAGAAAUAUUACUCGCAGGCCUGGAGCCUAUCAAUUGGCUCUGUAGAUAAACACUUUGUGGUUGAGGACCACACCGUCUACUUUGCAAUUCAGGUACUUAAUGGCCUAUAUAUAUUAAACUAUAUACUUUAUUAAAACAUAAAAUUAAAAUAAUACAAUACAAAUGUAUACAGGUAAAUGUGCAAAGUUCCAGAGAUGUGUUUUGCCAAUAGAUCUUCAAUCAGGUGAGAUGUCAUAGCAGCUCAAAGUCCCUCCAUUUUAUAGGUCCAUAAUUGGGUGAAGUAUCGUUAUGUGCUUCCAUUAUUUGUUCCUACCCUCAUUCCUGAGAGGAGCGGGAGCGCCACGUUUCAAGCCUCAUAACCAUGAUGCUUGGUACUCGUGACAUCAUAUCACCUACUUACACUUUUUUAAGUUAGCCCUCUACUGUAUAUUGUUCUAUAGUAAAUUGUUUGUUGUGUGUUUUCGGCUGUGAGUUACACAUCACUGUGUGUAGUAGCCAGAUUACUAAUUGGUUUCAUACAAAGUUUAAUUGAAAUUCACUUGCACUUUCUAAAAAAGCCUCUCUUGCUAUUUUAUUUAUUUAUUUUUUUGAAUAUGCGCCAUUAUUUCGUGAUGUAAGACGUUGAUCAAUUUUUCCGCCACUUUUAUCACAAACUUCUCUUUUUUCCCUCCAAUUUAUAUGUAUUUUUAAAAUUCUUUUUAUUAAAUUGUUUUCUUUAUAUGACAUGUACAAAUAACAUACAAUUCAGUUAAACUGAAUUUAGAUUAUGUCUAUAAGUUAAACAUAUAUCAGACAUAUAAGUACAAACAUUUAUCAAACAACAUAUAUCACAUUAAGUGUAUCUCACAAUGGAUCGGUGGGUUCUAUUGGCUUUUAUCCUUUACUCCAUCUAAACGAUAUAAAUUUCUUGUACAGGGGACUCCAGUGAUAUUAAUUUCUUAAUCAGAUCUUUCAUCUCUACAUUGUCUUGUUCAUUAAUAUUUGAGUGUUCAUUAAUUGCCAGCUCCAUUCGUAAUUGAAAUAAUAAUUGGUUUAUUAUAUUUUUCCAUAUUGGGACGUUUUUAGUUUUCCAGUUUCUGGCUAUUAGAACUUUAAAAGCUACAAAACAAUAUAUAAUGCAAUUUCUUUCCAUCUUUUUUACUUAGGCCAUCUCAAAUGUAAUAAAGCUACCUCUGGCACAAUCCUAAGUCUAUAUUCUAUAAUUUUAUAUAUAAGAACAAAAAUCUAUUUCCAUUGCUUCUUUAUUUCAGUACAGCUCCACCAGGUAUGUAUGUAUAUGAACCUCUACUUUUUUCACACCUCCAGCAGAAAUCACUUGACAAAGUAAACAUUCUAGAUAUCCUUGAAGGUACCAGAUACCACUUGUUAAUAAGUUUAUAUUGAGUCUCCUGCAAGCUUAUACAAUGAAUAGCGUUCCUUGUCUCUAUUAAUGAUUUAUACCAUUCUAUAUUUGUGAUUUGAAUAUUUAAUUAAUUUUCCCAUUUUACUAAAGCAUUAAUUUGAUCCUCAUUUUUGUUCAUUUUCAUUUAGAACUUUAUGAACUUUAUUUUGGUAAAAAAAUACUACGUAAAUCCUCAUUUAUUCCUGUUUUACUAAAUCUUUAAUGUUGCUUCAAUGUAUACUUUACUCUUAGGUAGUUAGAAAGCUCAGAUGAAGGGACAUUAAACUUUACUGUUAAAUCCAAAAAUGAUUGUAUUUUAGAAUUUUCUAUAGUUGUAAUAUUAGAUCUUUUCCAGUUUGUCAAGGCUAAAUUUUCCAAGUUGGCCUCCAGUACCUCCAACGGCAUAAAGCUAAAAAUUGUUCCCUUAAUAUCUAGGAAUUUUUUAACAGAAUCCCAAGUCUCAUUUAAAUGUUUUAAAAUAUAUUUUUCAAUAUUAGAUAGGGAUUUAUGAUAAGAAUUCCAUAUUAUUUCAAACACAUUAGAUUUGUUCAGACUAUUCGUUUUCCAUCACAUACCAGUUUUUCUUAAAUUCUGUAUCCAGAGAUUAUAUAUAUGAGUAACUAUACUUGCAAAAUAGUUAUACUUAAUAUUAAGGAAAUUUAGACCACCUUUCUCUUUUUUUCUAGAAAGUAAUGGGAGAUUUAAUCUUGCUUGUUUCUCCUUCCAAAUAUAUUGAUUAAAACUCCUUUGUAUCAUCUUCAAUCAACUAUCUGGAAUUUUGAGUGUGAGCAUUUGAAGUAAAUAUAGCCAUUUCGGUAAUAGAUAUGCUUUAAUUAUAUUAGCACGAUACUUACACAUUUUUCUAGUCCUUCAGGGUAUGAUUUGUGGCUUUUAAUAAUUUAAAAAAUUAAUUUCCAUACAAGUUUUAAUUAUUUUUGCUUUUGUCUCUCCUAUAUAGUUUAUUACUUUUUUAGACCAUACAAAGCCAUACAUGGAUUUAAUUGAAUUUUUUAUCUCUGUUGUUAAAUUACAGCCCAUAAUAAUUGAUUUAUCUAUGUUAAUAUUAAAAUUAGAAGCUUCAGAAUAUUCAGUAAACUCUGCCAUUAAAUGUUCCAAUGACUUAAUUGGACCUGUUAGUGUGAUCAAUGUAUCAUCUACAUAUAGGUUUAUAUUUGAUUCUAGUGAUUGUAAUACAACACCUUUAAUAUUUAUAUUGUCCCUAAUCCUACAUGCAAAUGGUUCUAAAGAAAUUAUAUAGAGCAAUAGGGAAUGUGGACACCCUUGAUGUGUUCCAUUCAAUAGUGGGAACCAGUCAGAAUAGAUGUUUUGUCCUACAACUCUGGCUGAAGGUGAUUUAUAGCCUUGUGCAUCCACCCAUCUAUGCCUACUCUUUUUAAAGUCAGACUCAAAUAUUCCUAGCCGACCCUGUCGAAGGCCUUCUCUGCAUCCACCGACAGGGUCAGCAUGGGAAGGCGAGUUCUAUUUACUAGAUACAAAAUGUUCAAAAUCUUUCUAGAGUUCAUAUUAGCUGUUCUAUUUGGAAUAAACCCAACCUGAGCAGGAUGUAUAAUGUUGUCUAUGACCUUCUUAAGUCUGCCUGCCAGUAUUGAUGCAUAUAACUUCAGGUCAUUAUUAAUUAAGGAUGAGAUGGGCCUAUCAUUUUCCAUUUUUGUAGGACACUUGCCCUGCUUCACUUUUGGUAUUAUAUUGGCUCUUAAUAUUUCCUCUGGAAAUGUUCCUGUUUGUGUUGCUUCAUUAAACAUUCCUACCAAAUGAGGAAGAAAAAUAUUGCUAAAUUUCUUAUAAAAAAGACCAGUAUAUGUGGAGUUUUUUUGUCUUUCCAAUCUAUGUAUUGCUCUAGCUAAUUCCUCUUCUGUAAUGCUCUUAUUUAAAUUUUUUUUGUUUGGGUUUUGGACAGUUUUGGGAGUGUACUAGCCUGAAUAUAUUUUUCUAUUAAUUCUUUAUCUCCAUUUUUUAAAUUAUAUAAUGAGCUAUAAAAGGAUUUAAAAGCUUGUGCUAUUAAAGUUGGAUUAUAUAUUGGUCUAUUAUUUUCUAUAAUUUUUGAAAUUCGAUUAUUAGCCUUUUGAUUUUUUUAGCCUAUUUGAAAGAAGUCUGUUUGCCUUAUUAUUAUUGUUAUAAUAGGCUAAUUUUUAAUUUAGACAAAUUAAUAACAAUUUUUUCUCUACGUUUUAGAUUUAUUUUUUCUUGUAUUUUAAUUAGAUCAGAUAAUUUAUUAUAAGAGGGAUUCAUUUUCUUUUCUUUAGAAAUACCAUAAAAUUUAAUAUACAGUUCAGAUAGCGAUAAGCCACUUUUAUAAUCAUUUCCACUUUCAAGUUAAUACAAUAACCCCUUAUAACUGAUUUAAAUGUGCACCAAUUAUUGGUCCAUGAUGUAUCCUCUGGUUUUUUAGUUUCAAAUACAUUUUUAAUCCAUUUAGCCACUAUUUCAUUGUUUUUUUAAAUUUUUUUAACAGAAAAUUAUUUAAUUUCCAGGUCGAUCUUUUGUCUUUUCCAUAUUCAUCCUUCAAUUCUGAAUACUGAUAAAUAAUCUCAACUUUUAAAUAUCGUGAGAAUAGUAUUACAACCCCAUUUUAUUUUUUAUCUGGAUUUAAAGCACUAAAUAAUAAAGGAAAAUGUGUACCUCCUAAAGAUAUUAUUUAUAUCUGUUUCCAGUGGGUUUCCUGCAAGAAAGCAAUGUCAAUAUGCUCUUUUAUCAAAAAGUUUUUAACUAUGGAUCUCUUUUGUGGGGAGUUUAAUCCCUGUACAUUGAUCGAUGCUAAUCUAAACAUUCUUUAAUAAGUAAUCUCGCCGAUCCACCGUGACCCUCCAUGUGACAAUACAAAGACAUAGUACAACAAAACCAACACAUAUUUCCACCUCUCCAUAGAGAUGAAAGUGGAUAAAAACCCAGUCCAUAAGGAAAAAGGAACUGUGGCGGAACCAGCCUUGCCACUGUCCAAUGGAGAAGCCUGGUUGCUUGCCUGCUCCCUUCAGACUAUGGCCCAGCAUUUAAAACCUUUUAUUUUCCCUGUAGAAAGGCGUAUUCGUGCCUUUCUGCCGGGGUGGUCGGUAGAUUAAAUCUACCGAACAAAGUACCGAACGAUCGACCACCUGGGAACUGGAGUGUGCUGUCAAUUGACCGCACAGAAGCUGCGGUUAACCACACCUUAAUUGACAAACGCUGGUUGGCCUUUGUUUGUUUGCCGAACACGUGGCAGCGGCCAUUAUAACUCCCGAACGGCCAGUGGUGUUCAGCGCCCAAACUAUGGAACGGGAAACGGACACUUAUUUGCGCGAACACCGCUGAGCCGCCAACCUCCUUACCUCUGAAUUCAGUAGUGGAACCGAAUGACUGUCCAUUCGGUAGUUUGACCGUAUGAACAGCAUCACCCCAGAUAGCUAUGCCAUGGAGCAUAUUCGUGUAACGAAAUACUAUGGAAAAGACGUUGGCUCCAUGCGAUUGAACUGUAUGUAUGUGAUCUGAGCGCCAUUCUGUAAUAAUGUGCGCUCAGAUGUAAGCUAUCUGGGGAUAUGUAGAAUGUGUGUGUUUUAUGUGAUAAACCAUAUGUAAUUUUAUGUCUUUUUACUGAAAAUGUGUGUAAUGGAGUUUUGCCCCUGUCCUUGGAGAUAAUUGGAUUACUUCCCAAUUAUCUCCAGGCCAGAGGGAUUGUGAUGCAUUGAGGGAUUGUUGAAAUGUGUAAGCCUGUGAUUGGUCCUUUUACCCUUUGUGUCCCAGUCUUCCACCUGGUCCACUAGGAGAGUGUCCACCAGGUGGGAGACCUGCAUAAAAGCCGGGCAGGUAGCCCCAGUAAACCAAAUUCUGCUUGACCCUCAAAACGAAGUGUCAUCUCGUUCUUGGGGGGAAUUGGAUUGUAUGCUGAUUUCCAGGAGUGUAAGCUGAUUAUAUGCUUUUCCUGUUCGGCUGUUUCCAAUAUUCGUGUGUUUCCGGUUCGGGAGUUGGAGGAUUUGUGUAGUUUGCAGCUCGGGAGAUUGGUGUUUGCAGUAACUGUCCGUGCAUCUGGAAAGGGAAAUAACGGUUUUUAACCUCUUGUGUGCAAAACGGUCUGUUACAGGAACUCAGCAUCCUUUGCUGGUUCCAUCCAAAAGAAAUUUAAAUACCGCAAUUUAGUUAAACCAUCAUUUAUAGUGACGUUCAGAAGGAGGUAGGGGGAGCAUUCUUACUCCAUAAUUUUGAGACCUAUUUAACAUGUUUGUCUCUACCAAUUUCGUCUUAGUCUAGUCUUAUUCUAAGCUCUUAAUUAUAUUCCUUUUACCGAGAUUUACUUUAAGCAUAGAAGAAUAAUUAAUUAAUGAAUUAAGUAACUGAAUGCUUAAAUGCCCCCUCCAUCCAUCCUCCCCCACCGUCCCAGAUGUGCUUACUCAAAGUGCGUGGGAGGGGAAGAAGAGAGAGAGAGGACAUUCCAAAAAUAGGGAAACAUUCCUAAUUUAGUAAUAGCAAACUAUCAGUACAGUAUAGUACAAUAACAAUUUUACUUUACGUAUUCAUUUAAAUGCAUUGCCACUCUUCUGUUGUUCAUUAUAUUUUCCCUCUCUUCCUUUUCCCUUUUCUCUUCCUCUCUUCCCUCUGUCACUUUUAUAAUUUCAAAGUUUGCAUAUAAAAAAAUACAAAAUAAUAUUAAUAAAAUAAAUAAAUAAAAAAUAAAAAAAAGUCUAAGUGAAAUACCAUAUGUGACAAGACCAAUCUCGCCACAUUGCAUUGGAGAAGCCUGGUUGCUCGCCUGCUGCCUUUGGACUAUGGCCCCCUGUUAAAAGACAUCUUUUUUACCUGCAGAAAAGCUUCAUUCGUGCUUUUCUGCCUGGGGUUCGGUAGAUUUGUUUGAAUGUGUUAUACCCCAGAUAGGAAUCCCAUGGAGCCCAUUCAUAUGAAACUGACUGUAAAGACUUUGGCUCCAUGGCGAUUAAACUGUAUUUGUGUGGUCUGAGCAUCAUUCACUUAAUAAUGUGCGCUCAGACCUGAGCUAUCUGGGGAUAAGUUAAAUGUAUAGUUUUAAUGUAAGGUGUCUUACCUGAUGUAUUUUAAAGUGUUUUACUGUCUUUGUGUCCCCAUGUGCUCAAUGGAGUCUGCCUCUAUCCCUGGAUAAUUGGAUUACUUUCCCCAUUGUCCAGGAUAGAGGGCUCUGUAAAACCUGUUUGAGCCAGAUAUCCAUGUGCCAGCCAGGGCUCAAAAGAUACUUUUACUAACUUUUGAACCCCUGGUCGGAUUCAUGCCAUUUUUUUAAUAUGUUGUUCCCCUGAAUGGAUUGAUUGUGAAUAUGUAAUUUUAUGUGAAUGUGAUGUAUGGUUUUAGAGUUAUGAAAGUUGGGUAGAAAGUAUGUUUUAACUGUAUGUGUAAUUGAGUUUCCUCUCGGGAUAAGGGGAGGGAAUAUGUGGGAUGUAACUGAUAUGUGAUUGGUUGUUUUAUACCUCCCUGUGGGCGGUCCUGUAUUUGAAAACACUGUAAUAAAAACCAGGCUGGGUGUGCCAGCACCUCAGACCACUGCUUGACCCUCAACACGGAGCCUUGUCUCGUUCUUGGGGGGAUUUACUGUAUGCUGUUAGAGACUGAUUGCCAGGAGUGUAAGCUGAUUGUCUGCUUUUCCUGUUCGUCUGCUAGCAGCUAUUUGUGAGGUUCCAGUUCUGGAAUUUGGAGUGCUAUUAUGUAUCCAGUUCGGGAGUUUGGUGUUCUGCAGUAGCUGUGCCUGUAUCUCUGGAAGGGGAAGAUCUCCUGAACGGCUGUUAACCCCUUUUUACCCCUUUUGUGCAAAACGGUCCGUUACACCAUACAUAAUAGAUUAUUUAUUCCUGUGUUUAAUAUCUUCUAUUCCACUUUUACAACCAUCUAAAGUGUUUGUGUGCUUUAUCAAUCAUGCAUCAUUGAUAAUUUAUUACAGUGAAAUUUUUAUAACCUCAGAAAUUAGUGUAUUCUUUAAAAAAAAAUUAACAAAAUUGAUGUGUCCUCCCACAAUCUUCCCCCACUCACUCAGUGCCUCACGCUAGGAGGGGUAGGGGAAAGAGAGAGAGGGCACACCACGUUCCCCAUUUAGUGACUAGUGAUUAGUGCAAUAUAAUAUAACACCAUAUUUUGCAAAUGAAUUAUUUAAGUGCAUUGCUACUCAUAUCUUCCGUUACUUAUUAAUAUUUUUUUCCUUCUUUCUCCCUCCCCUUUCCUGUGUCAGUUUUAUAAUUUUAAAAUUUAUAUAUUCCCCUAAAAUAGUGUCUAAGUGUAAUUAUUUAUGCUAGUGUUUAAUUAUAUCUAUUCCACUUUUACAACCACUUCAAUUGUUUAGGUGUUUUACCAAUCAUGACUUAUUAAUUAUUUAUUACAGUAUCACUUUUAUGUCCCCAAAAACCUUGGUGUGUCAUCAACCCAUCUCCCCCACCAUUCCAGCACAUUGUGCCAGGAGGUAGAGGGGAGAGAGAGAGAGGACAUACCCAAAUCAUCUAAGCACUUCAAAAAAGAAUGCAACAAAUAAUAAUCUUAAAUUCUUCUUCUUGAAUUCCAGUGCCCAGAAAUAGAAAGGAAGAAUUUUUUAAAAAUGUUUUAAAUAAAAUAAAUUUUUCAGCUUUCAUUUAUCUGUCAAGACUUUCAAUAGAAUAGAAAAUUCCAUUCCAAAAAACUCUUAAAGAGUCCAGGAAGCCCCAUCUGAAUUUGACAUUGUUCUGUUUCAAUAUGGGGAUUUUUGCAGUAAAAGUAUUACGCCAUCUUCUUGUUUGAUAGGAGAGAUCUUGCAAUAUUAUAAUGUUCUUAAAUUCUGAGCUUUUUGUUGGGUGCUCUCUAUACACUUUUAAUAAUUUCUCUUUAAUGGAAUGGACCAAAAACUUCACCAUUACAUCUCUUGGUUUUGAUUCAUCUAUAUCUUUUGGUUUUCGUAAACGGUAUAUUCUCUCAAUAUGACCGUCUUGAUCUUUUUUCUAAAUCAUUUAUUUUCAGAUCAAUAUUUGUAAUUCUCAACUCUAGCUGUAAUAUAUUUUCUGCAGCUUUUUUAUGAUCUUGCUCAAAGGAAUCGAUUCUCUAUUCCAGUGUGGUUAAUCUGUCUACUACUUUGUUAAUUUCCUGUUUGAUUUCUUUGGAGUUUUUGUUAAUCUCAAGCAUUAAUGUUUGCAAUUGAUUUACCAUAUUUUGCUUUAUGAAUUCUUUUAACUUUUCUGGAGUUUCAUCCUCUUGAUCUUCUCUGGACAAUAUUAUAGAUAUAUUAGAUGUAUCGUUUUCUGAUGAAUCUUUGGUAUUAAUUGGAGGAAAAAAGUCUGAUAAUCUUUUCUCAGAUUUUUCAGCUUUAACAUUAUUCAUUUCCUUUUUCCUUUUAGUUGAUGCUUUUUUUGUGUUCAUUAUUGGGUUUCUCCUCUGUUUUCUCUCUAUUUUCCCUUAGUUUUUUUGAGCUUUGUUAUUUCCAACUCAAAUUUAAUAAUUAAUUAAAAAAAAAAUUUUUGUGUAGUAUGAUUCCUUUAAAUUUCAUCCUUUCAAUUGAGCUGUCCAUUAAGAGAGAGCAGAGGAAUGAAGAAAAAAAAAAGGGAAAAACAAUACCGAACGGUAGCAAAAAAGUAACUGUAAGAGAAUGUAUCCCCACUUUAUAUAACCUUUCUCUUUACUUUUUUUUCCUCUCCUCUGUAAUUUUUCCAUUACUCACAGUUCCUUUGUUUUCUGUUGUCAAACCCGAUUGAGAGAUAAGAGGAAUCUCCCUUAAUUCUCAGCACGUAUAAUAAGCAGGUCCCCCUUCGUAAUCAUCAAGGGAAAGCAUGGGGUUCACUCCUCACUCCAGUGUGGUACAAUAGCACAUCGACAGAUAGCCAGCCAUCGCCUGUCUGCAAUCUCACGUGCACCCACCGUUCAAGCCUGAGCUUGAAUUCUUGCAGUCAAGCCUCGGCCCAGUGUUUCCCAGUUCGUUUCUCCCAACUCCCUCUGAUCUGGCACAAAAUCGGGGCACUGGAGAACCAGCCAUUGCCAACCUCCAGUCUCACGCACUCCCACUGCCCGAACCCGGGCUCCUGUCCUUCUCUCACCGCCCACAACCGGGUUUCUGUUUCAUGUCUCUCAAACAGUCUCACUCAGUUCGCCUUUUCGCCACACGCAUUUUCAGCUUGGCGUCUUCCUUAUCCUGCCCCACCUCCUCCUGCCUGCCAGCGUGGUGACCUUACGUCUUGACGCUGUGGGACAGUCCUUCGCUGCAAUCUAUAUGUAUUUUAUGUUCUUCUGAAAUGUAAAUUUCUCAGAAAAUUGCAAGAUUUAGUAUAAAUAGAAUUGGCACUUUUCAGAUAACUUUAACAAAUACAACCAAAAUAAUGACCAUAUUACUUUAAUGAAAUAUACUCCAAGAUGCUGUGUGAGAUAUAUAAUAAGGUAGCACAAGAUGGCACAUACACUUUUAUAAAGUGUAUUUGAUAAAUUUUAUACAUUUCGUCCGUGCAAUUUUAUACAAUUCAUUAUUUAGUUCAUUCGUUCGGCACCCUCCUUGUAUUAAUUAAAAAUAGAAAUCUUUUCUCCUGCCCCUACCUACUGUGCCUCAGGUAGGUGCAUGUCUACUAAACCAGUCACCAGUCUUUUUUGUUUUUUUUACAGUGAGCAGCAACUAUUGCUGCUCAGUCGCUAAUCCAAUAAAGGAGGAUCUGGCACAGGUUCCCCAUGCCUCCAUGGUGGGGCACCAAAUAAUAUAAUUAACCUGGGUGAAAUAGUGUCUCACCGCCAUGCCCCACCAGUGGGAGGCUAAUUAAAUAAAUGGGGGACCUAGUGCCCCCCAUGCCCCAUGAGUGGGAGCUAUUAAAAUAAACCUAGUGGGCGAUAGUAAAUUAAAUUAAUGGGGGGGUAUGGUGUCUUUCCAACACCCACCCAUUGGCAGCAGGUGGGGCGUAAAUAACAGGGGGGUGGACCUAUUGUGCUCCUCAGCCACCACCAUUUGUUAAUAGGUAGAGGACCUAAAUAUUAAAGGGGUAGACCUAUUUCUCUUCCAGCCCCCACCCAUUGGUGGCGGAUGGGGGCCCUAAAUAAUAAAAAGAUGAAAACAUAAUCCAUCUUCACCCUGCAAGGGCUCCAUGCAGACUGAGCUUGCAGGGGAAGCCUUAUAAAGCUUUCCCACGCCAUGCAGUUUGAGUAAGAGUGCUCUGAUUGUUUGACUUAAGCCAAUCAUUCAUAGCACUCUGACCAUUAAAUCACGAGACUUGCUUGACACUGUGUCCACCCCAGUUAAUUAUUUCAUUAGGUGCUGCACAAUGGGGGCAUGAGGGACCUGUGUCAGGAGUCCGUUUAUUGUUUUUUCUGCUGGCCAGCAAUAGCUAGUCUUUUUUUAAUAACACUGUCUGUUUGCUAUUUAGUAGACAUACCCCUACUCACGGCACGGCAGUUAGGGCAGUCGGAAGGAUUUCACCUCUCUUGUUUACUAAUACUAAUUAUUUUUUACUUAGUAUUAGUAAAGUUGUCUGAAAGACCAACAUUUCAAAAAGAAAUGUCUUUUUGUAGUUUGUACCCUUCUGCUUCUUAGUAGAUAGAUCCCCAAUCCUUGUCGAAUUGCCAUAAGGAUACCAAAAAGAAGUUAUCUACCAAAUAGCUCUCUAAUUUAGUACCCAUAAGUAUGGCAAUCCCACAAUGGUAUGGAUUUAGGGAGUUAUCUACUAAACAGCUGCAAGAUGUAUGCUGCAGGGAUUGGAAUUUAAUUUGUCCAAUUAAAAUCCCGAAAUGAAAAUAAUGACUGAAUUUUGUCCGAAAACCAAUGAACAAAUGGCUGAAAUGAAACAAAUUUUUUCUAACUCAACUGUCCAUGUGCCUUUCUUACAUAAAACCUUCCAUGAUUGGCACCCUGUAUCCUACAAGAACUGACACCAGGAUUUUCAAUAUUCUGUUUGCGUAUUCCAUAUAUUCAGCUAAUAUGUUUUUGUGAGGUCUAGAAAAUAAGAUUAAAUGUAGAAGUACACUCAUCUAUCCUUGAAUUGAGAACCUGCAUCUUUACUCCCUGUCAAUCAUUGUUAAAAUUACUUUUCUGUCAUAUCUGUUCCUGCAUUGUGUAAUCUGGCUGUACCUGGACGGUACUGGGCUGUGAUGUAAUUUGCUAAAUCUGUAAGAUACAUUUUAAAAGAAAAUGGAACAUCACAUGGAAAAAGGGUAACACAACUUGUAGUUUUUUUUAAUGACUUGUUCAAUGGUGUAAUUUUCUGAGAAAUUACACCAUUGGCAGCGCCACAAUCUGCCACGGGUCGCCAAAUGAACAAUGUCCUACAGCAUUCCCUGAUGGUGUAUUUAUAUAGAAUCUUUUUUUCUCUGGCCCAUUUCUCUGCAGGUAUCAAUUCAUUCUUGGUGUACAUGGCCUACAAGGAUCAGUACCAACUCACUGACUCUCAGGUAUGUAGAGCUCAGGAUUGCACAGUGGUAAAGUUUAGUUCAUUAUGAACUCCUUCAGAUGAAGUAUAACUUAUACUUUCUUAUGUUCUGUGAGAUACCUGUAAUUUCUUUCCACAUUUUCCUAUUAUUUUGUUUAAUUCCUUGAAAUAUUACAAAGGCUUUAGUCCAAGUUUUGAACCAAAAUACAAUCUAGAAUUUAAGCUAUAUGUCUUUUAAUUAUAAAUAGUAAGAGUUGGUGCACUUAAAGGACCACUCUAGGCACCCAGACCACUUCAGCUCAAUGAAGUGGUCUGGGUGCCAGGUCCAUUUAGGGUUAACCCUGCAGCUGUAAACAUAGCAGUUUCAAAGAAACUGCUAUGUUUACAUUAGGGUUAAUCCAGCCUCUAGUGGCUGUCUCAUUGACAGCUGCUAGAGGCGCUUCCGCGGUUCUCACUGUGAUUUUCACAGUGAAAAGACGCUGCCGUCCAUAGGAAAGCAUUGAGAAAUGCUUUCCUAUGGAGUGAUUGAAUGCGCACGUGGCACUUGCCGCGCAUGCACUUUCAGCGCAUGACAUCGGAAGAGGGAGGAGAGUCCCCAGCGCCGAGGGAGCCCAGCGCUGGAGAAAGGUAAGUGUUUAACCACUUAAUCCCUCUUGAGCCGGGUGGGAGGGGGACCCUGAGGGUGGAGUGGACCCAAAGACCCUAUAGUGCCAGGAAAACAUGUUUGUUAUAUAUCAUCACCCCUUAUUUCAUCAUUCCGUUCAGCGAUGCACCACAAGUGCCACAAUACCCACAAUGAACAGGCUUAACAUCUUAAAAGUGGAGGCAAUUGUCUAUGUUCUAAACCAAAGUUACAUCUAGAAUUUGCUCUUUGUGUUUGUUCCAUCGUAAUAUAAGGAUUUCUAUUUAAUUGCCCACAUACGUAUUAUACACUGAUCAGUAACAACAUUAAAACAUCUGACAGGUGAAGUGAAUAACAUUGAAUAUAUUGUUACAAUGGAACCUGUCAAGGGGGAUAUAUUAUGCAGCAAGUGAACAGUCUGUUCUUGAAUUUAAAGUGUUGGAAGCAGGAAAAAUGGGCAAGUGACUUUGGCCAAGAAGGAAAAGAUGUCAGUGACUUUGACAAGGGCCAAAUAGUGAUGGCUAGAUGACUGGGUUAGAGCAUCUCCAAAACAGCAAGUCUUAUGGGGUGUUCUCAAUAUGCAGUGGUUAGUAACCUACCAAAAGUGGUGCAAGAAAUUACAACAAGUGAACCAGCAUCAGGGUCAUGGGCGCCCAAGGCCCAUGGAUGCACGUGGGAAGCGAAUACUAGCCCAUCUGGUCUAACCAAACAGUCGAGCUACUGGAGCUCAAAUUGCUAACAAACAUAAUGGAAAGGUGUCAAAACAUGCAGUGCAUUGCAAUUUGCUUUGCUUGGAACUGCAUAGACUCAUGAUAACCCCUGUCCAAUGCCGAAAGUGCCUUCAAUAGGGAUGUGAGCAUCAGAACUGAACCAUGGAGCAAUGGAAGAAGGCUGUCUGGUUUAAGGAAUCAUGUUUUCAUUUAGAUCAGGUGGAUUGCCUGGUGUGUGUGCAUCGUUUACCUUGGAAAGAGAGGGCAGCAGGAUGCACUAUAGGAAGGAGCCAGGUUGGCUGAAGCAGUUUUAUGCUCUGGGCAAUGUUUUGCUGGGAUACCUUUGGUCUUGGAAUUCAUGUGGAUGUUACUUUGACCCCUACCACCUACCUAGAGAUUGUUCGAGAACAUGUACAUCCCUUCAUGUCACUGGUUUUCCCUGAUGGAUGUGGCCUCUUUCAGCAGGAUAAUGUAACUUGCCACACUACAAAUAUUGCUCAGGAAUGGUUUGAGGAACAUGAUAAAGAAUUCAGUGUGUUGCCUUGGCCUCCAAAUUCCCCAGAUCCCACACCUUGCAACUUGCAGACUUAAAGGAUCUGCUGCUCAUGUCUUGUUGCCUGAUAUCACAGGACAAGUUCAGAGGUCUUGUGGAGUCCGUGCCUCACAAGAGCUGUUGUGGCUGCACAGGGGGACCUACACAAUAUUAUGCAGGUGGUUUUAAAGUUGUGGCUGAUCAUUGUAUAUAAAUUUUUAUAGGACUAAAGGGGUUUUCUUUUACUAUCCUAUGUAUAUAUCUAACACAAAAUUAAGUAUGAAUAAAAUAUUAAAUAUAGGAACAAUAAAAAAUAAUGAAUUUUUCACAUUUUUUCUUAUUUUACAUAUUCAGUGCAACUAGGGAAAAAUAACUCAAAUUUACAUAGUUAACGCUAACCCUCUACCAACCCCACCCCUAACGCUUUACAAACCUACCCCUACUUAUAUGCUUACACUUACGCUAACUUUAUAUCUACCCUAACUUAAACCCUACAUUAUCCUUAACUCUAAAACAGCAUUAAUUCAACCCAGCAUUAACCCUUACCACAUUGACCCUAACACUAAACCGACAACUAACCUACCUUCAUCUUCUAUGUAGCCCCCGUCUUUGGGCUGCUUUAGGUAUUACCUGUAAUAAUAUGUGAAGCAUUCUUUUUUUUCUAGAUAAUUACACUGUGAGUGAUGCUGGGAAGUUGGCAAAGUCCAGCCAUGAUCACAGUCAGCUUGGGGGCAUGCAGGCAGACCCUGUCAAAGUCUCUGUUCAGAACCUGGGCGUCUCCCUAGAGGAGCUGCAAGAUGAGAAUUGCCAUGACUGAACGCUCACUUUAAACUUUGCAUGCAGCUCAUUGAUCAGCCUGGCAUCACUAAAUUUGGCCCAAACUGACAGAGAAGAACCAGGGGUAUUGAACGAUACCUGUUUUUUUUUGGCAUGAGCUGAGAUUUAACCUUGAUCACACUAUGAUCUAGCUAUAGGCACUGGCAUGCCUAUUUAACCCCUUAAGGACCAAACUUCUGGAAUAAAAGGGAAUCAUGACAUGUCACACAUGUCAUGUGUCCUUAAGGGGUUAAAAAGCUGCAUGCAGCUCUUACUUUAAACACUACAUACAGCUCUUCUGUCAGUCUAAACAUGGCCACGGCCGACAGAGGGGAGCCACUCCUCGUGUGCGCAAUGGUUUAAACUUAUUCACACCGCAUUGCUGUCUAUGGGGAUUUAAAUCCAACUUCUUGUGUGGGUGGGUGCUUGUGGAGUAUGUUGGUUGGUGGAUUGGUUACCUGCAGUGUUGUUUGAGUGUCUUGAAAGGGGCUGCAGUGUUUGGGGAUAGUGAAUGUAGAGUGUUUGUGGAAAUAUGGGCUGUAGUAUGGGUUUUUGGAGACAUUGGCAAUGUGUGUGGGAAGUCAGAGGCUGUAGGGUGUGCGGUUGGUAUAAAGGCAUAGAGGAUAGGAGUUGUAGUAUGAGGAAUAGGGAAUAGCAGUUGCAUUGUGUGUGUUCAUAUUUGUGUGUGCGAUAGGGGUUGUAGUGUGUGUGUGCCUGGUAAAUAGAAGCUGUAGCUUUUGUGUACAUGAAACUAUAGUUAGUAUGUGCUGGUGGGUAUAGUCUCGUAGUGUGUGCUGAACAAUUGCUGUAGUGUGUGUGUGUUUGCAUUUGUGUGAGAGGCUGAAUUUGGUGUUCUAUGAUUUUGGAGACUUUUUGUGUGGUUAUAAAUGUGGGGAAGCUGCUUGUGGUGUUCUUUGUGUGGAACGUUACCUGAUGUUUUAUGUGCUUGUGUAGGGAGGUAUGUGGGGGGAUGCUGAUUAUGGGCUUGUAUGUGGGAGGAUGCUGCUUGUAAGGUUGUGUGUCUCAACAGAGGCUGUAGUGUGUAUGUUUGCUUGUAUAUAAGGCUGUAUUAUGUGUGUUGGCAGACAAGUAUAUAUCAAUAGAUAAGUGCACAAUAUGGAGUCUACAAGAUAUCAAGUGAAGCUCAAACACCUUGAGUGGUAUCCCCUAAACCACCUCUACAAGAUACAGAAAAAACAUACAUACAUAAGGUGGAGCUUCUUGCAUAAGCGUUCAGUAAAUAUCUGUAAUAAUAUAAAUACAAAGCACAAAUAGCGCAAUAUUGUUGUAACAGAAGUAAUCUAUAAAAAGACGUAUAUGGUGUCACUCACAAGUCAGCAGUCAUAGACCACAUAUGACUCGGAUGGUAAACGCUUGUGGACACUUUAAGGAUGUCCAAUCCUUUCUUAUGGUGACUCUGCUGGAAACCUGGUUUCUUUUGCUUCUUGAAGUGAUGAUGGUUAUUCAGUGUUCCCAGUAUUGGGUAUGUGUAUAUAGGAUACCACAGCAAAGUUUCCAAAAACAAUUUGCUUUUAUUGGUGAUCCCUAAUACAUAUACACUAAAAAACAAUGAUUAAAUAAAAAAUUAUAUAAAAAUAAAUAUAAAUAUCGGAUACAAGUGUCUCUAGAUGACUCAAUAGUCCAAUUAACGUGUUUUGGACAUUAAUUGGACUAUUGAGUCAUCUAGAGACGCUUAUGCAAGAAGCUCCACCUUAUGUAUAUAUUGUAUAUAUAUAUAUAUUAUAAAAAAUAAAUAAUUAAUUUAAAAAUGUAAAAAUAAUAAAAAAAUUAUAUAUAUAUAUAUAUAUAUAUAAAUAUGUAGUUUUAUUCUAACUGUAUAUUGAUAUUAAUAUAUAUAUAUUUAUAUCAAAAUACACGUAGAAUGAAAUUAUAUAUAUAUCUAUGUAAAUAUAAAUAAAUAAAAAUAAUACGAAAUAUACAUAAUUACAUAAAUAAUUUCAUAAAUAUACUCGUAGACUUCGAAUAUAUAUAUAUAUGUAUAUAUAUUUAAAUUCUACGUGCAUAUUUAUGUAAUAUGUUUACAUAAUUAAGUAAUUUUGUUGAUUUCAUUUUGGGGGACCUGCCUGACAACCCAUGCCAGAAGUCCAGAAAAUGUAAUUUGCUGGCACUAUAUUUAACCUAUAACUUUCCAAGACACCCUAAAACCUGUACAUUGGGGGUACUGUUUUACUCGGUAGACUUCACUGAACACAAAUAUUAGUGUUUCAAAACAGUAAAAAAUAUGACAGCGAUGAUAUUGUCAUGGAAAGUGAAGUUUUCUUCAUUUUUCACACAGAAACAGCACUUUUAUUGAUGAUAUGAUUGUUGUGAUACGUUUUACUGUUUUGAAACACUAAUAUUUGUGUUCUGUGAAUUCUCACAAGUAUAACAGUACCCCCCAUGUACAUGUUUUAUAGUGUUUUUGAAAGUUACAAGGCCAAAUAAAAGGUUUGAUUUUUCAUUUUUUCACAUUUUUGGCAAAUAUGUUCCAAAUAGGACAUGGGUGCAUGAUGACCAAUUUUGAAAAUUCCAAGUUGGAAAACUGGAAUGCGCACCCUCCUAAUAAGGUCUUUUAGCCCUCAGAGAACCCAACACACCUAUACAUGGGUUGUAUCACUGUACUCAGGAGAUGUUGCUGAACACAUAUUUGGGUGUUAUUUGGCAGUAACCCUUAAAGUUCUCAGUACAUGUAUUCUUAAAUUGCUAUGUGUGUCAAAAAAAAUCACCAAUUAUUUAAAAAAAAUUUAAUUUGGCAUAGAUUGGUGAUAAAAUGGUUGCAUGUAAAGAGUCAAAAUACACCAAGUUUAAUAUCUUAGGUUGUCUUCUUCUAAAAAAUAUAUACAUGUGAAGGGUUGGAUUCCUGACAGAUAUCAUUGUUACAAUGUAACUUUAGUUAAUUUUGAAAAACAAUGGUUAGGAAAUAGAAAGUGCUACUUGUACUUAUCACCCUAUAACUUGCAUAAAAAAGCUAAGAACAUGUUAACAUUGGGAUAUUUCUAAACUCAGGACAAAAUUUAGAAACUAUUUAGCAUGGGUGUUUUUUGGUGGUUGUAGAUGCGGAACAGAUUUUGGGGGUCAAAGUUAGAAAAGGUGUGUUUUUUUUAAAUUAUUUCAUAAUAUUUUAUAUUUUUUUUUAUAGUAACUUAUACGAUAUGAUGAAAAUAAUGGUAUCUUUAGAAAUACCAUGUAAUGACAAGAAAAACUGUAUAUAAUAUGUGUGGGUACAGUAAAUAAGCAAGAGGAAAAUUACAGCUAAACACAAACACCGCAAAAAUGUAAAAAUAGCCCUGGUCCCAAAUGGCAAGAAAAUUGAAAAGCAAUUUGGUCACUAAGCGGUUAAAUGCUGUAUCUGUCUAAAAAGUCAACAGCCUGUUUUUUUUCAGCAAGGAUUUAAGCCAUUCUGAUCCAGAUCCCCUUUGUUUCAAGUGGGCUGAUAAUUAUUUAAAUGCUGUUUUUGUCUAAAAAGUGAACAGCUUGUUUUUUUCCAGCAAGGAUUUAUGCCAUUCUGAUUCAGUUUUUCUUUUUCUCAUUAAUGGCACCAUAGAACCUUUCCUCCAGUUUUUGCUCAUUGUACAUCUACAUUGAUUCACUUAAGUCAUCCCCUACUUACACUCCCUCAUUACCCACAAAGCCUUAUUGCAUUUGUUUUGCAUAGUCCCUGUAUUUAUACUUGUAUUCAAAAAACUGUGAUUUUUUAAAUUAUUUCUUUUGAUUAUUUAAAGGGACCUCAUUGUGCCUUUGGGUCUUUUUCAUUAUUGCCUUGUAGGGGUAAACCCUCUAGGUUCCUAUAACACACCACCAAGUCCCUUAAUGGGAUUUCUCUUUCUUAUGGCACAGACUAUUUGCCUUUGCCAGUGCAUGGAAAAGACAAGUGCUACAGUGGCAACAUGUGACAGUUGUCUGAUACAAGUCCUGUUGCAAUGCAUGUGUUCUGUACCCACUGGAGGUUCAGUCUGCAAGCUCCCAAACUCCUCUAUAUUCAAGUGGGUUGGCUGAUGAUGGUGAAAUAUAAUCUUCCCACUGGCCGUGGAGCUCCCUCUCAGGUAGCGCCCUCUCAAUGGCUGGCCAGAGAGACCCUCUCAUCUCCCAUGUCAGUCUUGGCUCAUGGUCAUUGCAGCCUAUCAGGCAUUUACCUGAUUUGCCUGAUGGUCAGUCUGGGCUUGCAUAUACAUAUUCCCAAACACGCACACACGUACAUGCUCCAAGACAGACUGGCAUACACCUCUUUUGUAUCAAUAUAUAUAUAUAUAUAUAUAUAUAUAUAUUAUUUUAGCCACCCUCCGGCUUCCCUCAUUUCUAGGGAAAGGGGUAUUCUACCUUCACUCCCUUAGAGUGCUCAAAGUAAGCUAUAAGACACAACAUCCUCCUAAGCUGUUGUGAAAGAGUAAGGGGAGCUUAAGAACUUUUUCAGCCCACUAUUAGGAGCUGUUGCUAUUUCCUAAACUUUACAUUCACAGUGCCACAUUCUCUUGCUAUCACAGCUCACAGGUUGGGAGCUACAGGAAAUAUCAAAAUCUCUCAUCCAAAAAUUGCAGAUAUGUUGAUAAUAGUAGUCGGUGCUGCAUUUGGGGAUCGGGUACAUGAAACCAAAGUUCUAACCUAAUUUUAACCUGGAAGAUAAAUGUACUAGCUGCAAUACAUUAACAGCUUCAACUGCUUCAAUGGCUGUUUCCCCAAUUUAUGUACUACUCAGGAUACUGCUAGUGGGGCACAUGUGCGUGAAAAGGUGGAUAUGCUUAACAAGUAGUGCCUGAUCUGGAGCUGGAUUGAAAAUAUAAGUUAAAAAAAAAUACUUAAGAUCCACACACAAGACAUGAAUUUCUUAGUAGCAAUGCACAAAAUAAUGCUGCACACAUAAAAUGUAGUUUCAGAUCUUUUAAGGCCACUUAAAAUCAUCUAUCUCAGGAACAAAUAUGAGGAUUUUGUCACCCAAUGGCCCACCACUGUGUAAAGUACCCCAGUAUGUUGGGGCUCAUUACCUAGUUUUAUAAUGGACGAUAAGAAUGAACCUGCUACUACAAGUUUAUCUUUAUUGGUAACAGCUCCUAAAACAAUGAAUAUAUUAUAUACUAAUUUGCUUUAGUAGCUGUUAUAGUAAUACCUUCUUUUCAGCGUUUCAGUGUUUAUCCCUCCCUGCAAUUGACCCUGCUUGGGAACUCUUUCCUAAGUAGAGCAACCCAUUGCCAAUGACUCCAUCACAUUAGUUUCAUUGCAAGCGCACUAUCAUCAGAAGAGUUAUUUCAGUCACUGCAUUCCUAUUUUACACUAGCAAACACAAAACGUGCUUACUAAAGUAUCAUCACAGCAACUAGAGCUGUAGUUACUGUCACUGAGAGCUGGGAGGGUUCUCAAGCUCUCCACUGUAACUCGAUUUUUUGGCAAACACUUUAAUUUACUGAUAAGGUGGAAAGAGCAUGUUUUUAAAUAGAUUUAUAAAAAAAAAAAGGAAAACAUUUAAUAACUAUUCUGCUAACACAGUGCAUAGAUGAUUUUUUGUACUUAGUUUUUAACUAAAUUUUGUAUGUUCCAUGACAAGUCCAUUUUAAAGUGUUCCAAUAGGAUCUCCUUCAAUUUACAUACUUCUAUACUUCUCAAGCCACUUGUUAUAGAGCACGCUGGUGUGGAUUGGGGUCCUUGACUCAAAGAGCCUUAUCAGGACAUAAAAUAUACAUAGAACAAAAUAGGGAUUAAGUAAGCUGUAAAUUACAUAAAAUGUAUAUGGGCAAGAUUGGCAGGGGUUUCAACUGUGAUUUAUGGAAGUCAUAUGUGGAACAUGCUACUGAGUUAUAAACUGGUGCCCCAAUAAUUUAUCAUGCUUAUUUAUGUCUACAUGCUCUGUCUCCACAUUAUAAUCUGUUGUACUGUGUCAUUAUUCCUGGUAAAUUGUUCUCUUUUGUCAUUUUACUCUUUUGCUCCAUUCUCAUGUCUUGUAUAACAGAGGAAACAUAGAUAAAGUUUUCUUAUUAUUGACAGAUAUACGAGGUGUUCAGUGUGAUCCGGGACAUUGGAGCUAUAGCACAGGUCCACGCAGAAAAUGGGGAUGUUAUAACUGAGGUAAGAAUUUGCUUGUGGUUCUAAUAUCCUCUAGUGAUUAUUAUUUUCUAUUGUAGUGUUGCACAAUUGUAAAAUAUCCAAACACUGUAUAUAUUCAGAAAGAAUUCUGUGCAAACAAGCUUACAAUCUAAAGUUGGGUAUAGUUUUAAUGGUAAAAGUGCAAUUUGUCCAGAAGGGCGGCUAGACUGGAAGGUGUACAGUUUACAUCUAACUGAUUACAAUACUUAUCUUAUUAUCUUUUCUUGAUACAUGCAGUAGCUGAGCCUGUAACUUAAGAGGAUACAUUUGGUUAAUUAAUAGUUUCAAUUGUUAGCUUCUCUAAAGAUGUGAUUUUUAGGAUUUGCAAGUAAUAAAAGAUUAUACAAGUCCUUUAUACCUGUAAGCAUGUUAUGAAAAAUAACAAAAUAUACAUAUACAUUUUGUUUGCAUAAUGCAUAGAUAACAUUAGGGACUCUAUAACAAGGAAUGGUUAUGUUUCUUGUGCCAGAUUCUCUUUAGUUAAUAAACAAAACCCAAAAAGUGUAAAUUUAGGAAGGUGUCACUUUUCAGCAAAGUCUACUUCUGACUUUUAUUGUCGUCUGUGAAGUAUCCAGUCUACAUGCACUUAUUCAACGUGUAUUCUCUGUGUCUGGGAUAACGUUUAUCUGCUAUUGCCAAGGUAUUGGAUCUUUAUGGCUGUUAGGUGAUGUUAACUGCAUUUCUAUGUCAAGACAUGUAUCAAAGCAUUAGGUUUCUGUAAGUUGGUUUGUGUGUGUUGAGUGUUGGAUCUCUGUGGGUACUGAGCAUCAAGUCUUGUCUUGUGUUAUUGAUUCUCUGUGAUUAUCAGGUCUUUUAGUGUUGGCUCUUUAUGUACAUCAUGUCUGGGUAUUGCUUAUUAGGUAUUAGAUAUUAUUCAUAGAUAAAUCUCCACUUAACUACAAUUACAAAUUAACUGCUUACUAUCUCCAGUAUAUUUCUAUGACAUUUGUUCUGUAUGAGUUUGCCAUCAUUUUGUGUUUAUUAUGACAGAAUUUGGUUGUUUUGUUAUGGGUGUGUUCAAUAUUGAUUCUAAUUGUGAGGACUUUUUUAUUAUAUCAUUCUUGUUCCAGGAGCAACAGAGGAUCCUUGAACAAGGGAUAACUGGCCCUGAGGGACAUGUCUUGAGUCGACCGGAAGAAGUGAGUAAGACUUUACAUUCUUAACCUUUUCACUGGGCUUUGAAAACCUAAGAUGCAAAACUUGCCCAAACAAGUUUCCCAGUUGUGCUUGAGUCUUUCGGAAAGUCGUAGAUGCAGCACUGUCUCAGUUAACUGGAAAACAAGGAAUUGUUGGAAACUGACCAAAGAAUUUAAAAGUUUUAGGCCAAUAUUAAGAAAUUGGAACAAUUGGCUAACCCAGUUAUUUUUCAUAUACACUUUGAAAUUCAUUGAUGAUAUCUUUACACAUCAUUGUGAUUCGCAUGGUCCUCCUUUUCUGUAGGUUGAAGCAGAAGCUGUAAACCGCUCUAUCACUAUUGCCAACCAGACCAACUGCCCUCUCUAUGUGACCAAGGUUAUGAGCAAGAGCUCUGCAGAGGUCAUCGCACAGUCCAGGAAGAAAGGUGUGUAAGGCAACAUUUAAGGGUCAGGAAUAAUGAGAAAUUGGAAUGAAUGUUCAACACAUUGUGUAAGAUGAAUGUCUCUGUGAAUUCUACUUCAAUUUUACAUAAAUGAAUGAUAUGGAUGUGUUUUAAGAGGCAAGUGUAUAUGUUCUCACAGGUGCUGUGGUCUAUGGAGAACCAAUCACUGCUAGUUUGGGCACUGAUGGCACUCAUUACUGGAGUAAAAACUGGGCCAAGGCAGCAGCCUUUGUCACCUCUCCCCCUCUUAGCCCUGAUCCAAGUACUCCUGAUUUCCUCAACUCUCUGUUGUCCUGGUGAGUAUUGUAUCAGAUAUAUUCUGAGAAAUCCGCUACUGUGCUAACUAAAGUGACAAUAACCACCUUAUUGGUGUAGACAUAGUAUGCAUGGAGUCUAUGAAGGUACAAAAAUGGCUACAAGUACACUAAAAAGCAAUACAAUUGCAAAUAGUAAAACAUAAAAACAAAGAAAAAACGGAGCUAACAAAUGUAGAUAAAGUAAAUGUUAAUAGAUAUAUCCUUAUUGGAUAUUGCAACAGAGAGAAUUCCCUUUUGGUAUACAUACAGUGUCAGAUCUGGAAAAGAGCACAGCAAAACCUAGUGCUUUCCAUAAAAACAGAUACUUUAUUGCGCAUAAAAUUGAAGACUUACAGAAAUCCAGGUAUAAACAGGCACGUCGGGAGUACAACUCCUUAAGCAGUAAUGUCCGUGGUAUGAAACAAUUAGGUCCUGUUUCACAGAUCUCAUGCUGGCAUCGAAUUGAACCUGCAGUUGAUGAAUUCCCGUUCCAGCAGCGUGAAGUGAUGUUAUGCCUCUGAUGAAGUAGGAAUCACCUACGAAAUGCAUUAGGCUAAUCACUGCAGUGUCUUCAGUGGAGCGUAUUACAUCAUAACAUCCCACUGCUGGAAUGCACACCUGAAUUCACCAACUGCAGGUUCGAUUCAAUGCCUGCAUUCACCCUGUGAAACACUGAAGGACCUAAUUGUUUGCUGCCACGGAUAUUACUGCUUAAGGAGUUUAUCUCCAGAUGUUCCUGUUAAUACCUGGAUUUCUGUAAGUGUUCAAGUCUAUAUGCAAUAAAGUAUCUAUGUUUUGCUGUGCUGUUUUCCAGAUCGGAUACAGUGUGUAUACAGAAGUGGAACACUCUGCUGGAAUGCCCGAUUAGGAUUUAUUUAUUGACAUUUACUUUAUCUACAUUUUGUUGUUCUGUUUUUUGUAGCUAUUUGCAAUUGUAUUGCUCUCCAGUGUACUUUCAGCUACUGCUGUACCUUUGUUUCUAAUAAAUGCUGAGCAGUCACUGUAUUUACCGUUGAACUUUUUUGUUUUAUUUACACUUCUGUUUCUUUAAUUCUUUAAUCUAUGUUUAUAAUAGUCGUCGUAUUUUAAUAUUAUCAGAUAGUGAAAUGAAACCCCCUGCCUUAGAAUAAUGUAUUCCAACUGUGACUUGAGGGUUGUGUUUCUCUAAUGGCUACAAGUAGUGGGGAUUGGAGCUUUUUUAACCUCUGUAUAGCAUGGCUAAAUCUUGUGACAUAUUGAUUGUCUUUGUCUGACAUUAAGUGUGCUCUUUGUUACUUUGUAGAGUAGAAAGUAUUUAUUUUGAAAGGGAACUCCUGAGGUUAAUAUUUGUCUCCCCAUCUCCCAGCGGUGAUCUACAGGUUAGCGGAAGUGCCCACUGCACCUUUAAUACAGCUCAGAAAGCUGUUGGAAAAGACAAUUUCAAACUUAUUCCCGAGGGAACCAAUGGAGCCGAGGAGAGAAUGAGCGUCGUGUGGGACCGAGCUGUGGUGCGUACAGAGUGCCAAGCUUGAGAAGAAAAGUUUGGUGUGGUGGGGAAAACAUCAGAGGUAUAGGAUUGUGUUUAAGGGUUCAAGUUUAAAAAAUAAAUUAUAUUUUGGAUGGGAGAACGCAAAUGAGGACAUAAUACAUACAAAGAGUUCAAAUUAGUUCUCAGUCAAGCUUUCAAAUAUGUAUUACACUUCUAUGUCCAGACAGACUCAGCAGCUUUCUUAAUUGGUCAAAGGAUCAAGGUUAGAUUUGUAGGUCAAGAUUAGAUUAUUUUUUUAACUUACAUUAUGCAUCUGCUGUCUAUUUUUAUAUUACUUUUAUGAAAUUUAGGUCAUGUUGCAGUGGUCAGGGGUGAAAAAAGGGACAAGUCUUUCUAUUAAUGUGAGAAGAGCAGUUGCAGCUCAAGUAUUUUGACUGAUCUUUCCCUAGGUAACUGGAAAGAUGGAUGAAAAUCAGUUUGUGGCUGUCACCAGCACUAAUGCUGCCAAGAUCUUUAACUUGUAUCCAAGAAAAGGACGGAUUGCAGUAGGAUCGGAUGCAGAUCUGGUGAUAUGGGACCCCGACAGUGUGAGGACAAUAUCUGCCAAGACACACAAUAGUGUAAGUGCUUGAAAAGUAUGUAUUUUUUUUUAACAGGCAUUAAAAGUAAAAUAAAAAGGUAACACCUACUGUGACAUAGGUAUCAAUCUAAAUUUGCUGUAUUUGUACCAGAAAGUCAGAAUUUCUAGCAUUUCUGUGACUUUUUGACCUAAUAUUCUCUCUCUCUCUCUCUGUAUCACAAUCUAGGCAUUGGAGUAUAAUAUCUUUGAAGGAAUGGAGUGUCGAGGAAGUCCUCUUGUGGUGAUAAGCCAGGGCAAAAUUGUACUUGAGGAUGGGAAUCUUCAUACUAUUGAGGGAUCAGGACGAUACAUUCCCAGGAAACCUUUUCCAGACUAUGUGUACAAACGAAUCAAGGCCCGGAGCAGGGUGAGUUUUUAGGGAGAGUCGGGGUGCGGGUAAAAAAAUAAUUUGAAUGAUUAAAAAAUGAAAGCUUCAUGGUACUUAUAAGUUGUAAGGUGGUCUUGGUGGCCUUGCAAGAUGUACAUAUUUUAAUUUGGGAAUCAAUUCUCUGUAUAUUGAAAGACAUUACUCAAUAAUAUAAAUGUAAUUGUCUCCAGCUUGCUGAGCUGCGCGGAGUCCCACGUGGAUUGUAUGAUGGCCCUGUUUGCGAAGUCUCAGUGACCCCAAAAGCAGUUACACCUGCAUCUUCUGCCAAGACAUCCCCUGCCAAACAACCACCGCAGCCAAUAAGGAACCUGCAUCAGUCUGGAUUCAGCCUGUCAGGUAAAUAGCUUCACUUUAAUACCAACCUCAAGGUAACACUGCUACAGUUUUGCAUUUCACAGUUCAUAUGGUUACACCUUGCAUAUAAUGUUAUUUUCCAUGCUAAUCUUCCCAGCACAAAAUUUUAACUAAUUGUCCUACUGCUGACCAUUCAGACUAUCCAUUUAACCUACUAAUCUUCUUAUCUCAAUGUGACACUUUCCACUUGUUGGAAAUGUGAGCUCGUCAUUUCUCCAAACCAAUGUGAACAACCACAUCCAAAUCUGAAUAUCAAUUCCCAUACUAUUGGGAAAAACUGUAUUUAAGAGCAAUGAAUGCAGAGAUUCCAUCACUAGCCUAGUUCUGUAGAAUAAUUGUAUUAAAAUUACAGUGGUGGGGCGGGGCCUGACUGCCAAAUGGAACGGUCGCAGGCAGAGCGAGCUCCGAUCGAGAAUCUACGAAAUCGCUCUAAUACCGACACUUAGACGCAAAACAAUUGUAAUCUGAGGACUGGACAGAGCCUGCAAACAGCUCCGCUUAAAUCUAAGGCUUCCCUGAUGCAACUCAAGCACCACUGCGGCCUACCUGGGGGCGACGGCGUGAGAGAGGCGGCCACUCUCCCCACCUGAUCACCUGCAAACAAAAGAUGAAGCAGCAUAGAACCCUGUCCCGGCAUCAUCACUCCAUCCACGGGUGUAACUGUGGCCUCGCACAAGCUUCAACUGCAACUUAACUCUGACCCCCUCAAGCAAUACAAGAUGGCAGACGCCAGGCCUCACACCAAACCACGAGGCACAACAGAGUCAACACUAGCAAAGCUAGACAAGAUCUUAGAGGAAUUUUGGUGAAAAAUUGAGGAGAGGCAACAGAGAGCAAACUCACACCACCACUCAUCCCUGGCAAUCCAGCGGUACAUGCCGACCCCACAGAGGCGGAACAGCUUCACACCCAGGCGCCGAAAGAGAACACGACCCGGGCGGUCAACUCCAGGGGGUAAGUCGGCUCAUAGAGUCCCCCCACAGAGACCCCCUCCCAAAAGAGGACCUACCCAGUCCCACCGAGAGGAGCAAAACCCAGGCCCAUGCGGCACACGGAGCCUCCCGGAACAACCAGGAGCUUACCGUCAGACACGAUCACCUGGGCCCCAAGGGCCGAACGCAAAGGGCUGGAGAGGAGCUCCAUGUUACACCCUACCUGCGGCAGUGCUGCUAUGCCUUAGCCUCUGCACAACAAGACCCCAGCGGGCACCUCAGCAAGAUCUUGCACGGAGCCCAGGGCCGAAACAACACUGCACUGGGACUACAGUAACAAGAGACUCCCCAAGGAGCCUCCAAGCGGUGUGGGCUGACAGCCACUAAUAGACACUACGAUACCUGCUCUCAGACGCUUGAGAACUCUAAUAAAUCCUACGUACAACAACUGACCAGUUAAUUCACCCAGUGGUACCCUUAAGCAUUUAAUCCGUAAAGCAUGAUGCAUUAAUUUACUAACAAAAUCUACCAUCUCUUCAUGUACACAUCGUAAAAUGACAUGCAAUCACCACUAGUAUUAUGUAUUAUACUGAGCACUACAAUAACCAGACAGCCAGAGUUUCUCUACAUACUAAGCACCAGAGCUAGUACUUUACUAACACAUGUCCACCCAACACAAUGGUAGAUAGGCUUAAUUGUUUUGCUAUGUUAAGUAGUUUUAAAAGGCUAUGACACACCACAUAUCUGUAUAGCAUGAGUUAAAAAAAAAUAUUUGUGCAUGUUUUUUCCAUGCCAUGUUCCUAUUUUAAUAUUUAUGAAAAAGCAUUGUUUGCCCCGCUGUUGUGGCGAUGCAAGCAUCUUCUGUACACUCUUUGCGCAACAAAAAUAAAGAAUAAUAAUAAAAAAAUUACAGUGGGACCUCGGUUUACAAAUGCCUCGGUUAACAUAAUUUUCGGUUUACAAAUGAAAAUCCAUUGAAAAUAAUGCCUUGGUUUACAAUUUUUUCGCAAUACAAAGCAAGUUUCCGCAGGAUGCAUUGCACCUGGGAGGUUUAUAGCACUGCCCCCUGCAUGCUGGAGCCUGUAGGUAGCACGUGGCGUUGAGUGUGGAGGUGUUGGAGCAGCUUUUGCAUCGAGUUUUGGAGCCAUUAUGGAAAUUUUUUGCAGUUGUUUUGGGACUUUUUGGUGCAUUUCUCAAGCUGUGGAAAGGAAGUGAGCUGAGCUUUGUCGUUUGCAUGCCUUUUGUUGUGUGUUCUGCAUUGUGGGUUGGUUUCCAUGCCAGCUCAUUUUGACUUUUUUCUGACCUCCAGAAUGGAUUAAUUGGUUUUCAAUGUAUUCCUAUGGGAAACCGCGUUUCAGUUUACAAAUUUUUCGCAAUAAGAAACAUACAGGAGAACGCAUUAAAUUCGUAAACCGAGGUCCCACUGUAGUUUUAAGCAGGCAGCGUGAGCAGUGAUAAAGAUUAAUGACCCAUUGCCUGAGUAUAAAGGGCGCAGUGGCUAAAUCUACAAAUAUUUUUAUAAGGGAGCAAAACCUUUUUUUCCGAGUUUUAAAAAUGGCGUUGUUAAAAAUGUUGGAGACAGGUGCUCUACAAAGUUAUAUCAUCUUAGUUUAUUUUGGCUAGUACGGUAUGAAAUUUAUGAAAACAAUCACAAUCUAAAUUUCAUAAUUCUUUUUUUCUGCUGGUAAUGCCAACAAAGGCCAUGAUUUAUUAUUGUUGAAUAAGCUUUUCAAAUGAUUUAAAAUUUUUGGAUACACAUUUAAAAUGAGUUCAUAUUAUGAAAAAUAUUUUAACUUUGAAUAUUUUAACAUUUUGAUUUAUUGCUAUAUUUUUAUAUAUUAUAUAUAUUAUAUAUAUUUUAAAAUUAUUAUUUUUUAUUUUUUUAUAAAUGUUUAUCAAAAAAUAUGAAAUAUUUUGAAAAGCUUAUCCAACAUUGGCCUCGAUUUAAUAUUGUGUGAUAAGCUUUCCAAAUGAUUUAAUAUUAUUGGUAAACUUCUAAAAUAAUUUUUUUAAAAAUAUUAAAGUAUCGAAAUCAAUAUCAAUCAAUAUAAAAAUAUUACAAAAAUAUUUUUCAGAAUAUUAAAUAAAUUUAAAAAAGUUUAACUUUUACAUCAUUUGGAAAGCUUAUGCAAAAAUUUGAAAUUGAGAUGCAAAAAGUCAGAAAAUUUUAUUUUCACUUGGUUCACUUGGUUUAAAUUGUGAAUUCACUCUUAAUUUCACAAUGCGAAUAUGAUAAGCACACAUUGCACGGUGACUCCUUAAGGACUGAGGCAAUUGUCCAACUUCUGAACCAAUAAUAGAAUUUGCUUUAUGUUUAUGUUCCAUCAUAAUUUCAGGGUUUCUCUUUAAUUGCCCUCAUACAUAUAUAUUGUUUUUAAGGGAAAGAAGAAUUUGGAUGUUAACCUAUUUUUAAGACAACCCUAUACCAACCCACCCCUAACCUUAUAUGAAUCCUGCCUCUAAUAGUACACGUACUCUACACCUACCCUAACCUUGCUCCUGACAUUAAUCUUAAACUAUUCCUAACCCUAAUCAGGGGAGAGAUUUCCCUGCUAAAACAGUAGGCAGCAUUCUGUGAUCGCCAUCUACUGAAUAUUUUUUUAGCAUGACAUAAAAUCUCCCUCUCAUGUGAUCACUAUGUGUUUGGAAAUGGGCACCUAGCAAAACCCAGAACUCAUCAAAAUUGACAGGAGGGCAUUCAGGGGACCCUGCCAGGGUCUUUUCAGACUCUGGGUGUCCCCCUCAAAUGGGAUGGCUCAGAAUCACUGCGGCUGAGCGUGAUUGUAGAUAUUUAAAUCCCAUUUACCAGACUGUAUGCAGACCUCGCUUUGAGCGCGGCAUACAACUCGUUUUGCAGUCUGGCCCCAGCUAACAGAGAGGACCCACAGAUAUUAAUAGACACCUGAGUCUGAGGGUUACAGAAAGCCAAAUGCAUUGAUGAUACUAAUAGGUGACAGUAAUUGAUCAGUGAGGAAUAACUAUUGAACAUUGCUUAUACACAUCACAAAGUGAUUAGAGGUUUUUGUUCUUAUACUUAAUAUUUCUGAGAAUUGGUUAGUUGUUAGAAAUGUGUUUUCAAGUUCUUUGAUGUUUUAAAAUUUCGAUAAUCCUUUUAAAGUGUCAGUAACUCCUCUUCGGCAGGAUUGUCAUCGCUGAAAGUUAACUGUUUAAUGUUAGACAUAUAAAUGAAUCCAGCUCUAUAUUCAUAGCCCAUUUUCCUAAAUAAUCACCUUUUCCAAGAUGUUUUCUUUUGUGUCACCUAAAAAAUUCCAUGUUUCUUGCAGGAGCCCAGGUUGAUGACAAUAUCCCUCGGCGUACUACACAGCGCAUAGUAGCGCCACCUGGGGGCCGUGCCAACAUUACCAGCCUUGGCUAAUUUCUUCCUCCUCCUUCUUCUACCUCUGCCCCAGGAUUCCGCUCCUUUUUCAAGUUGAAUGAGUCCGAAAGGGUUACUGGUUCCUGACAUUUGUUAUAGUCUUGUGGGGAGUGACUUCACUAGGAACAAAAAUCAGACUGACAAGGAGAUGCUUACUAACAUCUAACAUAUAUAUUUAUAUAUGUUCGUGGUUACAUUCGUACAUAUAUAUUUAUAUUGAAAUGCAGUUAGUUACUCUGACCUAUACAUAACGGUACAUACAGUUAAAGUUAUGUAUCAGUUUGUAUGUUUACAUGUGUGUAAAUAAAUAUAUAUAAAUGAAUAUAUUAAUGUACACACGCACACAAUCUUCUGACUUAUAGUUUGGAGAAUUCAAGAAAGCUGCAAGGUCUGUAUUCCUAGGGCAACGUCAACCCGCUUCCCCAUGUCCUCCCGCUUAACUCCAUACAACUUCUGGAUCCCUUAAUGUCCCCUGGUCCUGCAGAGGAUGGUGACAGUUUAGAUAUGCCAAGGCCUUUCCACAUAACACAUACUUUAUAAAUCAAGUUAACCUUUAAGGCUAAAAGAAUGGGAUUAGAGUGCAUCAUUAGCAAACAAAAAAUAAUCUUAUAUGCACAUAAUUUCCCAAAGAGAGACGUAACAUUCUGUAGAUCUUAUUAAGUUUGAACAGCUGUCCCCAAGUUGUUGAGAUGAGUUUCCAGGUACUAAUUUUUAAUUUUACAGUUUUCUUCACACGUUGGUAAUAGACUAACAAAUAAAGGGAGAAAUGUGGAUGGAAGAUGAGUGCAAGACAUGGCCAGAUCUUUACCAUGUUUUCUACAGCAAUGGCAAAAAAAUUGUAACUGUUUAACUCUUAACUGCACUGAAGUCUUCAUAUUGCUUUUAAAUAUCUUCCUUGUUCUUCCAUAUCUGUUCUUGUCUAACAGUGUGUAAAUUGUGCAUAUCCUACAGCUGCAAAGAAUGUAGCUAAGGUGACUCCUGAAGGCCGAAUUUCAAUCAAGCAGAUAAAGAUGUCAUGGGUUGAAGCAGGAUUAUAAGGGGAUCCCGGUGCUGAUAUUCCAGGGUAGAUGUUACAUUCAACCCAUUUUUAACCUAUUGUGGGAUUUGUGGUUGUGUACCUGAGUGCAGGAGGUGUUGUGCUAAUGCUUUUAAAUGUGUGUAGAAUGAAAAUGUGCUCUCUCUUUCUCUCUAUUCCUCUCCAAUGUCUUAAAUAGCAAAGAGAUAAGUCUUGUGUCUUAUUCCCAUAAACACUUUGUGUUCUGAUUUCUUACCACAGAAUCCACUAAUAAACGGUUGUGCUUUCAAACUGAGACUUUCUUAUGCCUUUUACUGUAUUUGCACUAAGAAAUACGACAAAGAAAAACAAAUAAAAGUG
Messenger RNA from Pelobates cultripes (western spadefoot toad), 90178 nucleotides. Lineage: Eukaryota; Metazoa; Chordata; Amphibia; Anura; Pelobatidae. The record is from the annotation of a GenBank genome assembly.